GUGCUCCGUCAGGUGUUUUGCGCGCGACAGAUGCACGAUUCCCGCCCGCCUGCCUGGAGAGGGGCGCCCGUCUUCGCGGGAGCUUCGCAACGCUUCAGCCCACGCCGUGUGCAGCACGGCAGAAAGUUCUUCACCCGAAGCCUCCCGCCUUUUCGACAACGCCAAGCCCCCUCCCCGCCCGCCCGCCCCACAACCCAUUCCCUCGCUUCUGCAGCACCGCCGCUCGCGCGACCUGCCCGCGGUCAGACACCCCGCCCCCUCCCGCCGCGCUGCCAUUCAGGCCUCCCGCAGCCAAUCGCGCCGCCUUCUGUCACCCCUCUCCCCACCCCCUCCUGGGAGUGAGGGGAGGGCGGUGAGCUCGGCGGAGUCUGGCGGGGGGUUGAAGAGAGUUGGGUGGUUGAACUUUUUCUCUCUUGCGCGCCCCCCCUCCCCUCCUCGCCGAGUUUGCUCCGCGCGCCGAGGCUGCCUCGUCUCGCCUCCUUUCGCCUCAGUGGCGCACCGAGAGCGUCCUGAAGGCGGCUGCUGUCGGGGCUUCGCCGCUCCUCCUCCUCCCGCGCUUCCUUCUCGCCGGCGCGCGUUAUACACAAAGCCAUGGGGUUUCAGGAGCCCGGCGUGCCUUUGACCCUUCUCCUCUGGAUUACGGCUUCUUCCUGGGGCUGCCUGCCCGGAGUGGCGGCCGGCGGCGCUGCUGCUGCCUCCGCAGCCGCCGCCGCAGGAGAGGCGGCUCGCAGGCAGGACGACUCCUUCUCGGCGGCCAGCGUCUACGGAGCGAGGUGCACCUCCAGGUGCCUCAGUCUGCAGAUCACGCGCAUCUCCGCCUUCUUCAAGCAUUUCCAGGUACGGGCGGCGGCGGAGGGAAAGCGAGAAGCUUCCCGGGCGGGCGGGCGGGCAGGGCGAAGCCUCUCUCCCUCCGCAGAGACUUGGUUCGCACCUGGCUUGCUCCAACUCGCGCGCUCCUCUCCGCGGGAAGGAAGCGCGAGGCUGAGCGGCUUCAGCCGUGAGAGAGGGAGCGGGAGGAAGGGGACGAGGGGACGUGAGGGGUCGCGGGCGGCACCUGCGCGCAAGGCUGAGGAGCCUCCUUCGCGUUUUACGCGAGUCCCGUGGAACGCGGCGGGAUUUGCUCCCCGGGAGACACGCGUAAAACUGGAGGAGGAGGGGGGGGGGCUCGGGAGGCGUUAAGCGCAGUGAGCGGAGAGCGGCAGUUGCCCCCCCCCCCCGAUUACUUAUUUACACAAACCCAAGGGUCACACACACACACGUCUCUGUGAUUCUAAGGGAGAAGUGGAUUCGUGUUUGCAUUGACCAUAGAACCAGAAGGUGGUCAGUUACUCCGGAUCAAGCCACGCCGAUCUUGAAGUGGGGCGAUAGGGGUGCCUGGUCUGACAGGGCGAUCGCCGAACCUCUGAAAGCAGAUUAUUUACUCCUUAACAGUCAUCGCAAUCCCACUAGCAACUCACACAAUUAAAAAAUAAAUAAAUAAGGGCUGACGUCCCCUUUCCUUUCCGCGAUGCCUGUUCACGUGUGGGACAUAUUUCCCAUCUACGUUAGUACAGUAAUUGUUAUUUUACCCGAGUGCUCAAAGAGGUCUCUAUUCUUUCUAGUGAGUGCGAGUAACUAGAGAGAGGUGGUUAUUCUGGAUUCACCAACCCAUGAUAAAAGUUUGUGGUUUCCAGUUAGCUUCUUUCUUACUGGAAAGCGUUAUGGCAUGUCUAUAUUGCUUGACUCCUGAAAUUGCUGAAAAGGUAGAAGGUACACAGGGGAAUCCCUCCCUUGUUCAAUAAAACAUUCAGUUCAUUCUUACUGGACCCUUUCAGUACAAGCCUGCGAGUGUCUGCAUGUGUGAAUGAGAGAGAGUCCUGGUAGAUGCUGAAGUUGUUCUUACACUUCGCUGUGGCUGAAUGCAGCCCUGCAUUCUACAGUUGUGUCUUUGCAAUAAGGCUCGCAACCGGUUUGCUAGUUUGAUUGGCCAAGAACAGUUUAGCACCCAAGCUGCUUGAUUCUACUGAAAUCACGGGCUUUAGAUGUUCCAGCCUGCCUAACGCAGCAUAGGGUUGGGCUGUAAGUUCAGAAAACAGGGCUCUUUGAAAAAGGUGACCCCUGAAGGCAGGGAGGGAAGAAGUUAAUUUCUUAUGUGGAUCUCUGCAGGUGUCCCAUUUACUUUGCAUUUCUUUCUCUGGCAGUUAUUUUGAUAGCACAGAGUGUGUAAUGUAGCUUCUGUGCUUCCUGCCAAAGGCAAUGUGCUGGAGCAAUUCUCCCUGAUCACUCACGUGCAGAUCGUGUUUUGAUUUUGCCUGGAAAAAGAAGCAGGAGACGAUAAUGGCUCCUUUUGCUUUUGACUCCAAAAGCAACUGAAUGGGGGUGGUGAUGUGAUAAUCAAUAACUGUAUUUUCUGUUACCUACCCUAAGCAUUUUUGCAGCAUAUAGUAUCUUGUUUCUUAUGUAUGCACGCCUUUAAAAAGUAGGCACAUUUGAUGGUACUGUGUUUUAGGUUGACAUUCUGAUAGUAUGAAGUGGUAAGAUGAUGGGACCAUAAGCUACUUUAUAUUCAGAAUUCAUGUGUGUUGGGGAAUAGUUUUUCCUUCAGUAAAGGUUUUCUUGAUUUUCAUUGUUUCAGAAAUUCAUUUAUAUAAAUGUUCAUUGUCAGACCAGAAGAAAAAAGAUACAGCAAAACAUCCCUCUAUACUGCCUCUUAGAAUAUGGAUGUUACAUGCAACCAUGGUUUUAUUGUGCAGAAUUACAAAAACCUCGUACAGAAUAGGUACUGGUUUCCUGAGUGAGAGGGUUAUUUUUGUAGCCUUCUGAUCUGUUUUUUUUUAAAAAAAAUUAAAAGAAAAAAUAAAUUCAGGCUUUUCCUGCCAUCACUUUCUAUGCUUAAACUACAGUUACUCUAAAAAUCCAGAUGAGCACAACCUCUGUGAUCAUGUGAGGCUAACAGCACAAGCCUUUAUCUUGGCACCUACUCAGAAGUAAGUCUCAUUAUGCCCAAUGAGGCUUCCUCUUAUGUAAUAGAAUAUAGGACUGUGGCCUAAUUGUAUUUCCCCCCCAGUCCAAAGCUUGCUAUCUAAAUGCGCAUCUGCGUCUCACAAUUAUAUUCCUUGGACCUUUGAACCUUGCUUCUUGUAUGGGUAUGCAUGAAUCUAUUGGUGUUGUUUAGUUCUUCUUCACUUCCUGGCAAUUCACACCAUGGAACAGAAUCAUCCAGGUAUCUGUUCUGCCAGUGCAGCUUGCAUGAGUAGUUCUGGGAUAACCAAGGCAGGGAUAAAGGGCACCUUGUUUAACAAGGAGGCUAUUUGUGUGCAUCUCUUGCUUAUUGCAAGCGUUCAAUCAACAGCGUGGGAAGCUGCCGGGUGGGAGGGAUACAGUGUGUCCCCUAAGGCUACAAUCCUAUGUCCAGUUAAGUGUGCUUAAGCUUUGUUGAAAUAAAUAGGAUGUGGGUGUGUUACAGGGUACAGAGUUGUAGUCUAGUUGUAGAGGGCACCUGCUGUUACAUUUAUACAGAUGUGGCCUCUCCAGAUUCUACAACAGAACAUAGCAUAUCUUGUGCCACAGAGUUCUACUUUCAUCAAUUUGAGUAGAUUUUAUUUCAAAGAUAAGAGCAAGCUGGCUACUGGUAACUCCAAUAUGGACAUAUUUAUCAUAUCCAUAAGUUCUUCAUUUUAAAAUUCAGCACAUAUUGCUGACACAGUGACUCAGGAACUCUGAUAAAUUAAAAGACUCUUGAUACAUCACGGUUGCUUGGUUUUUAAACAAACCCACUUUAAUUACUUUCUCUGUUCACAUGUGCUGUAUCCACUUUGUGGGGAGGAGAGUGUAAUAAUUGGAGUGAGCAGAGAUAAGUUCCUGUGCUCAUUUUGAAGGGUUUGGAGGAAAGCUAUUGUAUAUAAAAAUAUGAUUGAGCCUUGCUAACUGGUGGCAGGGAACAUCAACAUUUGUAGAGUACCGUAUUUUUCGCCCUAUAGGACGCACUUUUUCCCCUCCACAAAUGAAGGGGAAAUGUGGGUGCGUCCUAUGGGGUGAAUACAGGCUUUCGCUGAAACCUGGAGAGUGAGAGGCUCUCGCUCUCCAGGCUUCAGGAAGCUCUGCGCAAGCCGCGCCGGCCUCUGGAGGGUCGCGCAGAGCUGCCUGCAUUCCGAAGCCUCGGGCGCACUGAAGAGCGCGCCCGGCCUUCACACAGCUGUCCGCAAGCCUGGGGAGACCAGCGUGGCUCCCUAGGCUUGCGGACAGCAGGCUGUUCUCGGGGCUGGGGUCGGGGGAAGCUCGGGCUUCCCCCGUGCCAGCCCCGUGCCGGCGGGGGGGAAUAAACUUUUUUUCUUUAUUUCCCCCCAAAAAAACUAGGUGCGUCCUAUAGGGCGGUGCGUCCUAUGGGGCGAAAAAUACGGUAUUUCUCAAUGAGCUAAGCUCUCACAUUAAAUACAUGCAUAGCACAAUGUAUAUAUGAUUACUUAUAUUCCAUGAAGUAGACAAGAAUUACAAUACAGACUAGUCAGCAAAGAUAUGACAUGAGAGUACUCUCACUUAUUACCUGUGACUAAAUCCUGCUGACUCAAUGGGAGAUCGUAUUAAGCAAAUGUAUAUUGUAUAGGAUUGACUGCACCUAUUUGUAUUGGUGCAUUCUGUAGCACACUUCUAAAGGCUGAAGUAGACUUUGGUCCAUUAAAGUUUAUGCCAUAGUGAGUUUUUUUAAGGCUAUAAAAUGCUACAAGACCUUAUGGUUCUUACUAAAGAAUGGUUAUGAAAGGUGCUAUUCAUCUACUUUUGCAUUUUUUUCCCCCUUUUUGCAUUCAUGGGAGAGAUAUCCAAUGUUAGUCCUACUCAGAGGAGAUGUAAUGAAAUCAGUGGGUCUGCUUCUAUUACUCUUAGUUUUCAUUCACUUUUGUGUUUUCAUUUAUUCUUUACUUGGUUGUUGAGACCCAGAAACAGAAUAAGAUCUGAACCAUGAACUGAAUGAAUUAUAAUAAUUUCCCAGCAUCCCAUUUGCAAGUGAAAACUAACACAUUCACUUUUUAGACAAGCUCUUCACUUGAAUGCAGAAUGUAUGUAUGAUGAUUCCAAAGCACAGCAAAGCAAGACAAAUAAAAGCAAAUCCAGACUAGAUGAUGAAAAAAGUAAAGAGAUAGAGCUUGAUUGUCAUCCUUACUAUUAUCCUAUGGAGCACUUGGACUUCACAUUCAAGGAACAAUCUGUGGCAGGGCAAGAACAUUUCAUCUGUCUAUGAAAAUGCCUACUUUUGUAGGCAAUGUAUUAUUCUUCACCCAGGUGAACCAGAAAGAAGAAGAAUCAGAAGUGCACUCUGUUGUUUCAAGAAUGCAGGGUGUAUAGAGCAUGCGCGCACCCCCCCCACACACUGUAACCCAUCUGCAUUCAUGAUUAGUAUAGGUAAGUAUUGAUUAGAUAAAGAUACACUGGAUAAAAAUCCAAACCAAAAACUGCCUUCUAUGAACAUGUCUUUUCUUCAGGAGAUAUAUCAAAAGCUGGAAAUUGUUAAACCCAGUUAAUUAUCCUGAAAAGGGAUUAGUUACCCCCCCUUUUUUUACUGUUGUCAGUUGGUUGUAACUCUUUUUGUUUUACAGUUUCACUGGCUAAAGAAAGCAAUUUACACCAGCCAGUUCUUAGUGAAAGGCCUUUUUAUGUGCGUGCUUUCUUGGCAUGAUUUCUUUCUGAAGUAAAAACUGCUGACAGAAUGCACAUUGCCAAACAAUAGUGAUUACAUUUUAAUUAGCUGGGGUGAAAUAAGCUGCAAAUUACUCAGUUAGGACUUAAUAACUGGUUGGUCUCUCCCCCCCCCCAUGCAAAUCAAUUGCAAAUCAGUGGCUUUAAUCCUAACCUGUGAAAGAAAAAUUCAAUCCAUCUAAAUUAUAGGGGAUUAAAUACUUCUAAAACUUGAAGCAGUGGUAACAUACAAAAGGCAAAGUGAUCUUGUUAAUAAAGGUUAAACUUUCUGUUCUCUUUUAAUUGAGAAAAGAGAGGAAGUGAAGAGGGAUAUGGCAAACAUAACAUUGUCCUUACUACUUGGGAUAUACAGGUGAUGUCCAGGUCAAGCAGGCGUGGUCAGCAUUGUUCUGUCAUGAAAACAAAGGUAACUUUGCACUGUUACUUUACCAUAGCCAAUUCAGAAGGACAUUUAAAGUGUAAAUGAUGCUGCAGUACAAUAAUCCAUUACCUGUCUUCAGACUUUAAAAGGAGUGAAAACUGCUAUAGCUUGAACAGCAGGACCAAUUGUCUUAUAGCAAGAAAUACAAGACUUGCAUGUUUCGUCCUAAGAUAUCUCUGAUUCAUCUGCACCAGUCUUUGAUUUACUGUAUGGAGACAUUGCUUUGAUGGCAGUUACUAAGCUGGUCUCAAAGGAAGUAAAGUAGGUUAAAUGAUGCUUUUUACUGGGCCACAAUCUGUAGGGAAUAGUAUGCAAGCUUUGGAGUUUUGUCAGAGCUGGUUUUUUAAAAAUAGUUCCAUACAUACACACUUUUUCUCUACAUAAAAUGCUCCGGAGGAAUGGGAUUGAACUGUUCGUGUGUUCUGUAAUUGGUAAAAAAAGGAUAGUGCAACUCAAGUAGUAAAAUACCCCUGUGCACUUGUGAAUAGCAAUAGAUGUGUGGCGCUGCAGGGCAGAGUAUGGCAGAUUACAGUUGGGAGAAAACAUAGCUAAAUCUUUGUUGUGUGAAGACGGAAAUAGGUCGUGUUCUAUUGUAUUAGACAUCCACAUUGUGCAGAGGAUUUCAGAAACUUCUGUGCACCUUGCAUGGUCCAGUUUUUGUUCACAUUCAGUUAGGUAGUUGGCAUUGGGUGAAGGAGAAUUGGGUAAUUUCCCCUCUCAGUCCUGAAGCUCACUAGGAAAUCUGAGGCCCAACCUGUGGAAGAAAGUUGUUCUGAGGCUAAAGUGGGAUAAUAAUCUCCAUGUGUGCCAUUUUGAGCUCCUUGGAGAAAGAUCAGGAUUUGAGAUACAGUGGUACCUCGGGUUACAUACGCUUCAGGUUACAUACGCUUCAGGUUACAGACUCCGCUAACCCAGAAAUAGUGCUUCAGGUUAAGAACUUUGCUUCAGGAUAAGAACAGAAUACAAGGCUAUUAAGAACACAGCCAUAGCCAUAGUUUUCAGCCAUAGUUGUUGACACUUCUAAGACACUUACACUUCUAAGAUGUGAAUGGCUCGUACUCUUCUUUAGGGGGUGAGAUAAAACCAGGGGUCAUCAAGCCUUACUGGGCAUGGGGUGGAUCACUCCUGCAGAGAUCCUCCAUGGGCUGGACUAGCGCAGCAUCUGCACAUGUCCACUGCAUCGGAAAUUGCUUCUGUGCAUGCUCAGACGCUGAAAAUCACGGCUGCACAGAUGCGAUUUCUGGUGCCUGGGCAUGCGCAGAAGCAAUUUCCAGAGCUGCAGAAGAGAGUCCCCACGCCAUGCUGUGCUGGUUUAGCGCAGCGUGUGGGGGACUCACCGAGCGGGCAACUUGGUUCGGGGGCGGCUCAUGGGCCAGUUAAGUGACCCUCAUGGUUGCCGACCUCUGGAUAAAACCUCUUAAUCCCUGCUUGGCUGUGAACCAUAUUGUAGUUUUUCUUGUGUCUAAUGACUCCGUAUAUCAUUUUUGUGUCAUACACUUCAUAAUUUGCUAUAAUCUUGGGAGCAUGGCAAUGAAAUUCUAAUUUGGAUUGAGCUGCCUGGUUCUCUGUCAUGCAUGAAAACUGCACCAACUGUAGAGAAGCUUAAAGACGCAAGGUACUUUGGCGCAACAGAACUUUCUGGUUUUGUGGUUGGAUGUUGUGUCUUUGUGGUGGUGGUGGUGUUGCUGCUGCUGUUCUACAGCACUUUUAGCUUUUGGGGAAAAUAUUAUAGAAAUAUCUUAAUAAAUGAAAUAAAAGAGGGGUGUGUGGGUGUGUUUCUUAACUUUUAACAACUCGUUAAUGUUUUCCUGUGUAAUCUCUCCAAGCAGGCCCAAGACAGUAAAAAAAAGCCUUGAAGGGAAGCAAUGAAAAGGGAAAUGGACAAGCAACAUACCUGCAUUUCAUUCUUAGUGUUUUCAUUGCUUAUGUAAAUGUAGUCACUCUGGCAAGAAUUACUAUUUCACUUCCUGCCAUGUAUAGAUCUCUGUAACUGUGUAACUGUGAUAUGCAUAGUGGUAUCCAUAUGUAACUUAACCAGUGUCAUGGAUAGUUCUGUUGGUAGAGAAUCAGACUCUUAAUCUCAGGGCCAUAGCUUUGAGCCACACAUUGGGCAAAAGAUCCCUGGAUUGCAGGGGGUUGGACUAGAUGACCCUUGUGGUCCCUUCCAACCCUAUAAUUCUAGAAAAAUUUAGUUCGCUACAUGGAAAAAUUACUACACUUUACCCACAUGUUCUAGAUCAGGGAUGGGCAGCCUGUGGCCUUCUGGAUGUUGCUAAGCUAUAAAUCACACCAUCCCUGACCAUUGGCUAUGCUGGCUGAGGCUGAUUGUAAUUGGAGCCCAACAACAGCCCAGCAACAGCUGGAGGGCCAUAGGUUCUCCACCCCUGUUUUAAACAAAUGGAAAAGUCUGUGUGUCUGUCUAGAAGAGAUGCCUCUGGAGAACCUUCAGAUUUCAGUAUAUUAGGCUUUUAUAUGAAUCUCUAUAGCCAUGUAGUCUGCAGAGCAUUGCUUAUAAUGUGAUAAAAUAGGAGAGACAGUAUUCUUAGCCCAUAUGCACAGGUGUGAUCCAGUUCCUAUUCCUGUGUUCUUUAUUCCAUUAGAGGAAAACCAGACUUUUUGAGAGUGGCAAAGUGCAGAUGGAUAGACAUAGGCAGAAGAAUGCUACCUAAUAAAUUACAUUGUGUGUUAUGUUGAUUAAGUGCUAGACAUGCAGAUGUUUCCAUAUAGAGUUUAGUUGUGUAGGUGGAUUUCAAGGUUCUGGAGAUAAUCCAAAAUAGAUUUCUAAGAUGAAACCUUGGAUAUUUAAACUUGUUUGUUUAGGACAGACAUCAGGGAAUCCCUGACUGACGAAUGUGAAUUUGCUUCUUAGUAUUUUUUGGAAAUUCCAUACCUCCCUUGAAUCUCAUUUGUGUGUUAUUUUUUUCAUUUUGUGUUGAUGCUCAUUGGGAGUCUGCGUAAGCUUUUACAAGAAUGAUCUUGGAAAAAGCAAACUUACAGAAGAUAAUAAUUUCACUUGCAAGUGAACCUUGAUGUGCCAUUCCAAAAUGUAUGCAUGUAUUUAUGUUUAUUUCAACAUAUACCCCUUAAUAUCGUAGUUUCUAAGUGGUGUACAAUAUAUUUUACAAAAGAGACACCCUAGAUGAAAUCAGUCAAAAUGAAUCAUAAAACUGAAUAACAUGUAAAGUGCCUGCUCAUAUUUAUUUCAACAAUGCAUUGUGACUAAGGCUUCACUUCUUCAAACAAAUUUUUAGGACGCAGAGUGGAAUCUGGACCUGCACAGUACUACAUCAGAAUAUGUACUUAAAUUCUCCCAUGUUUAUGUGAAUUUGGGUGAAGAACUGGGAGUGGUCAAGCUGUAGAGGGAGACUAUUUCAGGGGGGAAAUAAAUACUUUAUGAAUAUAUGAAACUAAAAAGGUAAAGGUACCCUUGACCAUUAGGUCCAGUCGCGGAUGACUCUGGGGUUGUGCGCUCAUCUCGCUCUGUAGGCCGAGGGAGCCAGCGUUUGUCCACGGACAGCUUCCGGAUCAUGUGGCCAGCAUAACUAAGCUGCUUCUGGCAAACCAGAGUAGCACACGGAAACGCCGUUUACCUUCCCGCUGAAACAGUACCUAUUUACUGUAUCUACUUGCACUUUGAUGUGCUUUCGAACUGCUAGAUGGGCAGGAGCUGGGACUGAACAACGGGGGCUCACCCCGUUGCAGGGAUUCGAACUGCCGACCUUCUGAUCGGCAAGCCCUAGGCUCUGUGGUUUAGACCACAGUGCCACCCGCCUCCCUCAAUGAAGCUAUCUUAUAUCAAAUUAGACCUUCCAACCUAAUAUUGCCUGCUCUGACUAGCAGUGGGCUCCCAGGGUAUUUUUCAGCCCUACUACCUGAAUCCUUUUCAAUGGAGAAGCCAAGGACUUAACCUGGGAACUUCUACAUGCAUGUUCUCUACCACUGAGGGGGUGUGUGUGUUUGCAGGUGUGUAUAGUAUGUAUGUAUGUGUACAUGACUAAAGGACUUCUCUGAGCUGGAAGUCCUUUUAGCACUUUUAUGGCAUGUACCACACUACUCAUGUGCUAUAUGUAAGAUGCAGUUGCAACUAUGAAAAUUGUAGCCUUGUUUUGAGAUAGUCUUGGCCAGUGUUUCAAGGUAGUUUGAGGUAGUAAUGAUAAAUGCAAUAGUUAGCUUUGUGCUCCCUUGUGCAAGGGAAUGGGUUGCAUUCUGUUGGGAUCCUUGGUACCCUAAACGAUGCAGAAGAAUUAAACACUUUAUAUUCUUAUACUGUAAAUCAGGCAUCCCCAACCUGUGGCCCUCCAGAUGUUUUGCACAACACUUCCCACCAUCCCUGACCACUGGUCCUGUUAGCUAGGGAUCAUGGGAGUUGUAGGCCAAAACAUCUGGAGGGCUGCAGGUUGAGGAUGCCUGUUUUUUAAAGUUCUCAUAAAAUGAGGGAGAGUGCCAUUUCCAUGAUAUCAUUUAUCUGUAUUCUAUUUUUCUUUUUCUUCUUUCACCACAUUUCUGGUAUUGAAUGAAAGGCAGUUUUCCUAAAAAAAGGAUAACAACUUUGGUCAGCCCUCAUGGCCCUUCACUUCAUCAAAUCUGGCCCUCUUUGAAAAAAGUUUGGACACCAAUGACUUAAGGGUUUGGAAGGGCAUUAAAAAGGUGCUAAAUGAACGGUGAACGAUAUUGAAUGUCACAAUUGCAUUGUGGUAUAAUUCUACAUCUAAUAUACAUAUGCUAAUUGAAAAAUAGUAAUUUAUUUAUUUAUCUGGAACAUUUGUACCCUACUCUUUCACCAAAAAGGUCUCCCAGAGUGGCUUAAAGGUAAAGGUAAAGGGACCCCUGACCUUAGGUCCAGUCGUGGACGACUCUGGGGUUGCAGCGCUCAUCUUGCUUUACUGGCCGAGGAAGCCGGCGUACAGUUUCCGGGUCAUGUGGCCAGCAUGACUAAGCCGCUUCUGGUGAACCAGAGCAGCGCACGGAAACACCGCGAGUGGUACCUAUUUAUCUACUUGCACUUUGAUGUGCUUUCGAACUGCUAGGUGGGCAGGAGCUGGGACCGAACAAUGGGAGCUCACCCCUUCGUGGGGAUUCGAACUGCCGACCUUCUGAUCGGCAAGCCCUAGGCUCUGUGGUUCAGACCACAGCACCACCCGUGUCCCUCCCAAAGUGGCUUACAUACAAUCAAAUAGGAUAAGACAGGUCCCUGCCCACAGCCUUACAAUUUAAAAAUCCACGGCACACAAGGCAAAGGGACAGGGAGGGAAGGGAAGGGGGGGAAUGUCACAAUUUUCCUUGCCCUGAUUUCCUCUUGUUGAGCAUGGAUGUCUGGAAUAGGGAAGCCUAUAUGUACAUGUAUGUCCUGUGUGAUGAAUCUGUCAAGGAAGCUAGGGAGAAGGACCAUUCAAGAAUUAUUCAGCCAUUUAAGUUCUAAGCUUGCAUUCUGAAGUGGUAUCAACCAAGCACAUAUAGUAACUUUAUUGCCAGGAAAGGUAAGAAUGGAGGGACACUGUUAGAUUGGCAUUUUAUUGGGCAUGAAUAGUUCUUAUAUAAAUCAAUUCCUCCAAGACACUUUCUGAUAAUUAUACCAUGUGUUUUUAAUUUGGUUCAUCCACCAAAAAAUAGCCUUAAAUGCAUGAAAUGCAUCAGUAUUGUUCAUCAUUUGUAUGUGCAAUAAAUAUCUCUACCUACCUUUGUGCUUUAGCUCAAGAUUUAGAUGCUCUACCUUUUCCAUUUGCAGCGAUCAAUUUUGUCAAAUACCAUCAAAUCAUCACAUGCCUGCAAAAAGCAUACUUCAUGAUCUUGCAAUUUAAAUCUUUGUCCUUGGGCACUGUGAUGAAACAAAAUAGAUGAGAAGAAGGUUGCUUCUUGUUCAAAAGGGUUUUCUUCCAUAUUCCCGAAGAUAGAUUUUCUGUCAUUCUUGGUUAUGAAAAGAAAGGUAUUGGAAAAGAACUUGAAUGAAUUUUUAAACUACUUGCACAUUGCCCGGAGGCCUGUAGAUAUACCACAUAUGCAUCUGUGGGCAGUAACACUGUUGUGGAUUUGGCUGGCUUCAUCAUGGUGAAUGAGUGGCUAGGGCCUUUGUUUUCUCAGGGUUAUGUUUUUAAUGACUGUGGAUGGUCCCCUGAAUGGGCAAUUUAUUUUACAGGAUUAGGGUCUCAGACCAGUGCUUUCCAGAGUUUGCGCAUGAGUGAGCUGAGUGGCUGGAGCUAGCUGAAAGUGAGAGAGACCUGCACAAGUUGCUUUCUGAUGUUUGCAUAUAAAAGUAUACAAUUUGGGAUUUGCAACAAUAUUCCUCUUGCAUAAACAGAAGUGUUCUUGAAACAGAAACCUAUAGCACUGCAGGGCAGGGAGGAGAAAGAUUUUAGGAGGAGGAAAAUGUAUACAUUUGUCUCUUCCCACACUUCUGAAGUCUUUCCUGUUGUGCUAUGUCAGGGAUGAGGAUGUUGGAUUUCACUUGCAUCAGCCCACAGACAGUGGCGGAGCUUCAUGCUCUGGCACUGGAGGGGGGUGGGGGUGGGGUGGAGAGCAGGUGGGGGCAUGGCUGGCAUGCGUCCCAGGGGCAUGGUGCGCCGCCUGCAGGGGUGUGACGCAUUUCCUGGGGGCAUGACGUGUGUCCUGGGGGCAUGACGUGCCAUCUGCGGGGGCGUGGUGCCCAGCACGGGGGCAGCCGUGAUGGCACCCCACUGGGAUCGCGCUGCCGGGGACAGUGCGCUCCCUCCGCACGCCUCUUCCUCCGCCAAUGCCCAUAGAUAGCAUGAACAAUGGUCAUGAAUGACUGUAGUCCAGUAAUAUAGGACGACAGAUUUCACAUCCUUGUGCUAACUACUGCUAAAGUGCUCAGAUUCAGGGGCAGAAAACUUAAUAGCUAUAUAAAGAGAUAGGAGUUCCCUGAAUUUGCAGAAGCUAGUACUUAUUCGUGGCCCAUUUCACAGCCAAAGUGAUACGCAUACCAACUUUGGUAUUAGAAGGAAUGUGGGGGCACAACACUUGCUUGUAUGUUCCAUAGCUGUAUCUAGAUAUAUAUUUGGUGUUCAUUUGAAAGUCUCAUUCUUCAUUUUGAAAGAAGUGGAAAAAGACUUACAUGGGUGGUUAAAGUUUGAUUGAACCACAGAGACCUCAGAAAGCAAAAUAAUGGCAUGAGUGAUAAUUGGCUUGUAAAUCUUACUCCCAUUUUGGCUAUACAUACUAAAUAAUUUUGCAGGCAAGCAACUUUUGUAGGCUGUUUUAAUUUAGCGGUGCCAAUUUGAAUAAAAUAUUGGGGGGUCAGGUAAGCCCCACUCCACAAGACGCAGUACAUGCACACCAUUUGAAUGGCAAUGCCCAUAAACUUGGGUGGGGCAGCCCCCUCAAUAUUUUAUUGGGGGAAGCUGAAGGAAUCUUGGCCCCUAGAAGUUGGCUCCUAUGACCUCCUGCCAGUUUUCAUUUAUUGCACUUUACAUAAAAAGUUAAAAUGCACCCAUAUUGUGAACAGAAAUAUUUUCAGAAGGAGGGGGGGGAUAGAAAAUGGGAAAUUUACUCUAAAUGUAACAAAAAGCUAGUCUUCUAUUAUAUUGCUUACAAUACUAAGAAUUAGAAGACAGCAAUGACAGAUUCUGAAAGGAAAUAGUUCUACUUUGCCAUAGCAAAAGUCUUGCCACUUGAUGCAUUAGACUGCAGUCCUAAACCCACUUUCCUGGGAGUAUGUCCAUUGAAUUCAGCAGGGUUCCUUUUAAGUAGACAUUGUUAGAACUGAAGCCUGUCUGUGGCAUUUAUGAAGAACCCAUUCCCUGAUUCUUCCUAGUAUUCCAAAGAAGCCUGAAUAAUUGCAGUCACACCUAUCCCAAACAUUGGGAUUUGAAAGAAAUGGCUACAAAUAUUGGACUAUGUGCAGAGGUUACGCUCUGACUGAGGCUACAAUCCUAUGAAUCCUUACCUGGGAUUUUGAACACUGUGGGACUUGUGUUGGAGGAAAUAUGUAUAGACAUGUACUGCAAAUGUAUCUGGCAUAUGAGUGCACACAGUUAGCAGGUCCGCCACUUACACAAGGGUUUGACUCCAAAGGUCCAUGUACAAAGGCAAAAUCAUGCAAAGUCAGGAACCCCUGGAACCACUUCCCUGAGAGGUGUAAUCCUACUUAUUGGGUUCUGGGAAGUUUGAAGGGCCCUGGGACCCUCCGAGAGCAUGGCAAGCAAGGAAAACCUGGAUGUGCAGGUGGAAGAAAAACAAGUAAAUGGAGAACAGGGAAUGGCAGAUUUCCCCUGCUCUCCAUUUGUUUAUUUAUUUUCUCCCUGCACACGUUUGCAUUCACAUAUGUAAAGGGAAUGCCAGUUGUGGGCCCACUGUAGAAUUUUAGCUUGCAAUUUAUAAGCAGAUUUUGUUUGUGUUUCGAAAUUGUGUUUGAAGCCUCUAGUGUGGCAGCUUUCAAGGCAAGAAGAAGCAGCCUCUGCAUUUGGGAUAUUUAUCAUGAUAGAAUGUUCCAGGUGACCAACAUAUUCCAAAAGCAGGCGUGCUUCAUCUGAUUUAGUGAAAAGAGGCCACCGAGCUGUAAAACUAUGCAGCUAGUUGCUACUAAUCUGCAGCUGCAAUCAUUGUUCUCUUCUGUCAUUCCUUUAUAGGAAGAAUAAAGGAUUGAAAGCAGUCCAUGAGAUAUUAGUUUAACAUUACUACUGGCUAGGUUUUGGAAAAGGAAAUAAUAAAUUCUUGGCUGGCACGGGGACUGCUAAAGUACUUCUGUUAACUGUAUGUUAUUUAUGACAUCCUCCUAAACUUUUAUGUCUUCUGUUCCUGUCCAUUCACAAGUGUUUGCAUGAGUCUUAUGUUUCACAUUUAUUUAUAUGUGUGCUUUAGUAUAUUUAAGAGAACUUUAUGGGUAGUUGCUGCCAACCAAAGAGCAUUAGAUUUUAAGAUGACAUGGUUUUAAGAGCUGAAGAUGUAAUGUGCUAAUGAGGAUAAGAUCAGGGGAGGCGGAAAUGUUUAUGUUUCUAAAUAUUUUGGAAGAAUCUCCACCUUUAAUGUAUUUGGAAAGGUAUUUAUUUGGCUAUCAUGACUAGUGUAAGGCAUGGUAAUGACUCAAGAAGCACCUUUCAAAAGCACCACAUGCGCUAGGGAUAGUGAACACAAUGUCAAGAGCUACAGCACCCUUUCUCUUAUCAGUUAUGCUUCAAAAAAGAAGAUUAAAAAGAUCAAAGGAACUGGGUGGAUGAACAUAUGGAUUUUGCCUCCUAGUGCUUCAUCCCAUGUUAUUUUACAUCUGCUGUGAGGUAUAUGUCCAGAAUUGUAUGUAUCAUUUUUUUAAAUAAAUAAAAGCUAUAUACGAAUUAUUUGGACUUCACACAAACCUGCCAGUCUACUCUCUGGUUCCAAUCUGCAGACCCCACUCAAGAUGAACUGCCCUGGGCCAACUAGGGACCACCCUCUGCACCUUGGCUAUAGUCCCAAAUUACUUUGUGGGCAGGGUCUAAUGUUUAAGAAGGGGGGAAACCUAAUUAAACACACAACCAUGAUGGAGUGGGAAAGGAGACAUCGUUCCACUCCCUUGACUGAGCAGGGGGUUCUGUUCUCCAGGAUGUUCUUCACAAGUGGCUUAUCUGUGGGGAAUAAGCUUGCGAGUGAGUACCCUUGUUAUCACAUUGUUGGUCAAGUCAGCAAGGGAAGUUAGCAUCACAAAAAAUUCUUAGAAAGUCACCAACCUAACCAGAAAUGGAAACAAAUUCUUGUUUUGUUUUCAGAGUGGGAAAAAGGUACUAUGGGAAUGCACAGGAAAUAUUGGCCUAGCCUGAGAAGGAGAUAUGUUACUAAUACUUCUACUUUUCUCUCUCUCCCCCAGAAUAAUGGUUCCUUAGUCUGGUGCCAGAAUCACAAACAGUGUUCAAAGGUAUGAAACUUCCUCUCUCUCUCUCUCAAAGAUACAGUACAAAAAUGUUAUCCAUCAUUGUACUUUAUUUUUUAUGGAUUGCUAUACGUUUCAUUUUGUUCUAAGCACUGCAAUGCAUUUAUUUCCAUAUUCUUCGCAUACAACAAAACUCUUAAAAUCUUGUUAACAAUGAAUAUUUGUAUGUAAUCACUUGCUGUAUAUUAAAACUUCGUGGUUGCUUCUUCCUCCUCCUCUUCUUCUUCUUCUUCUUCUUCUUCUUCUUCUUCUUCUAUCCUGCCCUGUAAGAACUUCCCUGCAGAGGCAUAGCAAGCCCAGGUGGUACCCGGUGCAAAAUGUUUUUUUGUCACCCCCCCCCCCCAUGGACAGCUCGGGGUAGGUUUGGAAGUCAUGGGUGGGUGCAGAAUGUCCGCCCCCCUUUCCUACUCCUCUGCGCCCCACCCCCACAACUCUAAAGUAACCCAAGCCAUCGGGGGAAGUGGGGAGCUAUGCCACUUUGCCGGGGUGCUGGCAAAGCUGUGAAGCUUGUCCUCUCGGGAGCCAUGACUCCCGUCCGUCUGUCCUCCUCCCUCCCUCCCCGGCUCGCUGUAAAGUGGCAAAGCGGGAGCCGCUUACGGCGAGCCAGGGAGGGAGGGAGGCUGGGAGGGGGGCCCAUGGCUCGCCAUAAGUGGCUCCCACUUUGCCGCUCAGCAAGCCGGGGAAGGAGGGAUGGGCAGCCGUGGCUCCCGUCCACCCCUCACUGGCUCGCUGUAAAGCAGCAAAGCAGGAGCCUCUUACGGUGAGCCGGGGAACAGGGAUCCCACCACGGUCUGUAUGGUGCUCCAGUGGUGCCAGUGGCAAACCCCUAUGUACAGUGCAUGUGUGGCGUCACUACGUACAGCGCAUGCAUGCGACACUGCACAUGCGUUGUACAUAGCUGUUUGCUGCCAGCGCCGCUUGAACGCCGCACGGACAGUGGUGGGAUCUUCUUCUCGCGGCUACAGUCGCGAACAGAGGAUCUUUCACAUGCGGCUGGGGCGGCAGGGCAAGCACCCCACGGGGUGCCUUCUUGUCACCCUCCCAGACGUGGAACUCGGGGUGAAUCACCCCCUUGCCCCCAUCUUGUGAUGCAACUGCUUCCCUGCUCCAUUUACUUCAAUUAAACAUCUUGGCUCUCUUCUGUUUGUAAUUAAUGGGCAAUAGCCAGUGUUAGUCAUACUCAGAGUAGACCCAUUAAUAUAACAGAGCUCAAUAGCUUGAUUUCACAUUUCAUACUAAGCCCAGACUAUGGCUUAGUGCAAAAAGGCUGGCUCGUGAGGAGAAGGAUAGCAGCCCCUUUGGCCAAUGUUUUGCUUGGCGUGACAUCUGAACCCAAUUACAAAUGAUGGUUAAGGAGGAAAUAGCCUAGGCUUGGACAACACACCAAACCAAACCAUGACUUAGCUGCUGCAUGGAGCUCAAAAGGCCAGGGAGAAGCAAAGCUCCAGGAGCUAUCUUAUUUGUGCUGAACGGUAAGACAACAUGCAAACAAAGUCAUUGAGCAUAUUCUGAGUAUGACUUAGUAGUUGGAUACCACCCUGUGGGGUUUUACAGUUGCUUUAUUAGAGCUGGAUUGUGCCAGUUAAUUUUACAUGACCUAAAAUGUACUUCAUAUUUAUUCUACAAGCAAUUCUUGUUCAAGAAAGGAGAAGUGUUUUUCCCUGAGAUUAUAUAUUUUAUGCUAUUCAGUAAUUUAAUUUCUUUGGGGCUUUCAGCUAGUCUUACUGUUGUCUUUGUGUGUGUGUGUUGACUCUUUGACCCUUGAAAGAUUAGAGUGCAAGUGAGCUAAUAACUAUUUGAUUCUACUGGAAAAGCAUCUUGCUAAGUUGCCUGGAGAGAAGCAACAAUUAUUAUUCAGCUUUAGAGGGUCAGAGUGGAACCACAGGGCUUAGCCACUGACUGCUCUUUUCAUUCCCAUACAAUGCCGAGUGCGUCUAUUCCCUGCUUUAGAAUUUUACCUUCUAAACUAUUAAACCAGUGUUGUAGAAAAAUGGUAGGUAAAACAGUAUUUAGCCAAAAUUUCCAUGAUUUCAUAAUGGUACAAGGACAUGCACUGCAGUAUGCUGAGAUCUAUAUUUAAUACGUAGUUGACUUUCUGUAGAAUUUAUAUUAAGUGGGGACCAAAAUCCCAGAAGCUCUGAGGUGCUGUAAGGAGUGAUAUUCAGUGAAGAACUGCCCUGUUUUAUGAAUUGAGACAUUCCAUUUGAAACAAAAAGGUACAUGGAUUUCUCAACAACAGUGAAUCUCAAUAAGCUGGUGUGUGUGUCUGUGCGUGCAACUGAAAUACUUUUUCUGUGAUGUUUUCUUUGUGAGUUCCUGGCCAUCAGGAAGACUUCAGUUUAGACUUCUAUGAGUGCUAACUGGAGGAGAAGUUGGGAGAAGGGCUAUUUGUUUUGAUCAGAAGAGGAACUGGUUUAAUGGAAUAGCUACUAUAUAAGCAAGAAUGGAAGUAUAGUAAUUCUAUCUAACCCGCUAAAUCAUAUUAUCCUGUAAAUACAAUUCAGCAGUGGACAGUUGGGUGGCAUGACUGUGUUCACCUGUCUUCUGGAAGAUUUUGCUGCUGCUUAUAGGGAGGUAAGGAGGAGGGGGGAGGUUGGUGUGGUGCAAAUGCACUCAUGGGAUCAGUGGAUUGGCUACACAGUCCAUUUGCACUGUGCUGUUCUGUUGCUCCUGCUGUUGCACUUGUAUUUCACUGACCUUGUUCCUUCCACCACCUAGUGAGCAGCAGUGACAUGACUGACUGGAGGUCAGGUGAACAGCGCUUCCUCACCAAGCUGUCUGCUACUAGUAUUGAUUGAAUAAAUAAUAUAUUUGCUUAACCUUUAAAGUAAGCCUCCUUGUUUAUCUGUCUUAUGCCUGCUACUGUUUAUGUGUCAUUUGGGGAAUAAGAUAUUACCAGAAAUGUCUGGUAGCAGCAGAAAUUAGGGGAUUAAGGAAGCAGUUAUAGUCCUCAUGUAAGAUGGAUGCUGGUGGGAGUCCUCCACAUAAAGGGUCAGUUAGGGAGGUAAUCCUCCAAAUUUCACAAUUACUUAGUUUAGUUUGGGAUUAGUUGUCAUGUUCUUUAUAGAAUUUCUGUACAGAUACAGGAUUUCUUUUAAGAAAUAAUGUUUAACCCUGGUGUCUCCUCCAUUGAUUGAGUGAUGCAGUUGUGCUGUGAAAUAAGGAACAUCCAUCAAGCUAUUUCCCAUGUGAUGUUCACAAGCGACUCUUUAAAUUAGGACUACUAAACUUCAUAAAAACCAACGAAGGGCAACAAAGCCUGUCACUGUCUCAUGACUGCUGCUGGUAAUUAAUGUUGACAUGAAUAGGUUGUUAUGACCCAAAGUAAGCUACCUGAAAACAAAACCGUAAUGAAACAAUGAAAACGAUUUCAUACAGUCAUCUGUUCUUCAAUAUUGUUUUGUUCUGCAUAUUCUCUCUCACUCCACCCCCUCUAUCUUUCUCUCCCUCUCUCUGACACACCCACACCUACACACACACACCCACUUUCUCUCUUUAGGUUAAAUUGCCACAAAAUUGGUUAAAAUGUGAGCGGCAGACUACAUUAAAUGUAAGCAUAUUCAUUGCCCCUGAAUUCAUUAUUUUUCAUUCAGAAAUAGCCACCACCGAAUGCCCAAUCAGGAUUGGUACUUGUUUGUGUAUGGGGUGUGUGUAGGAGAGCUUUAGCCCUUUACCCUCUUCUGUGCUAUAUAUCUAUGUAUAUGGGUUUGUAUCUAGUUAGGAAAUAACAAGAAUGCUGGUUUCUGGCAAUUGCUAGCUCUUGUGGCACACGUGUUUCAUGGUUAAUCACGGAAUAGGACUUCUAGUGGCUCUCUAAUUUUUUUUGGCCAUUUUAUCAAGGUACCUCUCCACGCCUCUCUGUGCAGCAAGUGUAUUGUUAGGCAUUGGUGGGAUGAUUUUUCUUUUUCUUUUUAAUAAUGAGUGAUUUGAUCACUUAACGAUGACCACGUGAACAUACUUAGUGAACAUCCUUACAAGUAAAAAAAGAUUACUGACAAAUAUCUGUGUAGUGCCAACUCUGUCCUGGAAAGGAACCAUUGCUAGGGGUGGGGUGAACAGUACACCUUAAACAACAUAGCCAUAGAGCUGUUGCCAAAAGAAGUUGUUAUGUGGUGAGUGAUUUGUGGCUGAAACAAAUAGAACAAUGUAUGGUGGGGUUGUCCUCCAUAAUGUUGUGCAUCUCGGACCUGGAAUGUGUUUCUGGUGCCUAAUUUGAGAAUCUGAAGAUUUGCAGUGUCACAGUUCUUAAUGCAGCAAGUAGGUUCACGUGGUAUGGCUGGGUUUGCUUGCCACGGGGAAGUCCAGUUUUAGUAUAAUUUACUGGCCAAGAAAGGAUAAGGAGGCAAUAGCUGUAGAGAGGGGCAGCAUGGUAGAAGACACAGAAGAGAGUAGGAAGCAAAUGGUCAUGUAAAUCUAUUCAUUAAACUCGACUUCAACAUGAAUUUUGGUUCUAAGAUAUUCAUUUAUUCAGAUUCUGCAUUGGAGGAGAAAAGUGGUGACCGACUCAUGCUAUGGUCCAUGUGAGGCUAUGCCAUUCUGCUAUUUUCUGUAAACUGCUUUGAGGUUUUUCACAAUCAAGCAGUGUAUAAAUUUUAGGAAAUAAAUAUAUAAUGUGCAUUGAAGCUCCAUUUUUCCUUCUGUUAUAUUGGUUCCAGACUCUUGGCAAGUCUUAGUUAAGGCAGUUGACAAUGUCGGGGGGGGGGGGGGGAGGUCAGAAUAUAACUUCUGUACCAGCAUUGUCUACUAUUUCAGGUUUCCCAAAUUUCCCCAUUAACAGCAAAUAUCAGAACCCUGAAGUUGUUGUUGUUGGAUUGUUUGUGGAAUAUGAUAGGCUGCUGAAUGUUCUCAAGGAUAUCUGUAUCUUGUCUAAUGAAACAUCAACUGAAAAAGAGUUAAUUAAAUCUAAACUUUGUUCCAUAGAGUCUUGUCUUUGAUUUUUCUUCUUCCUUGAAUCCGGCCAUUCAUUCACAAUUAUGUACCGCAGUUGGUUUAAUCUUCUUGUCAUCACCUUCAAAGAUCUGCAUAACCAUCAUCCAUCCUUAAUUAUCCAUUGCCUGACAAGUGUCAAGUUGUGCUGAUUCUGUCCACUCCAUUAAUACGUCUAAGUGUGCAUCCCUGUUUGUCAGUUUCUAAUAAGAUACCUUUGUGCUGCAUGGUUGUCUACAGGCUUCUGUACACAAGCACAUUUGGAUCCCCCAAAGCCCCCUAUAUGUCAACAGAAGAAAUCACUUCUUCCUCAGUACAAUAAGCUGGUUAUAUAUAAACUUCAUAUAAUUUCAUGCUGUUGUAAUUUGUAAUUAGUGUAACAACAUGGGUGGGAAGGACCCCAACUGCUUUUAAAUACUGUUAAUUAAUUGUUAUUAAAUAGUAUUCAUUACUACUAAGGGCUGGUUCAUAGUGGGCUAACUUACUUAUUUUAGCACUAGCAAGGGUUGCUCAUUCCUUUCAGCAACGUAAUUUAUGAGCCUAUAGUUUAGAAUUGCAGCUGCAAGAGCUUUCUCUGGCACUUUGAAAUGUGCAUAGGAGACAGAAGUAGCUGAGAACUGUAAACUUCCAGCUCAUAUAUUAAGUUGAUCGUAUGAAUAAAUGACUUCUGUGAAGGCAACAGGCUAGUGCAAGAAGGCCACCCUACUGUGUGAAACAGGCCAUUAUAGUGAAUAAACACUGAUGAUAUGUUUCUGAUGGGAUGAAUUACUUCAAACAUAAUUAAGUCUGCAAGCAUUUUAUGAGAAAGGAAAUUCUACUUUGAGGUAAUUUUUGAAUACUGAUAAUUCUACACCUUUGAAUUCUAGUACUACAGUUUGAGCACAGUUGAAAACUAAGUGACCAGAGAGCAUAAUUUAGGGAUGCCUAUUCAGUGGCAUUUACAAGGGCUGGAAAUAAGUGGUGAUACAUCAUGACGCACCAUGAAUCUCAAUCUGGUAUUCUUUUCCUUUUUCUUCUCUGUGCCGACAAUACAUUGACAAUAGUCAUUGAUUGAUUGACCCAAUGGCAAGGCCAAAAGGCCAUCUGUAGUCUUCAGAACAGAGAGGAUUUUGUGAAAGAAAAGCUAACUAAGGAUACAAACGCAGCAGCCAGAUAAACAUCAUGUUUCAGAAAAAACCCCAAUUUAUUUGUAGAAUAGCUCACACUCCAAAAUGCUGCUGUGAGCUGUUCUUCAGGCUUCCUACUGGGUUCUUCCCAGAGAGAAUGCAGGUGGAAAGAUGAGUUAAUGAUCUAAACAAUUAGAGAUUUGCUGCACCCUUCCAUCUGUCAAAGUCCACUGAAAUAAAAGUGCACAGUUUUCAUUUGUGCCUCCAGCAUCAAACUCAGCCUGAAAUCAUGUUGUGAUUUGCCCUGCCCCAUGGUACUGUCAUUCUUAUGGUAAGUGUUCUAUGUUUUCAUGCUGGGAGACUUCUAUCAAACAUAUUAGUGUGCAUUUGAGGACUAAUGGGAACAUUUCAUUACAAAAAAUACAAAUAUAAUUCUAGGAGCAGCCCUUUAUUUUGGGAAGUAUGCUGAGUUACUGUUGUAUGGUUUAUAAAAUUGCAUCACAGCUCUAAAUUUUUUUAAAAAAACAUGCAAGGUUGUAACUUUAUAGUAGAGCAAUGGUUUUAAGUAUUACCUGUGAGAAAGUGGGAUAAGUUACUUUUGAAAUCAGGCUUUAUACCAACAGAGAAGAAAGAGAAUGGCUUCCUCUACUGGUGUAUCUUAAUAAAAAUAAAAAUAAAAAUGCUGAUUAAAAUGUGGCAUAUUCACAAAAUAUGUAUGAAAAUUAUGGUAAUAUGGAUGAUAUUUGAAGUUAGGGCACAUUUUACUUCAAAUAUCUUGGGGUAUAUUUGCUUAGAAUGUGUUUUAGCUUUAAAAAUAUACCUAAGAAAGCAUGUUGCUUACCUUUCCCAUACAUGUGAUGACCUUAAAUCAGGCACGUCCAAAGUCUAUUUCGAGGGCCUAAUCUGGCCCGUCGGUCAAUUUAAUCUGGCCCCCAUGGCAGUAUAUGUCCUGGUGUAAAAUCCUUUAAAAAGCUCAACAACUUUGGUCGGCCCAGACACAUGUUCACUUCAUCAAAUCUGGCCCUCUUUGAAAAAAGUUUGGGCACUCCUGCAUAAAGGAAAACUGCAUUCUGCAAGACAAUCUUCACUUGUCACUGCUCAUGCAAUUUGCUAUAUAUAGGGAUUUCUUAUCUGUAAGAGCUAAAAUGUUUUGGGGUGCUUAUAAAUCACAAAGUAGCAGAGCUGGAUUUAAAAUGCAGCAAAUGAUAUAGAUCCUGUGCAUAUUCCUACUAACAAAAUGGCCAAAUGCACACAGUAGUUGACUCAUUCAACUGUUGCUACCAAGUGUCAUGGAUUGGCUGGAUGCAGAGGAGUGGAGGGAGGCACCAGUUGAGGAACCCCCAAGAAGGCUCAGAGCCAGGAGAUUGGUGGUAUGAUGACAGUGAGUGAUCAGAGGGAGAAGAGGGAGCAGAUGGUGAGGAGGAGGUGCUGGAAGCUGAAGAGGCAACAUGGUUUAGUGAGCAGGAAGAGUCUGUGGCAGAGAGCAGUCCAGAAGCAGAGGCAGAAGAGGAGGCUGGAGAGGAGGGAGGCCAAGAGGCAGCGAUGAAUCAGGUUAGUGUCCUCCUGGCAGUGGCGAGGGCUGGGGGGUGUGGUGGAGUCUGUUCAACCUAUGUGCCUUGCCCUGCCCCAGGCACCAUGAAAACACACUCCAUCAUUGCCCUAGUCUAGAAUGAUGGGAGCAAUGGUCCAACAGCAUCUGGAGCUGCAGAAGUUUCCCAUUCCUGCCUUACCUUUGACAAAACACAUUACAGAAUUCCUUUUGUACAAGUAGCCAGAGUUUAGAAUCCUGUCCAUAUCAAUAAGUAUUAAGAUUCCUGCAUUUUUCUUAAAGAAUCUCUCCACUUUGGAAACAAUUCCUAACAAAGAAGUUACCAUCAAGCCCCUUCAAUGGAUGGCUGACUUCAAAAGUGGAAGCAUGCUUCCUGUUGAUGUGAUUAGAACACUUGUUUGCUUAACAGUUUCAAACCUUUCUGCCUUGUGCCUAUCUAUCAAAAGACAAUAGCUGGCCAUGCUGAAAAACAGCUGCUUUAAACUACCCUUUAAAAGCUGUUCUUUCCCAGUUCUAAAUGCUCUUUAUGUUUCAGACGUUAUUUUCUUUUGCAUUAAAAAUGCCUUGUUAAAUGCAGAUGCAAUCUAUGCUUUCAAGUGUACUUUCUUGCAGUAAAUACACAGGAACUUGCUUCAGAUGUAUUGAAGGAUAGGGUGUUCUAACAUUACGAUGUGUCUGUCUGUCAGAAUUGAGCUAGUUGUAUGUAAUUCCCUUUAUACUUACAGUUUCUGUAGCCAUUGAGGGGAGAAGGAGCCAUUUAUCAGUAAGAAGGAUUUGCGUUUCAUGUUUAGUGACACCCUGCAUUUACUCACUGAUACAAAUUUCCACUAAGAUUAUAUUUUGCAGAGGAAACCACUGGGUGUCUUGCUUCUCUCUUCUACUGAAUUAUUUGUCCCAGUUUUGAUCACUGUAUUCUUGGUCUGUAACUGAAUUGUUGAACUUAACUUGCCAAAGAUAAAGUAUUCAUUGCUGAGUACUGCUUUCCCCUAGCUCCAAAGGACACAGAAUCAUUGCUAACUUCUGAAUUGUGCCACUUUUGAGAACUAGUAAUGUAAACCUCAUAGCUUUUUCCUAAUGAAACAUUUGAGGCUUAGUUUUACAUCUCCAGCUAUAGUAUAUGCGUGUCUGCUCAAUAAAGGGAUGUGGGGAAAAGUGGUGUACCAAGGCUUUUAAAAAAGCACACACAAAAAGAUACUUAUUAAGGCUGGCAUUUUGAAGCAGUAAAUGCUCCUUUAAUGUCGCUUUAUCUGCUUCAGUGAGCACUGUGUUGAGAAUCUGGGAUAUUCACACUGCAGAUUCUAACCAAACCCCUUUUCCAUUCUUUUGAGCAAUUUGGGCACAAAAACAAUCCUUUCCUAGAACUUUUAGCAAAAGCAACUGAACUAUGCAGGCUAAUCAGCUGUAAAUCUUUGCCAUCUAUAAAGCAGUUGAUUAAGUGCCAUGUAACAGUAGUUCAAUCAGUGCCGAAGCAGAGUUGAUCAAACAGAUUUAAAGACAGACAGUGCUUUGAGACAGUAGACAAAUUAACAGUCAAGUCUAUUUCAAAGUAAGUAACAGAUUUACUGCGUAAAACUUUUAAACAGCAUUCCCAUGUCUCUAGUCGCACAGUUUUCCCUAACCUUUGUAUGUCUUGCUCUCCGUAAUUGGGAUUAGAGAAAAGGUAUGAAAUCAACGGCUCUAGGACUUACGGAUGUAAAACUUGCAGAAAUUUUGAAGCCAUGUAAAAGCAGUAUGUGUGUGUGUGUGUGUUUCGCCCCUAGGGAAAAAGUGGAAAUUUGGGAAAACAAUGAAAUAUUUUGUUCUGUUUGUCAAACAUUUUCAUAUCACAGGAGAAGUAUGAUGUAUAACUUUGAAGACUGUCUUCAGAGGGGUAGCCAUAUUAGACUAGUUUUUGAUGCAAGGGACUAACAACUUCAUUAUGGCACAAGCAUUCUUGAACUAUAGCCCACUUCCUCAGAUUCAUGAAACAAGCCACACUGGACAUACAGUCUCACUUUUAAGGAAACAUGGAUAAUAUUGUUAUUCGAUUUCAUCGAGUGGACCAAAAUUCUAGUAUUAUGAGAGAGAAAUUUCUUUUUCCAGUAUCUCUAAAUGAUGAAUAAUUUCAUAAACUCAUAUUAUGUCCCAGUUGCCUUUUACCUAAAUAAAGAAGUCCUGAUUAUUACUAUAAUUUCAGACCUCAAUAGUUUAUAGGUGAAAUUAGAACCCUAUUUCCUGCCAUGGCUAUCACUUUAUAGGUACUUAACAAUGAACUUUUUCCCAGCAUAUUGUUGUCUGUUGAGCCCUGAUUGGAGAAAUUCUUCUGGAGUUAUUUUUCCAUUUUUUAAAACCAUAUUUAAUAUUUUGGUGCUGUCCACCAACUUUGCUACCUGUCAUUCAAACCUACUUAUAAAUAAUGAAAUAGAACAUUUAUUCCAAGUACAGGUAGGGGACCUCACUACUUUUUUGUUUAAAUUGUGAAAAUUGUGAAAAUUGUUGUUUUACUCCUACCCUUCACAUCAUGUUCUUUAAUCACUUACUGAUCUAGAAGAAACCCAGUCCUGCAAAGGAUUGGUGAAGCAGGAUUUCUGUUUGCAGAAGCCUUGCUGACUCUGCCUAUCAGCAGUGCUUGUUCUAUAUGAUUAACAGUUCUAGCACUGAAUAAUGCUUUCAACUAAUGUGCCUUGACAGAUCCCUGUUACAAUAUCUAGUCAUUUCUAGUCAUUUGGUUAGAAGGCUGACUUUUAGUGGUGAGUUGCAUAUUUGUGUUACAAGAUAGACAAUUUUAUUUGACAACAUUAAGGACUCUCAUUGUGUGCCAUUUGGACCUAAAGAUGUAUUAAUUCGUAAUGUGUCAGUUAACUAAUCCUAGAGCCCUGUUGCUCAGUGAUUUAGUAGGUGGUGGAAGACGUUAUAGCACAGUUUAGAUGAAUGACACUAAACAUGGACUAGCAAAAACCAAUAACAACCCUGCUUGACAGGGCCUUUAUCCAGAGGCCUUGUUUUCACUUUUACUGAAAAUAUUAUCAAUGGCUUUUCAGCAAUGCAUCAGGGGAGGAAAGAGCACAUGCUUGCUGCAAUCCUGAUAAUUAUGAGCCCCAGUGCUGAUGCUAUUUGCAUUUUAAAAAUAUUUUGUGUCAAACACAAUAAGAUGCAUUUAACCAUUUCUGAUUUGGUCCUGUGAUGUAAAUGAAGAAGACAUUUCUGAUUUGAAAAAGCCACACCAGGCUCUGUUCAUCAUUUGGUAUAUAAUUCUCUUGAAAUUUCAAACUAGCCCACAGGUUCACUAUUUUAGUACUUUUUUCUUUUUGUCUGAGAAAAAAAAAGUAGUAGUUGGAGUCAAAACAAAUGCAGAAUUUAUUUUGGAGCCUUUACCAUGUUUGUCUCUUCUCCAGUCAUUACCUGGAAAAUAUAUACUUUUUUGCUUGCCUCUCUAUCCUUAUAUUUACUCCUACAGGGGGAACUGCAACUUUGCUGAGGGGUGGAAGCAGGAAAGGAAGUAUCUUGAACAGGGAAGCUGUAUAUUUACAGGAUUAAACCCCCUUCCUUCAUAAUUGGGUCAUAUUCAAUUUGGAAACCCUCACAGUUGCUUUUAAGGGGGAAAAGUUGGGAUUCUAGAUCAUAGAUCAUCUGAAUUUCAGUUGGUUUGGUCCUAAUGUUAGAGGGGGAGAAUCAGUGGACAGCCUUUCUUAUCAGCCCCCCAAAGAGAGACUCUCCUGAACUUCUGUUUCUUGAAUCACUUGUUUUGACCGGGUUACUGGUUUUGUGUAUUCAGGGGGUUGACAUUUACGGUUAAAUCUAAGUUUUGUUUCAUUGCGAAAGCAUCUCAUUAAAAGAGCUUCUGGUUUCAGUUUUGCCUUGACUUCCUCUUCCCAAGAAGUAAAGAUACAAGGGGCAAUAUAAAACCUUUUACGCAAGAGUCAAGCUACUCACUGUUCAUUAAGGUUAGUCAUCAAUGCAAAUACUGAUUUUACAGGACUUGAUGGAUGAAUAAGACCAUACAGAUGAUCAUUUUACCACACGCUUUUCCAUAGACCUGCAUUUCAUAUGUGGCAAAGUACUAUAUUUUUCCCUCUUGGGAAGAUGAUAUAGAUGACCAACUACUCUGGAAUGAGACAGUGCUCUCUGCAGGGUUGUUGCCAUCUGUAUGGGUUCAGUGUCUUAAGAAACACAUAACCAUCACUUCUCCCCUGAAAAGAUGGGUCUGGAUCCAGUGCUUCUCUGUGAGCUAGAUAUUUUUGUUCUUGGGUGGCAAAAGUGCUGAUUUGGAGUUUGGCUGUGCUCAGCAGGAAGGGAGCUGUCCGCUUAACGGUUGUUAAUAUUUGUUUGGUUCUGGACUAUACUGCUGUCUGAUAUCUGUAACUCUCAUUAUUCACUCACUGGGUGGCAGUUACGGAUGUAAAGUUCAUUAAAAGCAUUUGCUGAGAAAAAAUUUAGGCAAGGUCAGAAGUUGUUGCUUGAAAACUUGCACAAGAUGGACAGCUGACACCUACUAUUUAAGCCUCUGAAAACAAAUAUCUAUCCAUUUUUAGCUAUCUGCGAGGAAAUUACAGAUUUGCUAAGUAUUUCUUAAAUUACAGCUGGCAACUAAAUGGGAGGUGGACAUUUCCUCCCCAUUGGUGGUGUUUUGUUGUGGAGUAAACUUCAAGUUUGUUUACAUUUUCUGGUAUCCUUAUUUUGGUUAAGUAUAUCUACAUGACAAUAGCAUUGGGUAAUUGAAUAAUAUCUCUGUGGUUGCUGGACAUUCUCUAACUGAAGUUAUUAAUACCUUUUUUAAGAUUUGAAAAUCAGUAUUUUUUAAAUACUCCCACUUGUAAAAUUUUCUAUAGAGAUGUGAAUUUAACAUUGAAAAGAUGAAGAAAUGUUAUGAACUAGUACCACAUCCCCACAUAGCACAACACCGUGUAACCUGAACAUAAAGUUUUAUUCCUUGUAAUGUUUCAUCCUUAGCAACAGUAAAGACCUAAGCUUUAUGUGGGAUCAUAUAAUUUAUCUACUCUGAGCAUCCUCCUGUGUAAGCAUUGGUUGUAAACUUUUGGUACUUUCGGUCAUUGCUUCUGCACAGAUGGAAUUCUCAGGACAAAUUGGCUAUUGUUGUUGCUUAUUUUGUUUAUGAAUUGCUUACCAUGAGGUUUCUUGAAGUUAUUUGCAAUAAAAAUGACUUAUAAAACUGUUACAUAUAUAAAAACAGUUAAAUACAAUUGCAUAUAAAAACAAUUGCAAGAACGGUAAAUAUAAAAACAGUUUAAAACAGCAAUACAUACAUAAAAUCAGUUCAGAUCCAGGACGGAUACCAGCUGCAAUAAAUAUUUUAGAUGUGUUGGUAGAAGGCAAUUCUAGCUAGUGAGGUUACCUGGGCCUAGAGUGACAGAGAUGGAUCUAAGAGCACCUCCGGUUUAUAAACCUUAUCCAAAGCAGGCAGUUGACCAGUUACCUGGACUCAGGAGUAGCCCAUCCACAGCACCUCCAGCUUGCCAGGAUUGAGUGUUGAUUUAUUGGCCCUCAUCCAGCCCACACCCAAGUCCAGGCUCCAGUCCAGGGCUUGCACAGUCUCUGCUGAUUCAAAGAACUAGAGCCGGGUAUCAGUGGCGUACUAAUCACACCUCACCCCAAUCUAAUGAGUGCUCUCAAUGGCCUCAUGUAGAUGUUAAAUAGAGCCAUCUUGUGGUGCAGUUGCCAGGGGACAACACUUAAUCACCCAGUGCUAUUAUCUGAAACCAACCCUGGAUAUUGGACUUUUCUAAAGGCAGGCUGAACUUCAGGAGGACCACCAAGAAUGCCCCAUCAGAAGAUCUUGAUGGUCUGGUGGAGCACGGCCCUUAAGUACUUUAGGCUCAAGUUGUUUAGGGUUUUUCAAACUAGCACAAGAACCUUAAACUUGGCCUGGUACCAAAGUGGCAAAUGUUGUAAAGAAUACAAGAAGACCUUUAUAUAAAAUGUUAAUAAGAAGUGUAACAUUUGUAUCCUACUCUCCCCAUCAAGGAAUUUAGGGGAGUGCAUCCCCAUUUUAUCCUCCCACAAGCCUGUAGGGUAGAUGAAGGUGAGCGUGAAGUAGUUAGCCAAGGUUAUCCUUGUAUCUGUUCUGUGACAACAAGAUUUGUAACACUUUUAAUAAUACUAAUACUAAUGCUACUAAUAAUUUAUUUAUACCCCACCCAUACAGCAUUAAACAUUAAAAACUUCCCUAAACAGGGCUGCCUUCAGAUGUCUUCUAAAAGUAAGAUAGGCCUAGUUGCUUAUUUCCUUGACAUCUGAAGGGAGGGCAUUCCACAGGGCAGGCGCCACUGCCAAGAAGGCCCUCUGCCUGGUUCCCUGUAACCUCACUUCUUGCAGUGAGGGAACCACCAGAAGGACUUUGGUGCUGGACCUCAGUGGAGGGUGGAGACGCUCCUUCAGGUAUACAGGACUGAGGCCGUAACUUAUACAUACGAGAUCAGUAUUUUAGACAAAACUAUACAGUUAGCAUAUACUGAAGAAUCAGAAAGUGAAUUAGUUUGUUUCCAGCAUUAUCUCAGGUAAAACUGAAAGAUACACACAGCUUCGUGAAGUGUUAAAUUCUGAGUUUCACAAUUUCUUUUAAAGCAAAAAAAGCAACAUUUGUAUUUGGUUUUGAUGGGUGAACAAACAUCAUUAAAACAUCAUUAAAAGCUUGUUGGACAUAGAGCUGUUUAACACCUUAAUUAGAAACCAGGAUGAAACUUGUGUCACUUGGAACAAGAAGCUUAGUGUGUUUCGGACAUCUGUCAUGGCAAAGUCAAGACUAUAAAGUUGUCAGACCUUCUUUGACCUUUUUGCUCCUUUAUUUACUCUGAUGAUUUCGGUUUAGCACCUAUUUUCACACUUGAUAUUUAAAUUGCUACAUGAUACACUGCUUUGUUUGAUAAGAAGGCAUCCUAAUUGUUGUUUACUAUCUGGAACAAUCCAUUUUUAUUUACUUAAAAGUCACAGACCUUUUAAAAGUAUAUGUGUUUAAUGCCUGCUUUCUUACUUCUUCAAAUACAAAUGAUUCUCAUGGUUGGGAAAUUUUAGGAUCGUGGCCAGUCCUUCUUCAUGACCUCAUUGAAGUAGAACAUUAUGUGCAUCAGCAGUUACAUGAGCUCCACUGUUGUACCCAAUUUGCACAUUGAGUUAUAUUCUAUCAAGCUUGUGGAUAACAUGAUACUGUGUCCUUGUUUGAUUAUGGAUCACAGUUACUGUGAAUGCUGCAAGAACAGUAAAUAGAGCCUGGAAGAGCUGUCAAGUCCCCACUCCCCCUUGCCAUGACUUUUCAAGGCAAUGUCAUGUAAUUUUAUCUUUGCCUUGUAGUAAGAAAAGAUUUAACUGUGUUACAUUGAGCUUUUAUCGCUCACAACCUAAAAAUGCCACUUGCUGUAUACAAUACAAGUGAAAAGACACUUGCUACAUUCUUAAGAACUUUAAAGAAAAUAAAAUCAAUGGAUGCCCCUUCUUUGUUCUUGGUAAUGGACAGAAUUAACCCAGUUACUUGUUUCUUAAUGCUGGUUGAAGCAUUAGCAUUCAGAGUCUUUGGAGAUCCCUAUUUGGCUGAACAUUAAAUAAUUUUAGUUUGGACUUGUCUAUUUUUGCCUUUUGAAAUAUUCUAAAGUUCAGAUAUCCACAAUUUAUGUAGCUGGGAUCUGUUGUUAGCAAUUUUCUAUACACAUAUGUCUGUUCUCCAGAAGUCUUUUGAUCUUGUGGCGCAAGGCAAAACUCAUGGCAUCUGAAUUGUCUGAUUAAUUUUCUGUUAGCUCAUGUCAGUAUUUUUCAUGCCAUCAUUAAAAGUACUUACAGUAUUUCAUAUUUUGUUGAUUAAAGGCAUAUCAACACUGUUAGUAAUACUCUCAUCCACAGCGAAUGGCUGAUCAUGCUCAUGCUCAGAAGCUACUUGGAGUGGUGUAUGUGUAGUAUUCACAACAUUUCUUUUCACAUAUUUGCCUCCCUAUAUGAUUAAAAAUGUGCAUUUGAGUCUUUACAAACUGACUCGGGGAAUAUCUCUUGGAGAGAGAUGUACUGAAUACUAUUGAACUUGUCAGAUUUGAAGUCCAAGGCCUGAUUUGUUCUCCACUUAUUCAUACAGAGCACCUUUUUCUGAGCCUUCUGGGCCAAGGUCCAUAUGCAUGGUAACCUUUUAAGGGGAAGUGAUGUGUGUAAGUUGAAUUAUAACAGAUCAGAAGUGAUGAUGUGACGUGUGUGCUCUAUGUGGAGGUGAUCAUGGGCCUUGGAGGUGGAACAUUUCCUUAACAUGUGAUGCUGUAUGAAUGGGAAAUGAGUGUGCCUUUCCUCCAUGUUUUUGACUCAGAAUGCUAGCCCAGUGAGUACAUAAACUGGACCUUGGAGUUGUGUUUCAACUUACAGUAGAAAUUAUUGAUUUGUAUUAUUCAGAAGAUAUUUGGGGAAGCUCAGUGGCAGAGCACAUGCUUUUCAUGCCAAAGAUCCCAUAUUCAAUCCCCAGCAUCUCCAGGUGGAGAUUGGAAAGACUCUUGCCUAACACAACAUACUGGGGAACCGCCGCUACCAGUCAAUGUGGACAAUGUUGAGCUGGAUGGGACCCACUGUCUGACUCAGUAGAAGGUACCGUCCUUUGUUCCUGGCCCCAUUUUUACAUGUUUGGCUAGAAUACUGAAUUUUCAUAAAAUAGCAUAAUUAGUAGCAUAUGCUUACGUUAGCAUGAUAAUAUCUGCCCACAGUAAUAUCUGAUGGUAACAAUAUGACUCUGCUUCUAAAAAGGAUCUGCAGAGAUGUAAAAUUUUCCAGUUGUUCAGUAUGUUCCUAUAACUGAAUCUGGGGAAUGCAAUUUCCAUGGGUUUUGUUCUCACUUGUGCUUCUGGAUCAGUACCAGGUAAAAUCCAUUAGGAAAGUGUUAGGUCCAUGCCAUACACUCUUAGGGGCAAGAAAGGGGAACCAUUUUAUUAUGUCCUGCUUGGUCCCCUGUUCCCAUCUUUGCUUUUUCCAUAUGAGAUCAACUGUUUGAAUCUAGCUUCACUUUUGCUAUUUUAACAUUUUCUGGCUUGCAAAUGUUAUUUUUUUCAACAUUUACUCAAUAGAACAAAAGGAUCUGCCAUUGAGAAGAUACUCUCAUUUCUAUAUUUAAACCUUCAGUCAUAUGGGGGGGGGAGAGUGAAAUAGAUGUGUAACUUUGAAAAGUACUACUUUGGUUUGUAUUCUGUGACUCAACUGUUUUUAAAAUGCCCUCCCCCAUCCACCCGAAUAACUAUUCCUUUGCUGAAAACAUGUGUGCUCCUGAUGAAUAUCCCAACUGUAAUACCCACAUAUUUUCUCUCUGCUUCAGAGAAACCCAUACGUCUUCCAUUUGCAAGUUUGUAAAUUUAAAAUUAGGCUGAAACAAACAGAAAUGUAAAGAAAGUAUAAUUUAUUUGCCCCUGACCACCUGGAACAGCAAUUGUGUUGAUAAAGAGACUCAAAGGAUUCAUGAAAUAAAAUCCCUAAAUGCCAAAUGCUUUAAAGCUUUGCUUUUUUCUUCUUCUUGCAAAUCUUUCAUUGUAGUCAGUGUGAAUUCUUAGUGUGAAAAGGAAGUUAUGACCUGGCAAACAUUUACUGCUCUGUGGAUAUUCUCAUGGAAGCUUUCCACAAAUCCAAGCAAGGUGAAAUUAUUUAAGUAAGAAAUUGAACUGGAUUAGAAGGCUAUAAAAAUCAGGGCAUAUUACUACUGAGAUGAUAUUGUGUUUCAUGUGUUUCAUGUUUUAUUUUCCAAUUUGGCUAAGGGAUACUGACUUUUAAGAAUCUGAACAUUAUAUUUGGUAACGUCGUGUGUGGGAAGCAGUGGUGUUUUUCUAGUAAAAGAGGUGUCAGAACUCACCAUGAACAUCGCCCUUGUUCUCUUAGAAUGACAAUGGUGCCCACCUAAGAGGUGCCAGAACUGAGUUCAUGUGAGUUCUCCCUGAAUAAAAGCCCUGGUGGGAAAUAUUGCACAACAGAAGUUAAACAUACAGUGCACCUAUAUUAUAAGGAGUCUGUGCUCUGGCUUUACAUGCUUGUGUAAGGUGCAAGAUCUGCCUAAUAAACAGGUAAGGCAAAGUAGAGUUCUAAGGUGGAGAGGAAGUUCAUCAAGUAGAAGGAAGAACUGGGAAAACUGAAACUGGUUCUCACCUCAGCCCAGGGCAGGAGGGCUCAGAGAAGCUCUUGAAAGACUUCAUAGCUUGGAUUCAGUAUCAGGAAAGUUGAAAUAAGUCUUGUGGAAGUUUCCUUGUGAGAAUGAGAGGAGUUUGAUUUUUUAUUCUAGUGUUGCACUAGAAGCAAGGCUUGGCUACUGCUAAGGAAAAUCAAGGAGUGGCAGUUUCCAUCAGCAGAAGUUUGUGAGGCAGGUGGUACUGUUGCUAUUUACCCAGCCAGGGAUGGGGUGAGGCAGCAGCAAGGCCAGGGGAGCUGUGGUUGGCAGCAGUAGUUGGCCUGCAGGUAUGUGCACACUUGUGGGGAAGCCACCAAACUAGAACUCCCCCAACCUCCGUGUGCUGUGUCCUAGUGAGUGGCAGUGCUACUGCCCAUAGGAGGACACUGUUGCCACUCCCUCACAUCCCACUGAUUCCCCACAUGUCCCUCUUUCUUCAUUUGUAUUUCUAAAUAUUCAAUUUCCCACCUUCACUUACCCCUUAACUCUUUAUGGCUUGGUGCCCCCCCCCCCCCAAUAAUGACAGUGAUAGUUAAAAAGUGUUAUGGAAGUACGUGUUAUCAGGCUUAUUAGUAAUGGUUCUCUCAGCUUGAUCUGGUGUUAUGAUGCUUUGGGGGGUGUGUAUGUGUGGUGGUGUUUUUUAAUGAAAACACAAAUUAUCCCAUCUACUUUUUUUCUUAAUUCUUUCCCUCCCCUGUGCUCAAAGCACAUAGCAAGAUGGCAGCCAAGUGAUAGAUAAAAUGCUUAUGUUUUCUUUGCUAAAAUCCCUGUGGUGCAAAUCUGGAUUUUGCUUUUUUUAUUUGGAAUGGGACUUGGAAGCUUUCAGACAACUGAUAAAUUUUGGACACAAAUUUUCUAAGAAUGGAAAUUGGAUAUACUAUUCCAUGAAUAACAGGAAAUGUGCAGCCAGCAGAAGAGCAUUAGAAUAGAUCUUUCUUUGUGGUGGGUGGCUUUUUAUUUAUUUUUCCAAAUAUUAGUGCCAAGCAGAAGUUUGUAUGACUCUUACAAUUCCAAAAGAUGCUUAAUGCUGGUAUAAGUUUCUCUAAGCUGUGUUGGCUUUGCUGUGCAUAAAAACCUUCUGAUUAUUAGCUUCAAGCUAACUUGGAUGAGGUGAAUCUGUCAAUUUUGGUUUCUCAUUUUACAAUCUUAAAUUUAGUUCUUCAUAUUUCCACAUCAGUUUGUGAUUUUUUUUUUUUUAAUAAAUAAAACCCCUCAUAAAAACUUGGGAUUUUAGUGCAAAUUUUCCCCAAUAGAAUAUAUAGUGUACAUUUUUGUAUGCAAUUUUGCCUUUAUAUAAUUUCUGCAGAGCAAUUUCCAUAAUGGAAUGCAUUUUUGUAUGUUAACUGUGGUUUAAAUGUGCAUAAAAUGCAUGUAUUAGCAAAGCAUUACAUUUUUGAGCAUAUUACUUGCCGGGAAAACUGCACUGCAAAAUCCAGGAAAAUUCCAAUUUUAAAAGAUCAGUGUGUUUUAGUUUGUAUAUUGCAGUGAUGGCUAAACUUGGUCCUCCAGCUGUUUUGGGACUACAACUCCCAUCAUCCCUAGCUAACAGGACGAGUGGUCAGGGAUGAUGGGAAUUGUAGUCCCAAAUCAGCUGGAGGGCCAAGUUUGGCCAUCACUGGUGUAUUGGUUCGAAAGGUGCAAAUUAGGUAGUUUCUCAUUGAAAUGCAAAUAAGAUCAAAUUUGUCCCCCAUUCCUAGUGAAAACACCCAGAUUUGCAAUAUUAAAGUUUUGAAUUGGUCUCCCACUUUCAUUCCUGCUUUGUUGUAAUAAGCAGCUCAAUGGGCCUGGAACAGUGGAGAGGGAAGAUAUUGGCUGUGUCUUCUUGAUCCUCCAAAAGGGAUUUGGCAGUAGAAAAUGAAUUUAGUUUUUUGUGCAACUUGUUCAUCAGUUGUCAGCAUCAGUGAAUGGAGAGUUGGCCAGUAGGGAAACAAAUGUGAAAAUACAGCCUCCUACCUAAUAUACUGUAUUUUUUGCUCCAUAAGACACACCUAGUUUUUAAAGGAGAAAAACAGGAAAAAAAUAUUCUGAACGAAACAGUGGAUGUGUGAUUUUUGUGGUUCAUGCUGUGGCCACAGACAUGUGAUUUGACGGUGAGUUUGGGGUAGCCCAAUGCAAAAAUCCUGAGAAUCCAUGUGGAUCCAUGCUUUGUAACCAUGUUUUGUGCCAUUGCGGCCCCAUGAAACAGUGGGUGCGUGAUUUUUUUGGUGCAGACUGUAGCCAUGGACAUGCUAUGUGAUCUGAUGGUGAAUUUGGGGUGAUCCAAUGCAAAAAUCCUGAGGAUCCAUGGGCUUUUACCUCCCCCCUCCCAGGCAGCCUCGACCCUUAUCUCCGUCCCGAUUGCUUGCUGAUCAGCUGCUUCCUUUCAUUUUUAAAAAAAUAUUUAUUACUUUUCCAACAAUUUGAACACACAACAAAAUAAAAAGAAAAAAGAACAACACAAUACAAUACAAUACAAAAGCACUACAGAACACAUUAAACUAACAAAACGAAACAAAAACAGUUUUAAAAAAACAUCAAACAAUUUCAAUAUCUUAUCUUUCAUUCACUUAUUUCAGUGACCUCCUCACACCUCCCUUUUUGUAUUCCACGUCUGUUGAUUGUUUCAGCAAUUCCUUUCCAUCUUCCUCUGCUUUCUAUCCUUUAAUUAUCUUAACAGAUUCUAGCCUUAUUUUUCCCUUUAAUACUCUAUUAAUCUAUUUAUACUUAAUUCCUUAUAACAUUUCUACUAAAGCCAUAUAACUUCAUUCCAACAUUUUUCUAACAUUCAUUAAUUUUACAAUAUUUCUGUAAAUAGUCUUUAAACUUUUUCCAGUCUUCUUCCACCGACUCUUCUCCCUGGUCUCGGAUUCUGCCAGUCAUUUCCGCCAAUUCCAUAUAGUCCAUCAACUUCAUCUGCCAUUCUUCCCGAGUGGCAGCUGCUUCCUUUCAACACCCACUUCCCUCUUAGUGCCUUAGUGACUUUUCCUUAGCCAAAGCAGUUUUUUGCUCCUCCUUUUCUUCUAAUUUCUGUCCUCAUUGCUUGUUUUAGUAUUCCUGUCUCCACUCCUUGCAAGUUUGCUGUCUUUACCUCCCCCCCUUCCCCGGCAGCCUCCUUUACCAGCAGCCUUAUCUCCCUCCUGAUCGCUUGCUGAUCAGCGGCUUUGUUUCAACAUCCACUUCCCUCCCCCCCCCCCAAAGCAUAAUCUGCUUUUCACCCCAUGGCAAUUAAUUCGGCUCCAGGGACCACACAUUCACUCCACAAGAUGUACAGACAUUUUAGGAAGAAACAAAGUGCAUCUUGUGGAGCGAAAAAUACGGUACUUUGAAAAAAAUGUGUUUUGCUACAUGUGCUUGUUGAAAAGUAACAUAUACAGCAGAUAAUAUGUCUAUAGUUUUGUUCACUGCUUUUUUCAUGAUGUACUGAAGUUAAUAAACAGGACAUUGCAUGGGACAAUAGGGGAUUAGUGUGUGUGAUUGUAAGUAUACAGCAGAGGUCAACCAAAGAUGUUGAAAGGGGAGUUUUAAAGAGGCUGAACUGGAGCACACUCUGAAAAACUGGAAGACAAUGUUAUAAAUCUUGGUUCUUACCUCUUCCCUUCCUCUUUUGACAUUACUUUAAUGAGCUUUUUAAAAGGCCAUUUCUUAGUUCUUGUAGCCACUGUUAUAACACUCCUUGUUAUGCAAGCUAAAUUGUCCUGGAGCCAUGGCUGACCAUUUGCUACCUGCCCUAUAGGUCUGUAGGUAUUGUGAUCUCUGGGGUGUGAGUGUAUGUGUGCAAAAUGCAUACAUGUGAAUACAGUAUUGCUUCUCCUAAUGCUUUCUGGGGAGGACUGUUUGGGCACACAUUUUCAGUAUGUGUGUUAUGCAAAAAUGGACCUCAGGCUUUUUUUUUUAGGAACAUAGGUAGCUGCCUUAUGAGUAAGACAUCUGUUUUGUCCACCUCAGUAAUGUUUGUAGUGAAGACUUCAUACUUUGUCAGUGUCUUUCCAGCUUUUCAGGAAGUAGUCUUUUUUCCGAGAAGGACACCUUGCCAUUUGUUCUAGAAUUGGGCUGCAGCCUGAAAAGAUACCUCAUAGUGUUAUAAUAUGAACCAUCUAUUUUAGUGGCAUUGCAUUCACACGUAGAGCUAAUGUAACACAGUGGUACCUUUUGGUUAAGAACGUAAUUCGUUCUGGAGGUCCGUUCUUAACCUGAAGCACCAUUUUAGCUAAUGGGGCCUCCUGCUGCUUCCGUGCCACUGGAGCACGAUUUCUGUUCUCAUCCUGAAGCAAAGUUCUUAACCCGAGGUACUAUUGCUGGAUUAGCAGAGUCUGUAACCUGAAGCGUCUGUAACCCAAGGUACCACUGUUUAAUUGGACUUAAUCUUCAUACGUAAAAGAGCACUUUCCAAAGGGCUGAGCAUACGGUUGGCAACAUCCCGUGUGCUGCACUUCCCAAGCACUUGACAGUCAAGUCGAGUAAUAAUGACUUCAUGUGAUUGACAGGUGGGUUGACCCACCCUUGGGGUCCCUUUCAACUCUACAGUUCUAUGAUUCCAUCGUCCACUGAAGACCUGUACACCUGUGAAAGUGGGGAGAAAGCAUUAAUGGUGGAAUAUUUCUUAAGCAGGAAUGAAGCAUAUAGCUCAAAGCAUGACAACUUUUUGACAAAUCUCUGUUUUAUGUACUGUGACCAUUUUUAAUUCUAGAGCAGUCAGUAGUAGUUUUAGUACAUUCUUUUGGGAGCCACAGUUAUGCUCUAUGAAAGAUCCACUUGUUAACAAAUGCCGGAGGUUAAAUUUACAAUCCCACAGUGGAGUGCAUAGGCCAAGUGCCAUUUAAAUUCUGCAUGCAUAAUAAUUUAUGGUUUUAAAUUGAAUUUAUUCUAACAUUUCUGCAGAGUAGAAUUUCGUUCCACUAAUAUUGAUUCUAUUGCAUUUGUUAACAAAAGGCUGUGAAAUUCAGAAUCCAAUACCUGUUGUUUGAUUUAAGGUUGUAAGCACACCUACCUGGACAAAUAUGUCAUGGAAGGAUUAGAGAGCACAUCAGUCAAUAUGCUAAAGAGGAGUUUAAUUGUCUCUCUGAAAUAAGAACAGAGCAGACACAGGAAAUUUCUGACUCCUUUCAGUUUCAGCUAAGUCCAGUUGCAUUGUAAGCCUCAUUGAAGUAAGCUUACUUCUGAGCAAACUUUUGUAUGUCCUACAAUCAUGCAAACUUACAUGUAAUCAGGUCAACUUAAUCUAAUGAGUUCCAUGUAAACAUGCAUAAAAAGGUAAAGGACCCCUGACAGUUAAGUCCAGUCACGAAUGACUCUGGGGUUGUGGUGCUCAUCUCGCUUUACUGGCCGAGGGAGCCGACGUUUGUCCGCAGACAGUUUUUCUGGGUCAUGUGGCCAGCAUGACUAAGCUGCUUUGAAUCCUGCCAUGUAAAAUGUAGUGCAUCAUGUCAGUAUAUUGAUCAAAAAGCCACAGUUCCAUAAUACAACAAGGCGCUGCAGUGUAAAAGUCCAGAGAGAAGUGUUAAUACGUAUUAUACCUAGUGAAACUAACCCUGUGGUUUGUAUUGUGUUGGAUUCCAGCUAAUUACAUUUAGUUAUCUUAAAUUGUGAUUGUUUAAAACAACAAAUUUAUGGUUUGAUGUACAUAUAACAUCCCUGCCAGUGUAUUUUUUUUAAUGUCAAGAACACACAAGAUAUUGAGUAGAUAUUGGGAGAUAACUUAAGCAAAAGUGAUACCAUCUAAUUGACACACAUGAAUUUACUGCUUGAGAUUAAUCCCUAACUUCUUGCUGAUUGUACAACUAUUUUAAUAGUUUUUCAGUAGCUGAUAGAACAUGAAAACUAAUACUUUGUGUAUUCAACAGGUCUUGGAUUUCUUAAGUGCAAAACAUGUUUCACAUGCUCAGUCUAUUGACCAUAGACCUUUUUUGAAUUACAAAUUAUUUGCAGCUUGAAAGGCUGUUGUUUGUGAAACACAGGCAGGGAAUGCUAAUUUGAAUCUGUGUAAGCAGCUCACUACUGCAGAUUGUGUAGCCUGUUUUUACUUUGCCAGUUUGUUAUAAAAUGUAUAUAUGCACAUGAAAAGUAUGCGCUGGAGAUUGAGACAGCUUUAUAUCUUGUUAAAGAACUAAAGCAGAAAUUAGAUUCUGUUUUCACUGUAGCUCAAACAGUGCUUAGCUAAUCAACUGGCUUGUAUGCAAAUGUGCCUAGAAAUAAUUUCCUUGUGCAAAGAGAAGUAAAGGAGCUUACUUUCUUUAUUCUUAUGCAAAUAAGUGGGCUGCUGUUACGCAGGUCAUCCUGUAACUACUUUGAGGAGACUGAUAAAUCUAUUACAGUAGCUGUCAACAACAGUAUCUGCCACAGGCACAGUUCAGCCAGACAAGUAACAACUUUGUUGCUGUACAGUUGCUAUUGUCUCUUCAGAGCAUGCACCAUGCUCUUCCAGUUAGAGAUGGAACCCCAUCUUGUUUCUAUGAGCUUGCAUGUCACUUGUGAAUUUUGUCCCUCUGUAGAAUCUUGUGCCUAGGGAAAAAGGCAUCUUCAGAUGUUCUGUUACAAAUUGUUUGCUUCCGCUGUAGUCAUGUUUUUGGCACAAUCGUUACCCUUACCUGGUGGUUCAAAAUCUGGUUUGCUUUUCCUGCACAUUCAUGCUUAUACAUGGUCUAUCAUAUUCCAGCAUUAUCAUGCUAAUAAGAAGUAAAAUAAAUAAUAUGGGGUGGGAUUUAGAUUUAGAUUAUCUAAAUCUAGAUGAUUAGAACCAUGUCAGAACAUUUUGAAAGAGGAACAGCAAGAGAGAAAUGGAGUGGAAAAUUUUGGAUUCUCCCCCACCCGCUCCAGAGUACAGUAUUGAUAGAUUCAGUUUGUGUAGAUCCAAGUGAAAAUUAUCUUGCAUUUGCAUGGAAGCUGUGGUAGAACCAUCUGGAUCCACAUAGUUUCCAAAAUCUGGUCCAGUGAUUUGGAGUCCUAACAGAGUGGCUUCUGAGAAGAAGACACUUGGAGAGAAGCUGGUUAGUUAGUGUUCAGUGACAAUGUUCAUGCAGGGUCUUUGGAUUCAAGCCCUUCUCCUCUCCAGUUCUUUGUGACUUGUUAUUCACUGAAACUGUUAGCAUGUAAUGCUACACCAAACUAUGUGAUCCCAUGAUCCCAUGUGCUCCUGGAUAAGAUAUUGCAGCUGCUUUCCUCCUGUCCUUCUGUGUGCUGUGAGCUAAAUUAUAGUUUAGCUUAGCAUGUCAUCCAGACCUGGCCUCAUGGUUUGUACCACUCCAGUCAAAGCUUGAGCUGUGAACCAAGAGCCAUGGUUUUUCGCUUAGUAGUACGUGUGAACUCUGCCCAUGUUUCUAUUUUAAUGAAAUUGCUGCAACUGAUCCCAAGCUCAUGAUAUAGUGACGGUUGUCAACAUAAAUGAAUAAGUCACAUGGUCAUUGAGGAUUUGGUUUGUUUUGGCUCCGUAUGCAUGAUGUGCACCAUCUGUUUACAGUUUUAGGCUUUUUGCACAUUAUUGGAAAAAUGUAUUAAAUAUAGGGUUUUAAUCUGGCCUGGUUAAAAGCAUGGCUUUGCAAGUAACGUUUUAUUUACCAUUUGUGGGCAGCCAAUGCUUACAGUAAGUGGAAACACCUCUUGUUAUUAUGUCAGUUGGAGAACUGUUUUAAACAGCUGGGCAGGAAUGUUUAAACCAGGGGGUUCCCAAACUAUGGCUGCAAACUUCAUUCAUAUGGUCAGUGGCAUACCUAUAGAUUUGUUAUUGAAAAUGGGAGAUGGCACACCAAUCACAUUAACUAUAUUGAUUCCCCCCCAGUAAAAUAAGAAAUAAAAGAAGCAAUAAAAUUACAAUAAAAAAAUCAUAGAAUGCCCACUACAGUUGCUAUGAUAGGCCAUGGUCAGCCAUGACACUUAGAAUUUUUAAAGUGGUGCAUGGGGGGGGGGGAGGUUUGGGGACCAUUGGUCUAAAUCAUUAAAAUAAAAAAGCUUGAAAGUUACUCUGCAGAGCAUAUAUUUCUAGCAAUAUUUAGUAAAGAUUGUGCUUUUGAAUGGAACAUUAGAGAUGAUAGAGCUUCUUCAAUAUUACAUUGGACCCCCACCCCCAUACACACACUACAUGGAAUCCCACCUUAAAUUCUAUUCACUAUGCUGAAAAUAACAAGAUGUCUGUUACAGUUUGGUUUCAUUUGAAAUGACAUUUAUAGCCAACGUGGCAUGGAUACUUUGGAAAAUUAGCUUAAUUCUGUAAAGAGAUUUAUUAAAUUAUAAAGCAAAAAUAUGAGCAAUGGAAGCGUUCCAUAAUCUGAUAGAUAUAUUACAUUUUAAGGAGAGAUUGCUUGUUACUUUUAUAAAAGAUAGGUUUAUAACCUGAAAGAAGGGAGGACAGUCUUAUUUUUAUAAAUAUAAACUUAAUAUUUAUGAAAAUAAAAUUUACCCUCCCUUUUAAUGCUUAGCAUAUUUUCAUCCGUGCCUUGGCCAGCAAAGUAAUUGUGGAAGCAUACAACACAGUUAAGGGUUUUGUUUAUAUUCCUGCGUGGAAAAAUAUUGGCCUCUUAGAUUUUUCUCUGUGAUAAAUUUGUCUUAAUGUCUUUGAAACUUGGCAGUUUGUAUAAGUAAGUACAAACAUUGUAGCCUGUAAAGUUGAGCAUCAUUCUUUUGGGUUAGCGGUAACAGAAUUAGUUAUGGAUAUUAUAUCUCAUGACUCUUCCAUGGUAUCCUUUUGAGUGGCUUUUGAAAUGUUUUUAGCAAUUAUUCUUAUGGAUUGUAACUCCUAUUUAGAUAAUUCUAGCUUUCUAAUGUGAGUAUUUUUUAUGACAAAUCUUAUUUCCAACCAUAAUGGGUAAGAGCUGUUGUUAAUUUUUUAAAAUAAAAAUAAUACACUGGGUUGUAGUAUAUUUAAGGAGAUGCAGAGGUUUUUAAAAGAGCCUAGAGAGAAUACGCAUUAACUGUUGAAUAAUUAUUAGUGUAUUCCGUUUCUUCUCCCUGAAUAUUUGUUAACGAGACUUGGUGCCCAAGUUUGAACAAGGCUUAAACUUGGCUGUUUAUAGAGCAGAUUCAAAGUUGGCUAUUGCUGCUGUUGCCAUUGUUACUGUAACUUUCCAAGCUUGGUCUUACUGCAGCAAGCAUCGGUGCUCUGUCCCUCUCUCCCUUUAAUCUUUCAUGGUCUACAAAAAGCUUUUGGUUAGUGAAUCUUAAUUGGCCACUAGAGUUAAGAUCCUGUGAUUUUUGUGUGUGUGGCUAAUUGUAGGACUUAUUCCCAGUGCUAAGCUCAAAGUCAAAUGCAUGGCUUUUCUCACAGGCUAAUAUUAAACAAACAGCUCUGGACCUGAUGGGCAGGCUAGUCAAUGCCUACAGAUGCCUUUGACAUAUUCAUUGACUGUUGCUGAAUACAGAAAUUGUCCAUAGCCAUUUGUUUUGGGAGUAAAUUUAGGGGAAACCAAGAAGUUCUGGAUUUUUUUCACCCUGCUUUUUUACAAUACUUGAUACAUCUGACAAUGGGCAGGUUUGCACAUAAUGCUAAGCCUAAGGAAUGAUAGAAGUUUGUCAGCUUGGCUGGAAUUAAGAUUUCGCCCCGCAUCCCUAAGAACUGGUAUAAUUUGCUGAGGCAGGCUGAAAACUAGAAGAGGUUCCAGAAGGCAGAGAAGGGAAAGGAAGGGAAGGAAGACCAGUCAAAUGGUGGGGCAGAGUAGCAGUAGCAGGGGCACCAACUAUAGGGGGCUCUGGGUGCCUGAACACCCACAAAAUUUUUUAUUGCAGGUGCUCAGCACCCACACUUCAGGGCCCCCAAGGUCUCACAAGGCUUCGGAACUUGAUUUCCAGUGCACCGAAAGUCAGGUUCUGAGGCGGGGUGGUGCAUGAUGUCAUGAUGUCACAUGCAUUGGGCACCCAUAACCAGGGGCUCAAGUUGGCUCCCUUGAGCAGUAGUCUUAAAGCAAACACCAGAAGAAGCGAUUAGUGGUGAAUACCUAUUUGGUCAUAGAAUCAUAGAACUGCAGAGUUUGAAGGGAUCCCGAGGGUCAUCUAGUCCAGCUCCGCCACGAAUCAUCAGUGACAGGUGGCUUAUAUUAAUUUAUAUGUUUAAUUUAAGAAAUACUGCUUAUCAUUGAAUCCUUAAUGUGAGGUGAUGGUUUAUUGUUGUUGUUAUUAUUUUACUUCUUUUUUAAAUUUUUUUAAAAAUUUUAUUCUUUAUUAAAGUUGGGAAUAAAAAAAUAAGAAACACUGAGAACCACCUUGUGAGGACUUUCCUUAAAAGGCAGCUUAAACGUUUUCCCAGUAAAUGAACUCCUGAUAAUAUUCUGAGGAAUCUCAGGGGUUGUUGCUGUGGGAAAACAGAUGGAAAGCAGUAUUAAUAUGAACUGUAAUCAUCUUCACCUACAGCCCUUUUCUGCCAUUUCCUCUAUGAUGUAGUAGCCACAAUGCAGUACUCUGCUUUCCUACACUGCAAAUGUCAGAAAAUGUCAUUUUGAGAACCCAAAGAGUUCACAACAUGGUUCUUGUCCAUACCAGCAUUGCUCCAGCUUUUGGGAGGGCCGGUGUGGGUGUGACAAGAAGCUACAUUGUGGCCUCCUCCCACAUGAUCUAUGGCUUUUGAUCUUGCCUUUAUAGCAGUGGAAAAACCUGCUAUGCAGUGCCUGCCAAACCAUGGAAGUAACAUGAGUCAGGGACCUUAGUAAAGGGCUGUGUGAUUUUAACCGUGAUCCUUCUAAGCAAGAACCAUAUCAACCCUUAAAGUAAGGAACAGAAAUAUAGCAACGUUUGUAGUGCUAAGUGUGUUUAAAAUGCAACUAGCUGAAAUAGUUUCACAGUAGACUCUAAUAAUUAGGGCCUAAUUGAUUUGUGCACCCCAAGGGAGAACCUAAAUUGAUCUGUACUUCACUUAUAUUGGUAUAAUGGGAACAGAAUAGGCCUAAUUUCUUUAGUGAGGAAGAUCAUUAUUAAGAACCUUGCAUCGCUUUCCUUGUUUACGCUUUCUCUUUCCCACCGCCAUCCCAGCUUGGGGAAGUACAGAUGCCUGAUGCCGGAAUGUGGUAACCUGGCCAUCAAAUGGGCCUCACAAAGAAAGCCCUUUCAGGUCUUUCAGUGAAACAACUACUGCAUCUUAUUAUAGCGUGAAAUUAGAAGUGAAAAGCCCUACAGUUUUUUUGCUAUUUAGUAAUGCGGAAUAUGUCGCCGUGGAUGGCAAUGGUAGUGCUAGAAAGAGAAGCCAGAAGCCAAAAAGAGAAACCUAGUAGCAGUUCAGACAAAGACGGUCCCUUCUCUCCCUGUUUCUGACUGUUCGGUGGUCUGUAAAACUCAAGUUCUGUAGUGGAAACUGAGCAAAAGUAUUUUGUUGCAUCUCCUUCAAUAAGGUGCGCAAAUGUAAGUUUGCAAUAGAGUGUAAGAAGAGGAAUAAUCUGAUGGCAGUUCAAUUCUAAUAACUAAAAUAUAAGUUGGUUGCAGUUUUACAAGUUAAGCAACCACUUUUACAAAAAACGGAGAUUUGAUGUUCUGACCAUCUAAUGCUAUAACUAGAUGGGGUUUUCAAGAAGGCAGAAUGAAGUUAUCUGAAGCCACCUUGUAACAGCUAGAAAUGGAAAACUUGCCAAGUCACUAUCCUUCCAUAGUUUUAAAGUACCAUUUUCAUUUCAAAAAAAAAAAGCUAAAUAAAUUUGUUUUCUGUGUGCUUUUUGUACAAUGCCAAUAAUGUUCCCUGAGGACUUAAUUAAAUGUAGUAAAGUAAUUGUAACUUUAAAUAACUGAAUUAUGUGGUAAAUGAAGCCUUUUGGAAGUUGGUGGAGGGGGGGGAGAGAGAUUAUUGUGGUAUCUUCUUAUGUUUGUUUUGCAGAUCACGAAAAAUAACCUCAAAUGUUUUAAAUAUAUACUUAAUAAAAAUACUGACUAAAACAGAUCUAGGACAUAAGCUCUCUCUUGCAUGGAUCAUGUGGAAAGGCAUUCUAAGGUUUGUGGUAUCACACUGCUGGCUAUGUCUUUUGGUUUUGCCUGUUAGCAGAGUAAAGAAAUAGAUUUCAGAGAAAUCUGAAUAAAGAAAAUAGAUUUCAGAGAGGAAUGAAACUGAGAUAACUGAACAAGAACCUGGUAUAGCUUAGCUAAUGAGACUUGGGUUCAAAUUCCCACUCAGCGGUUAAUUAUUAUUGUUUUUAUUUAUUUAUUUAUUUAUUUCUAACUAAAUUUAUAUAGCUGCCCCCCUAAGACAUUAUAUGAUUGGCCCAAGGAACAAUCUCCUUUGAUGAUCUUGAUGCAGUCACACUAUCUCCUCCUAAACUUCCUCACAAGAUUGCUGUGAGAAUAAACUGGGAGAUGAGCACUGUGAAUUCUUCCUUGAAGACCUUAGAGACAGGGCUAGCCCGCCCAUGAGGCAAGGUGAGGUGAUUGUUUCAGGCAGCAGGUUCCACAGGGGCAGGAGACCCUGAUGUAGAUUAUUUAUUUCCUCCUCUUCCUGAUGUAGAACUUCACUCUCAACUUCUUCCCUGGUUGGGAGCAGGCUCCAUUUUGCGAUUCACCUGAGGUGCCAACAUAUCUUUGGCUGGCCUUACUUUGAGAAAAUAUGACAUGCAAAUAAAUUAUGUGCAAGCAAGAAGAGCCAUGGAAUUUGUAUAAAGUGUAUUAUUUAUAGGAAGUUGUAGCCCCUGUGACUGUGAAAAAUGGCAUUUUAAAUUAUUGUUCCUUAAUCAAUGCUUGCCUUUAGCUUUGAUAUGCACCGGGACAUGCCUUCUAUGGAUAUCAACAACUUGACAGGCAAUAAAAAUAGUAGAUAGUGGAUUAUAGCAAAUGCAAUAAAAGGGUUUCUUUCCAACUAGCUUACCAUCAAGACUCUCACUCUGUGUCCUUUUUGUGUUUAUGUUAAUACUUGCAUUUUUUUAUAUAUAUAUAAAAAAUCUAACCCACGAAUAAAAACAAUGUAAAUCUAAUCAUAUGUCUCACCCUUCAAAUUUAAUGACCAUUGCAAAUCCAAGGCCUGGCUUUCUUUCAAAAGUGGCAUUUCAGUCAUCAAAUGGUUUCAAGCAGCAUUGCCUGUUUUCCCAGUAUACAUGACAGUGUUGCCAAGUAAACCUUAGCUGGAACUAAUUGACUUAAGACUCUAGGCUUUGAUUAUAAAAUUUCCCCUUCCCACCAAAGGGUGGUGCUCACUAACCAAAAGUCGCUUAAACACAGUCAGAUCAGAUUUGCACCCACGAACUGUUAUUUCACUUAAUUGACUCCCCCCCCCCCGUUCCCCAUUUACAGCUGUUAGAGUUUGCUAUUUCCUUAAAAACGUACUCAAAAUGGAUGCUCAAAAAAUCUGGAAAACAGUCUCACAGAUCUCCUACUUUGAGCUUUAUCACAGGCUUCAUAAUCACCACAUGGUUUUUUACAGAGAAAAAUGUUAAGGUGAUGUGGUUAUAAUCAGGAAGGAUUUUCUUUUCCCUCCAGGAAGGGGUCACAAUCAUUUGUUAAUGUUAUUAAGGAACAAUUGGAGUUGUAGAGGAACUGGUAAUGGGAAAGUAUCUUCAUAAGUUUGUAUCAUGUACUUGUGACUACUACAAGUGUUUUGUAUUAGAAGGUGCAAAAUAUCUAGAUGGGAAAAUGUAUGGCCCUCUGUAUGUUUUUGGACUACAAAUCUACAACCAUUGGCAAUGCUGGCCAGUGCUAAUGGAGUUGGAGUCCAACAAGAUCUGGAGGGCCACAGUUUUUUCACUGCUGAUCAAGAAAACUCUGUUCUCAUCCUGGAAACAAUGAUGAAUUUAAAUUGAACCACAGGUAACUUGGGCUUUUGCUGCAAGAGUAGGUGAAAGAAAAAGAUGUCUCUGACCUAAGGGUCAAAAGCUGCUGGGAGCUUGCACUUCCUUUUUCAUCCUCAGCUGCUAGGUAGCCUGAAAAAUUAGAGAAGGAACCUUUGACAGAUCAGAAAUGUGAACAGGGACAGUUCAGAGUAGGAAUAUCAGAAGAGCCCUGCUGGAUCAGACCAAAGACCUAUCUAGUUCUGUAUCCUUUUCUUGCAGCAACGAACUCAAUGCCUAUGCCAUGCCUUCUAGUAUUGUGUGACUGGAAAAAAUUGCUUCCAUCUCCUCUCCCAUUUCAGUUCAGGACAACUGGGCUCUGUUGCAAACUGGUAGCCUUGGGUGAAAUAAAUGGGUUUUUACACAUGGAACACUUGCCUCCUAUAUAAAUGGAAUAUGUGACUGAGGCGGAACUUUUAUAGAAGAAAGUACAAUUUGAUAUCAUGGGUAGGCAAAGUACUAUCAUACUAUUUCAUCUGUUAAUACUCUGUAGAAAUGAUUUUCUCUAUCUUCCUCUGAUGUCUCUAAGCUCUGUAGAAUAAUCAAGUGCAAUGGAGCUAUAAUUGGAACCCUUGUUAAGCAAGCAUGUUAAUGGAACGUGGGCAUAAGAAACAGAUGCUACUAUAGAGGAAAGAGUAUUGGAAAUGUUAAUCUAAUAAUGGUUCAGAAUAACUUCGGUUAUGUGACAGAUGUAACGUAAAGUAUUCUGAAUGUGCUGCUAGUUCCCUUUAAUAUGAAAAGAAUGUUGACAGCACAUUCACAGUGCUGAGCUCCUUUUAGGUUACAUCUAUCUUUAGUCUUUGCUUGGUAGCUAUGGAACAUGCCUUGUCUUCCUGAUAAACUCUGUUCAAAAUUUCUUUUAUUAAUGCUUCCAAUAAACAGGCUUGUCCUGUAGGCUGAACAAGUUGAGACAUAUAUAUAUUCCUGACAGUUUAUUUAUUAAUUUUUCCUUCUUUUUAGUGUCUGGAGCCCUGCAAAGAAUCCUGGGACUUGAAGAAAAACCAUUGCCAAAGUUUCUGUGAGGUAUGCCAUUUCUAAAGACCUCUUUUUAAAAUUCUGUCCUGUAUAUUUCAUUCACACUACUAAAUGAGUUUGUUUGAUGACAGCGAACUAACAAAUAGGAUAUAUUCUCUAUUUCCAGUAGCUGAACAGGACUACAACUGAUCAAUGACCAUAAGCAUUUUGAAAUGGUCUUCAGCAUCUUUGAAAUAAUUACUGUCGUAUCAUUCUAUAAGUUUCCUAUCAAGUUGUUAUGUGUCAAUUAACUUUUCUUUCUUGGGCUGCUGUCUUAUAUGUACAAUUGAUGUAUACAUGAGUCAUCAGUGUUCUUUUUCCUUUCGUUGCUGCAACAGCAAGAUGUCUUCCACAUUUGUUUGUUUAUUUAAAUGCUUAAAGUAACCUACCAACUUUUGAUUGACCAAUUCAAAUGUGCACACAAGUCAUGCAAUACAACCAUCUAUACAGCACAUGGGAAAUUGUUUGAAAGCAACUGUACCUCAAAAUGAUUUGCAGGUGUAGAAGUCCUAAAACAUAGACUCAAACAGAGUCAAGGUUAUGUUGGAAGUUGGCUUAUUGAUAUGGAAGCUGUCCACGUGCAAGAGGACUUCAGCAUGAGUGUACUUUCAAACAAGUGGCUUUUCAUGUGCUUUUUGAGGUGGCCUAGGGCUGUGAGGAGGGUUGUGCAGUGUCAGAAGCAUCUAGACUCUAGGAAUUGGCUACAAUGCACAUCUUUCUGCUACUCCUUAGUAUAGUUUCAUUCAGUGGUAAAUGCAAAAUACAUGCCAGUUAUUGAUGAUAUACAUGUGGAAAUUGUCAUCCUUCUUAGCAAAAGCGGUGAUUAUGUGGGCACAGAUCUUUUCCUAAGAGAAAUCUCUGAGACAUGAACAACUGUGUUUGGCCUAUAUUAGAGCUAUAGUACUAUGUGAAAAGACCAUCCCAAAAUAGGUAUGAUGGAUAUGACCUUCUUAUCAUGUGAGCACUGUACUUGUUCAUGGGAAACAAGCUGUAAUGUCAUAAGCUCACCACCUCUAUAUUCUCUUAAACUGGUUGCACAAGUCCACUCCCAUAACAUUGUUUACCUUGAGGCAUUAUGCCAGGUUCCACUGUGGAACCUAAUUAUAUUCAACAUUGUUCACCAGUACUGUAGUUAAAUAGCACUAAAUAUGAUUUAAGCAUGUCUCUGUUGAACUAUAUUACAUUAUUGGGCUGAACACAGCAUGAAUUUUCAAUGGCUUAGUCUCUGUUGUUUUUGCUUCUGUCCCUUGGGUUUAAGGAAAUGGCACUGAGCUUUAUUUUAUACAUUUGUGCUCCACUUUUCCCAUAGUUCAAGGUGGUUAACAAAGCACUUCAAAAAUGCAUAUAAAAAUAGGGGAAUGAUAAAUUUAAAACUAUUAAAGUAAUAUAUAAAACCAGAUCCAUAAGACCAACUAAAAUUCCAACAAAAUUUGCAAGCUUGAUGUUUACAACUUCAUUAAGUUUUAGGUUUAUUUGACAUACACUGUAAAUUGUUUUUAAAUUAUGGCAACUCAUUUUUAACAGGGCCUAAUGCACAGCUUUUAGUAGCAACAACCAAGCUACAUUGACUCGGUUUCAUUUAAACUAAGUGGGAUCUUGUGUCUUUAACUCCCUUUUUAUCAGUGUAAACAAUAACAGAUAGGUUUUUUAAAAAGAGUUCUUCCUAGCUGCUUCUUAGCUUCUGCAUGAAAAUUAUGUAGCCGAAGUGCAUAGCAAUAGAGGCAUCUGCCACAUGUGUCUUGAUUAUCAUACUUCAGUAGAAGGGAAUUAAAAAGCACUUUGCUUGUGUCUUAGCUUGGGUAAAAAGUGACUGAGGUGCAUAACUGUACAUUGGCAGGGAUAGUGCAGAAGAUUCCUUGAGAUUGGUGGUUUAUAAUGUAAACUACAUUGGUUAGAUUCAAUCCCAGACAUCCAAUUGGCUAUCACAUAUCAUAUGUAGAUUACCCUGCUGGACAUCUCUAAUGUUUAUGUAAAAUGUGGAUCCUAUUUCUGUCCACUGCAUGAUAAGGAACAUCAUGCUAUAUUUCUGGUAAAAUCUGAAGCAGGAAUGUAGUAGACUUUGGAACUAUAAGACAGAAGUAAGUUACAGUAGGUUUUUAAUUUAAGGGCAGAUGUUUGGAUUUAUUUUUAAGUACACUUGCACUUACAGGAUAAGAGGAAUCUUAAAUUUUUUCUUUAUUGAUUCAGAUGUCUGGAUGUGUACCAGCAAGGGAGGUUUGUUGUGUAGAAAGUGGGCUUCAGAUUUUGUAACUUGGAAAUUACUUACAUGAGUUUAAAAAAAGAAAAGAAAGUAUCAACACACCCCUUCUGGAAUCCUAUCAGAAGAAUAAUGAUGAGCUUGACAAUGAUGAGCUAUAAGUGUAAUAUGAAGUUGUUAUGUUUGUGAGAUGUUUAUUGAGCAAAGGAGUUGGCUGAGUAGGGAGAAUAAACACUUCCCAGUUGUAGUUAGGAUCUGCUAAUAUCCCUGUUUAAUUAGUGAUUUUGAGUUUGAAACUAAGCUUGAAACUUAAAAGGCUGGAAGUAAAAAGUUGCACAUUUAACAGUUCACUGAAAAAAUAAGUUGUGAACUAGGGUGAAGAACAGAAGCUUCAAAGGCAUAUUAUGCCUCAAGGGACUAGAAAAGAUUUUUAAUUAAGUAGCUGAAAAUUUGUGAUGUUUUAUAUAGGCACAUACCCAGACAUGUACACCUGCCCAUUUCUGAUCACAGACAUAAAUCACAAAAGCAGGUGCAUUUUGUUUCUAUUAACCUCUGCCCUUGUCAGCUACAAUCACAAAUCACAAUUUCCUUACCCAGCAUUAUAUUUGAAAGCAACCAUUUAGCUAUGAUCAUGGUUCCAAAAGAGAGAAUAAGUUAAACAAGCUUAGAGUUCUUCCCCAGGCUCUGUUUUCCAUGGAUGAUCUAGCUCUGCCAGGCACUGUAGCCCAUGGCUGCCAUAGAAAGGCAACCAGACUGCAAUCUCUGAUGAUAUAUGGUGAAAUAAUAGUGAUUAAAUAAAUGUAGCUCUCUCUCUCUCUCCAUACAAUCAGAAUGGAGGCAUUCUGAGCUCUACUGUAAGAACAAAUGCUGUACAUUUAUUGUUGAUGAGUGAUAUUUCACUAAAGCACAAAAUGUGUUGUAUAAAGUGGGUGUGAGUGUGAAUGUAAGAAAUGAUGGGAUAGAAUGUGCAAAACAGCAAACACUGAAAAGGACACAUUAUGGGCAAGGCAUCUGUAUCACAAACUUGAUUGCUGCUUUUUCACAGGGAAGUGCUGCAGUGGAUGAGAGUUGGAACAUAGAAAGGAUUUUUCAUCCUUUUCUUACUCAUUUCUGGUCCUCCCCCUCUUCGGAGUUUCAAAGACAUGUUUGUGACAGGAACCACAGUGAGUGGGUAGCAGGAAGUGGCUUAGGGGGCAGAGCAGAUCAAGGAUUAAGCACUUUCUGUUCCUCCUGCUAUUUUUCUGCUCCUGAAGCUCCCUUUUCAUAGGAAAAGCAGUUGGAUUUUUGCUUCUUGUAUAUGAAUGCGACACAAAGCUUUGGCCUAAGAAGAAUGAAAUAAAUUUGCAUAUACUCAUUUGCAAAUACAGUAGUUUGCAAUGUAGCCAUCAGUUCUGCAGUGAUUUGUGGCAAUGGAAAGCUUUAUAUGGAAGACCUGGCAGAGGCAAAUGAUUUAAUUUAGUAAGGGAUGAUGAUACAGCUUCAGAGACAUCACCAUUCUGUAUUUUGCAGCUAUUGUUCAGAAGCUAUAAAUCUAUAUGAAUUCUCAAGGCUAGACCUGUAACUGGUAGCAGUUCGUUUGGGGGGGGGGUAGGGCAGUGGUGCUCACCUGACCUCCCAUGCCACUGCUUACCAGAAGAUGUAGGGGGAGGCAGCAAGGAUGUUGAUGUGGUAUAUUUGCACUGGUGGCAGUGCCAUAUUAGCUCCACUGUUGUAUUUGCCCCAUGCCAACCUACCUGCUGCCACUCCCCCAUGCCUUCUGUCAAGCAGCAGAAAUGCAAGCAACAGCAGGUCAGGAGACCUCUGCUGGACAGCUACUGCCUGUAAUCUGAAUGAUCUUUUCAGCAACAUCUUGGAAAUAUUUCAGCAAUAAUUUGAUAUUCCUACUGAAGGCUUUGUACAAUUUUCUUGUUUUCCCUUUAGCCUCUUUUCCCCAAGAAGAACUAUGAAUGCUUAACUAGCUGUGAAUUCCUCAAAUACAUCUUGUCGGUGAAGCAAGGAGACUGCCCAGCACCCGAGAAGGCCAGUGGCUUUGCGGCUGCCUGUGUUGAAAGCUGUGAGGCUGACAGCGAAUGCUCUGGCGUGAAAAAAUGCUGUUCCAAUGGAUGUGGACAUACAUGCCAAGUACCAAAAAACUUAUACAAAGGUAGAGAUUGUUUGUAGGCAUUUAUUUUGGAGCCCAUAGCAAAUAAAAGGAGUCUAUUGCAUAUUGUAGCAGGAGUGCAAAGUGUGUUGGAGAAUGGGAAAAGGGGUUGGGGGAAAUGAAAUAGAGGUUCAUAAUUCUUCCAGCCCCAUAGGUCUGCCUACAGAAUACAAUUUAGUACGUGGGAUUUCAUACUCCCUGUCCCAUCUAAGCACUUCCGGUGCAUCAAUCCUCCCCCUUUUCUCUGUUGCUAGAAGCAUGAUUAGUCAUUGUGUGCAAACUUAGAGGGAUAAAUCAGGGACUGACACAUAAGUCCAAAGGAGGUUUUAAAAAAGAAGUUGAAGAGUGAACAUCAGUUUGUGUUAACAAGAGUUAACAUUGGUGGGGUCGUUAUGACAAUCUAUUAAAGCUAGCAAGGCUAAUUCAUGCAUGUGGUGGUAGGAGCUGGAGAAAGAGAGUGUGAAAGCAGCUAUUCUGGAUCAUUUGACUGUAGUUAAGGGGUGGAUGUGGUUACUUCUGCACCUCCCCAAAAAACAACUGAAGAGUUUUUAAAGUGCUUAGUGGAAUAGAAGUGUGAUGGCUUCCAAUGUUCAGUUGAGCCUUGUUCAUAUUUUGUCAAAAGGUUUCUUCAGGCUAAUGCUGGAAUUACUUUAUACCAGAGGUUUUCAACCUUUCUGAGUCCACGACUUCCUUGACCAACUACAUUCUUUCUGUGGCACCCCUGUGGGGAUCAGGAGCCCAAUUAUGUCACCCCUUCCCUGCAGAGCUGGCAGCCUCUCACCCUUUUUCGAACACCCGCCCUUGUGGAGUGUUCCCUCAGACUCCUCUCCGCUCCCCUUUCGUUGUGAGUCUUCUGGGCAGCUGCUGCAGAGCUGGCACCCCAAAAAGAGGUGCCUCCCAGAGGCACCAUUUGCCUGUGGAGCUUAUAGCCAGGGCUGCUGCAAUAAACAGCUGUGCAAGCCUUUGGGAGGCAGAGAUGUAAAAGGGCAUCACAGAAGGGAGGGAAAGAAAGAAGGACACAAGCUAGUCUUGCCCACAGCAUCCCUGACCAUCAUUCAAGGCACCCUAGGGUGCCAUGGCACACUGGUUGAAAACUACUGCUUUAUACCUUCUAACAUUUUAGGUGAAAACAGUUGUGUUUUCUUCCUCAUAAAUACUUUCGAAGUCAGAUUUUACAUGACUGCACUUCUUGCUUUUAAGUUUAUUGCAUCAGAAGAUUAUAGUUCCCAUGAUUUCUUACAGGAAGUUGUAGCAGACAAACUUUCUUAAGAACAAUGUUAUGCUCCGAAAAAUUGUACUGUAGAAGAAAUUUGUAUUGUUAUAAAAAAAUAUAAUACAGGAACAAUACAUCGCUAUUACUUUAGUUAGGUUAAGAUAAAAAAUAUAACCUCCCCCCAAUGAAAAUACUUUAUAAAAUUUCAGUUGAUUAAAGCUGAAUGAAUUAAUUUGGAUUUAAAAGCAGAAAGAUAUUUCAAAUGAAUAAUUCACUUAUUUCACUAGAUUUAAUGGACAUGGGAUUAGAUCCUCUGUAAUAAUGAAAAAUGAUUAACCUUGGUUGACCUUCUUUUCCAUUCCCACCUUAGUGACUCUUAGAUAUAUCCUCACAGGAAAGGGAUGGCAUACAGACAGUAUUGGUAACACCUACUUAUUGGGUGUUGCAUGUUUGAAUGCACUCCUACAUUUAUUUUAAAAAUCCUGACUCUAAUCAGAGUUGUUGCUUGUAGGUGAUUACAUGAUUAGCUCUUCUGCCAGAAACUGGAAUAUGCUGGAAGUGUGCUGGAAGUUUUUUUAGGGUGGGGACAGGGGCAGAGGUAAGCUGUGCUUGAGAAAAACAAUCCAUACACUACAGCAAAUGCCCUUAAUUUAGUGAGUAUUGACAUAAAUGGGGGAAUGCUGAUGAUCGGAGAUGAAUUUUGAGCAGCCCCAUACAGAAUUCAUUGCAGGAAUCCAAGCUGAGGCUCAUCAGUGUAUGUACAGUAGUGGACCAGUAUUCCAGUCCAGAAACAGAUGUUAUCUGUCUUGUGCUCCAACCUCCAAAAGCCAUCCCCCAUGGUAAUAAAGACACAGUGGAGACAGAAUUUGGUUUUAAUGUUAAUGGGCAAAUUUUGGCCACAACUUUAUUAAAUACACAAAUGUGACUGGUAUUGGCUUAGGCAUUGGUAUCAAAACUAUAACUGGCUCCUGCCCCACCCUGCAGGAAGCCUGGAAGGGUAAACUACCAGCAAGGGAAGCUCCAUCAAUGUAUAUUGACUGGUGCUCACCCCUGGGGUUCCCGGGGGUCCUGGCAUGGCCCUAGCUCCUCUCUGGGCUUCGGACAAGAUCCAGACCCCCGGAUUCCUUUAAUGGAAUACCCUAUUAAUUGGAGGGGCAGGUGAUGGCCGCACAUUCCCCUAAACCAAUGCCUAACUGCCAAACCUUACAAAGUUGUGACGAUUGCUAAGAGGUAGGCAAAAACCAAGUGGCCACAGCCAAUCUGUCACAUUGGAAAAAAAUCCUACCCGGCCCCCGUUCCAAAACAGGUGACCAACUGAAGUCCAAAGCAAGGCCAAACAUGACCUAAUUAACAGGUGGGCGGCUGGGUGUUCAGCAGUGCAAAGCAAGAGGGAGGCCCCACGUCACGCUGCCAAAUAAAUACCCCAAAACUUGCCAACGCUGCCGAUUGGCUAAAGGCAGGGGCGUAAGUGUGGCAUCACCAGCUGGAGUGGGGCAAGCCCCGCCCACAAGCCAGUUGGGGAAGAGUUCCAGGGCCAAGCACAACAUGGACCCUCUGUUAGGAGGAUCCAACUUGCCAGCCAUAGCUGGUAAAGAUAUUCCUAGCCGCUGAGGUCACCCAAGCCUCUAGUGACAGAGAUUGAGGAGCACCCCACCAAAAUAUGAACCUGCUCCUUUAGGGGGAGUAUGACCUCUUCCAAAGCAGGCAUUUGACCAUUUAUCCAGGCUUGAGAGUCGCCAAUUCACAGGACCAUCUUUGGGGAGUUAUAGUAAUGAAUGCUGGCAAUCACAUUCUGAUUAUCAGUUUUUCUGAUGUAUCUCGAUGUUGACACACACUGGGUAUGAAGGCUAACUUUCACCAUACUUCAGAUAUUCACUGUAACUUACAAAGGCAUUACAAUUUUUGAUAAUAUGUGCUGUGGCUAAAAGGAGAUUUAUUUAUUUGUUGUUGGAGAACCUGACUUAACUGCUCUUAAUGCAUCAAAUCUAUAUUUGUUCUUAUAAUUUACUGAGGAGCACUGGUGUGUUGAACUUGAUUUGUGUUCCAUGUGCUGCUACUCAAGCUGCCACACAGGUUUGUAGCAUCUAAAUUUAGAAUCUAAGCUAGUAAGCCUUUGAUGUUCUUUUGAAUACUGCCUACUGUGGAAGUUCAGCCCAACCUGUCACCAUUUAAUGCUAAGUCUACAUGGUGGACAACAGCAUUUCCACAACGGCAGCUCUGCAUGUAAAAAAAAUAAAAUAAAUAAUGGCAGGGGGGAGAGAAGAAAUAAAACUUGUCUGGUAUUAACCCAGUAAAAGGCCAAGAGGUACACAUUUUUCCAAAAGCCAAGAGUUCAGAGGACUAAUUUGUGCUUCAAUGAUGGAUACAAAUCUUUUUAUCUAAUAAAAAGCACAUUUCUAAAUGACUGCAAAUGUACAUCUGGACUUGAAAUUGAUUAUUCUGGUUGUAUUGGAAUAUUCCAAAAUGCACUUGUGCUAUGUUCUGCUUGCACUCAUGAGAACCAUCUGAACACAAUUACAGCCACCAGGGGGGCUAAGUUAGUUCCAAUCAAGUGAAUCCAACGAACCCUAAUGUAAAACAGAUGGAAGGUUUCUCACCAUGCAGAUUGGAGCGUUAUUAUACAUAAUAAUUAAGCAUGGAUUUUCAGAUGCAUAAAGCUGAAAUAUCAUUCUUAGCAAUAUUAGUUACAGUGUACGAGGACUGGCGGCUAUCUAGUGAUAUCCAGAAAUAAAUGUAUGAGCUUUUGAUGAUAUGUUUUAUUCCUGGCAAUUUUAGGUCUCUCUCUCUCUCUCUCUCUCUCUCUCUCUCUCUCGUGUGUGUGUAAUACAUUGGAACACUUGGAGAAAGGGUCUGUUUUUCGAUCUCUAGGAAAGGUGGUUUGUUUAUCCAUAGAAGUGUAGAAGUUGAAACAAUAAACCUCAGAUUUUGCCAAAGUCAUAAACUAAGCUGGGAAUUUAUGUAAAUCUCAAACAGUCCUCUAAAUCUGCAGUCACUUCAAAAAAUGGGAGUGGAGGGGAGAGAGAAAUUCCAGCUUGACCUCUCUGGAAGCAGAACUGCCUAUUAUGAUAAAUGUGGAGCAGCUGCUAAAACCAGUACAGUGGUACCUCAGGUUAAGAACUUAAUUCGUUCUGGAAGUCCGUUCUUAACCUGAAACUGUUCUUAACCUGAGGUACCACUUUAGCUAAUGCGGCCUCCUGUUGCCACCGCACGAUUUCUGUUCUCAUCCUGAAGCAAAGUUCUUAACCCGGGCUACUAUUUCUGGGGUAGUGGAGUCUGUAACCUGAAGCAUCUAACCUGAAGCAUCCGUAACCCGAGGUACCACUGUAACUGUUAAGGUAUUCUCAUUUUUUUGCAAGAUGUAAGUAUACUUACCUGUGAACUUACAGCACAGUGUUGUGCCCUUCCUCACAAGUGGCAGCCAAUCAUGUGGAAAGUGGGCAGGGAACCACCCCAAGACACAGGAAGAGAAACUGUGUGUGCACAGUUCACUGCUUCCCAAGCCAUCUGGGUAAAAGUCGGAUUCAGUAGAAUUAAUCUGAGCCUUGAAACACAGAGUGCUACAAGAGGAAGUGGGAAAGAGCAUUUCUCUUAAAGCUUCCUCCUUAAGCUCUACAUACUUCUUGGGGGGGGAGGCGGGGACAGGUAACCACCUUGGCCACUUCAUAACUGUGUGAAGUGGCGCAGAGGCUUUGUGGGCACUAAUGGAAGCUCUUGGAGUUGUCAUUGCAACUACAGGCACUGUUUGCAACUCUUGGGAUGGCUUGUGGUUGAAUAGUGUGACUCAUCAAUAUGCUUCUGUUCUGAUUCAGUCACUGGAGAAGAACAGUAAGAUAAAGUGCAUGAUAAUGAGGAUAGAUCUCUUUGGGCUAUAAAUUUAGUGGUAGUAAAUAUAUAGUUGAUCCACAAAUUUACUUACACACAGCUUUUUUGCAUGCAUCACUUACGUUUCAGGUGUCCCUUUGAAACCCAGAAAAGAAUUAAAAUUCAGUGAACUUCAAUCUGGACAGCUGGAAGUGAAGUGGUCUUCAAAAUUCAAUAUCUCUAUUGAGCCUGUGCUUUAUGUGGUGCAAAGGAGAUGGAACUAUGGGAUUCAUCCCAGCGAGGAUGAUGCUACCAGUUGGCAAACUGUAGCUCAGGUUAGUCCUUUCUACAUAAAUUAUUUUCAGGCUGUUCAUCCUGAGUAUCAGGCAUUGAAAUAAUUUUGGCUGGUCUUGGUGGCCAGCUAUGGAUUUGUUGUCCCAGAGACUCACUUCCUCCAAAGUGCAGCCUUUAAUCUAGACUUUUGCUGCACCAAGUGAAGCGAGGUCCAUAAAAAUUGCUGCUCCUCUUUCCAGGGUUAAGCGUAGAUGACUGAUUCUGCCAAUUUAAAAUGAAGCCCCUGGUCCCCUUAAGCUCAGAGCAAGACAGGAGUCAGUGGUUUGCCAUGACUUUGUGCUUUCUGGGGACUCAGAAGACUCACCAGGUGCAGGGGCAAGCCAUGGAACUCCUGACUUCAGUUCCAAGGUGGGGAAACAUUGGCUUGCUCUGUGCCUGUUAGGUGUCAAAUAUCAGACACAGAGGGAAGCCUGCAGCUGGAGACAGGAGCUGGAGGCUUGAUAUGUCUGACAAGCACAGAGCCAAUAAAAAUUCCAGACUUCUGCUGAGCUUUUGGGCUUUGAGGGGUGGAGGUCAUCUCCAGUUCUGUUUCACGGCUCCGGGGUUGGGAGAGAGCUUCUCUUACUUGCCAAAAACAACUAUAGCAAAAAUCUCGAUCUCUGGUAUUCAUUCAUAGAUGCAUUGUUCAAUGUUGUGUUGCUUGAGCUUGCAUACAGAGGCAUAUCUUUGUUAAUCUGUUGCAUCAGAUACUGGGAUAGGUUCCAUUUUACAGUUGAUGGACUGAAGGUAGCGUAGAGAAAAAGCUUUUUUCAUCUACUAUACAGGAAACUCUAAAAGAAGCUAAGUUAAAUUCCCAUCUAUGGCAAAUAAAUGUUCUUGGUGUUGCGUCGGGUUGCCAUCCGUCCAGAAUUUCCCGGACACAGCUGGUAUUUAGCCCUUAUAAACAGCAUCCAGGCAGAAAUCGCUUACAUGCCUGGGAAAAUCUGGCCAUGUGGCAGCCCAUGUUGGUAGUAUAGAUUUUGGUGACUUUCAUUAAAAAUAGCUCAAAAACUCAAUUUUUAAAUAAAAGCUCAACUGAUUUUUUGUCCGGAUUUUCACUUUUUGAAAUAUGGCAACCCUUGUGUUGCAUUACCUAAGGAACACAUUCCAUGAAGGAGUGAAAUACAGCUAGUCAUACAAAAUGGUGUGGUGUGAAAUUACUAAUGAAGAUCCAACCUACAUCUGUGCUUCACAAGUUCAUAUGGUGGUAGUUCACUUGCUCUACAUGCAGACUGUCCUAGGUUCAAUCUGUAGAAACUUUAUUAAAUUAAGGCCCUGAUUCAACUGAAUCAUUGCACUAAUGGGAGCCAGAGCAGCAAGUCCUUCUAGCACAAUAGGUCUCCCUCCCUCUUUCCUGCUAUGCCUCCCCAAAUUGGGACUGCAAGGUCAGGAGAACCUUCAGAACAGCACAUGUGUGGAGGGUGGGGGUGGGGCGGAGGAGAAUGGAAAUUGGUCCAUGUGGCAAGCAUGUGCUGACAGUGAUCUCCUUAGUGCUACUUUGAAUUCCACCCUUUAUCAGGUAGCACAGGAAAGACUCAAUAAACAAAGAGUUUCUUGACAUAAGGCCAUUUUCUGUGCACCCAAGGAUAUGAAGAAGGGGAAAACCAUGAUCCAAGGCUUCCGCCUUCCUGAAUAAACAAAGUAUAAGUGAAUACAGGAUUCACUCACUCAGAGUAAACUAAGUUUCUGUGUUAACCUGGUUUCCUACUGCAGACUACAGAGGAGAGAAUACAACUGUCCGACAUCAGGCCAAGCAGGUGGUACCAAUUCCGAGUGGCUGCCAUUAACGUGCAUGGAACUAGAGGCUUCACAGCUCCUAGCAAACACUUCCGCUCUUCAAAAGGUUGGUGCCAACAUUGUGCAUAUCACAUCUGUCUUUACCUGGAAUGCAACCCAACCCUCUACAUUUCUGUGGUUGCAACUUCCCAACAGGUGAUUCUUCGUGCAUUGAAUCAUUGCCUUUAUGUUUUUGUUUUUGUUUUUUUUUAAAAGAUAUUUAUUAAAAGUUUAACAAUUACAGAAAAAGAGAGAAAAAAGAGAACAGUAAAAAAUUACAAUACAUUACAUCAAAAGAAAAUAGAAACCAGAUUGAAAAAGGAAACAAUGCAGCACAAUAAAAACAAAAACAAAAACAAAAACAUUUAAAAACAAAAAACAUUCAAAAACACAUCCAAUAUUCCUUAUCUUUACCUUUCAUUUACCUGUUUCAUCGACCUCCUCACACCUCCCUUUUUGUAUUCUAGUUCAGUUAACUAUUUCAGCAAAUUCUUUCCAUCUUUCUCAAUUUUUAUUCUAUAAUUUAUCUUAACAGUCUAACCUUUAAUUUUUCCAUUUUUACCCAUUAUCAAUCAACUUUUACUUAAAUCUUUAUUACAUUUCUGUUAAAACCAUAUAGCUUCAUUCCAACAUCUUUCUAACAUUCAUUAAUUUUGCAAUGUUUUGUAAAUAUACUUCAAAUUUUUUCCAAUCUUCUUCCACCAACUCUUCUCCCUGGUCUCGGAUUCUGCCAGUCAUUUCCGCCAGUUCCAUGUAGUCCAUCAGCUUCAUCUGCCAUUCUUCCUGGGUGGGUAAAUCUUGUGUCUUCCAAUACUUUGCGAUAAGUAUUCUUGCUGCUGUUGUAGCAUACAUAAAGAAAGUUCUAUCCUUCUUCAUCACCAAUUGGCUGACCAUGCCCAGGAGAAAGGCCUCUGGUGUCUUCAGGAAGGUAUAUUUAAAUACCUUUUUAAUUUCAUUAUAGAUCAUCUCCCAGAAUGCCUUAAUCUUUGGGCAUGUCCACCAAAGGUGAAAGAAUGUACCUUCAGUUUCAUUACAUUUCCAACAUUUGUUAUCGGGCAAAUGAUAAAUUUUUGCAAGCUUGACUGGUGUUAUGUACCACCUAUAAAUCAUUUUCAUUAAAUUCUCUUUUAAGGCAUUACAUGCCGUAAACUUCAUGCCAGUGGUCCAUAACUGUUCCCAGUCAGCCAUCAUGAUAUUAUGUCCAACAUCUUGUGCCCAUUUAAUCAUAGCAGAUUUCACCAUUUCAUCUUGUGUAUUCCAUUUCAACAGCAAGUUAUACAUUUUUGACAAAUUCUUAACUUUAGGGUCUAACAAUUCUGUUUCCAGUUUUGAUUUUUCCACCUGGAAGCCUAAUUUUUUAUCCAAAUUAUAUGCCUCCAUUAUUUGAUAAUAGUGGAGCCAAUCUCGUACUCUAUUUUUGAGUUUUUCAAAACUCUGCAAUUUUAAUCUGUCUCCCUCUUGUUCCAGGAUUUCCCAAUACUUCGGCCAUUUGGCCUCCAUAUUAAGUUUUUUCUGUGCCUUUGCUUCCAUUGGUGACAACCAUCUUGGGGUUUUAUUUUCUAACAAAUCCUUCUAUCUUAUCCAGACAUUAAACAGUGCUUUUCUAACAAUAUGGUUUUUAAACGCUUUGUGUGCUUUAACCUUAUCAUACCACAGGUAUGCAUGCCAACCAAAUACAUUGUUGAAACCUUCCAAGUCCAGCACAUCCGUGUUUUCAAGAAGCAUCCAUUCUCUCAGCCAGCAAAAUGCGGCUGAUUCAUAAUAAAGUUUAAGGUCUGGCAGGGCAAAUCCACCUCUUUCUUUAACAUCUGUUAAUAUCUUAAAUUUUAUUCGAGGUUUCUUGCCCUGCCAGAUAAAUCUAGAGAUAUCUCUCUGCCACUUCUUGAAACAGUCCAUUUUAUCCAAAAUUUGCAAAGUUUGAAACAAAAACAGCAUUCUUGGCAAUACAUUCAUUUUUAUCGCAGCAAUUCGGCCUAACAAUGAUAACUUCAAAUUUGACCAUAUUUCUAGAUCCUUUUUCACUUCAACCCAGCAUUUUUCAUAAUUAUCCUUAAAUAAAUUCACAUUCUUAGCAGUCAUGUUAACUCCUAGAUAUUUUACUUUCUUUACCAGUGUUAAUCCUGUCUCUUUCUGAAACUUAUCUCUCUCCAUUUCAGUUAAGUUUUUCUCUAAAACUUUAGUUUUCAUCUUGUUCAACUUAAAUCCUGCUACCUGACCAAAUUCUUGAAUCAGCUCUAAUACUCUUUUAGUACUUGAUUCUGGUUCCUGUAAAGUCAAUACCAAAUCAUCAGCGAAUGCUUUCCAUUUGUACUGUUUGGCUCCCACUUGUAUACCUUUUACCAAUUGGUCCCUUCUAAUCAUGUUUAGCAAAACCUCCAGGACCGAGAUAAAAAGCAAUGGAGAGAUUGGGCAACCUUGUCAUGUUCCUUUCUCAAUCUUAAAUUCUUCCGUCACUACGUUGUUCACAAUUAAUUUAGCCUUUUGUUCUGAAUAAAUUGCACCUAUACCGUUUCCAAAACCUUGACCAACCCCCAUCCCCAGUAAAUUCUUUUCAUAAAACUCCAGGAAAUGUUGUCAAAGGCUUUCUCCGCGUCCACAAAUAUCAAAACUGCUUUAGUAUUGAUCUUCACUUGUAAUUUUUCUAGGAUAUUAAUUAUAUUCCUCGUAUUAUCAGACAAGUGUCUACCCAGGAGAAAGCCCGCUUGAUCUUUAUGAAUUACUUCCGUUAGCACCUUUUUUAAUCUUUUAGCCAAAAUGUCUGCAAAGAUUUUAUAAUCCACAUUAAGCAAUGAUAUGGGCCGGUAGUUCUUAAGCUGCGUCUUUUCAGUCUCUGUUUUCGGUAUAAGUGUGAUGUACGCUUCCUUCCACGACUCUGGUGCCCUUUUCCCUUCCAAUAUUUCAUUACAGACUUCCUUUAAAGGUUGUAUUAACCAUUCUUUCAAAGAUCUAUAAUAUCUAGAAGUCAGUCCAUCCGGUCCUGGAGAUUUACCCAAUUGCAUAUUCUGAAUGGCCCCUUCUGAAUCAUUGCCUUUAUGAAUGGCUUCAGGGUAGUUUAUCAUUUUCUUUUUGAAGGUGCCAUUGAUCCUUCAAGCAAUGCUGUAACGAGUAGGCCUCCCUUUUCGUUUCUUUGAACAUUAUCAUUAGUAAUAACAACUGAGAUUUCUUUAUGUAUUUGUGCAACAUGGAACAUCAAAUGUGAAAAUAAUCUGAGACUGUUUAUCUGCUGGCCCGGUCAGCGUCUAAUACAGUUUGGCUUAUUUUUGAGCUUUGCUAGUGAUUCUGACUUCUUGCCAUUUUAUGAAAACAGUUUUUGAACAUUUAGAAUUUUAUUUCCGUCUUUUAUUUGCUUCUGUUUGUGCUGUUACUAGGAUGCAGCAUUUCUAUCUCAUUGUAUGUUGUAUUUAUUUUACAAUCACAUUUCAUGACAUAAUCAUGUUUUCACACAUAAACAAUUGCUCUGGGAAAAAAAUUAAGACAUACUUUCUUUAGUGUGUGUAAAUUCUGGCUUUCUUUUCUUUUAAAUUAGGAACAUUUAAUAAUCCACUAAGCUUUAAAAAUACUAGAGUUACUGGAUUGGUCUAGUCCUUUACAAGAGCCACCCAGCUUCCUCUAAUUCAUAAGCAAGUUCCAAAAGGAAAAGCCCCAAUGUCUUCUGCAAAUAAUACCUUAAUGCUUAUAAAAAUAUAUAUAUAUAUAUAAUCCAAAAAUACACUAAAAAGACCUGUUUCAUUUAUGGUGUACUGCUACAAACGUUCUGAUCAGGUAAUAGUGCCAUUAUGUGAAACCAUUAUUAUAUUCAAUUCAGUGCUACAUUAAACUCAAACUGUUGUGUGACUUUUUUUCUGAGUCCAUGGCCAAUUCACUCAACAUAUUUAAAGUGUUUUUAACACAAACAUUAUUAAAAUCCUGCAAACAGCAAGCAAUAAUUAUUGGACAAAGUUGUGAUUACUUCCUCAGUUAUAGUAUCUUAGAGUGACUCCAUUCUUACAAUUGAUAGUGAUUAGCUGCUAUUAAUUUUUAACUUCUCAAAGGAGGCAAAUUUUUAUAUGCUGUGAAAUAAUGAUGACCUUUAGGUUUGUAUGCGCCAUUGUGUGUGUGUGUGUGUGUGUGUGUGUGUGUAUUCUAUAUAUAUAUAAAAUGCCAGCCAGCCAAGGUACCACAAAAAGUUUAUAAUUUGGUUAAUAUGUGUAUUAAAAAAACAUUGGUGUCAAUACUAUUUGAAGGCUGACAUUUUAUAAUCUAUUUCCUCUUUCACAACUGCAAAAUGAUAUAGUUUUUGAAAACCUGAAAGCAUAAUCCUGCUGUCCCAUAGUAGAUUUCUUUUCAUGUAGUGAAUAUCACAUUCUGAAAAGCAUGUGAGAACCUAUCAAUAGACACUAGGAAGUGUUAAUAGGUUUCUCAUUCCUUUGGUGUUAGCAGGCUCUGUUGUCACAGAAUGGGAUGCAAUACAAAUGAACAGAUUCCUUUCCUGCUGCCUCAAUCAGGAUAAAAUUUAGGUGAAGUUUAGUGGGAGUAAUAAAGCCUUGCACUGUCAGCAAAGUUUGAUGUUACCGUGUUCUUUUAAUGAUUCCCACACUGUCUUGUUUGCUUUUUAAAAUUGCCUCAAACAGAUUAAACAGUCUCUUAAAAAAACACCUAUAAAAAACUUGUUAAAACAAAUGACUUUAUUCAGCCAUAUACCUUAACGAGAACAUAUAUGCUGAAGUAUCAGCAUGGAAUAGAAUCCCAAAUCAACAAUGCUUGCAUAAUUACUGGGAUGUGCAAUCUGAAACAAAGAUGAAAGAUCCCAUGCAUAUUUCAUUUGGAUUUAAUAAAUAUGAGUGCUUUGUUUGAAGAGAACACCUUCACACAUAUAGUGGUAUUUGAAAAGGUUUCCUUGGAAAAUGGAUCAGUAAACCUCCCCAGGAGGUUCACAAAAUACAUGCUGGUGUCAAGAGAGUGGCAGGGGACCCCUACUCCUUCCUCCAUUGUCGUCAAACACAGGAGUUAUUAAUUCCCAAAUAGGGCUUAAAUACCUCUUAGUCAACUGGGGUACUAAACAUUGCCAAAUAACAUAUUUGAUGAAAAGCAAUCUGAAUUCUACAACUGCAACAAACAAUUGUUUUUUACUUGUUCAUCUCAUUCACAGGUACAUUAACUUAGCCAGUUUUGUAAUACAGCUUUUAGAUCUACAAGAGUUAUAUUUAGUAAGAUUGACAGAGAUAAACUUGUGUAUUCUAUCAUAAGUUGCUUUCAACAUAGGCUUUAUAUACUGGUACCAACUUGAGUUAGGCCAGAACUUGUUUUUCUAGUUUAAUGACAGCUUGGAACUCAUCAAAUAAGAGAAAGAAAUAGGGUUGUGUUUUAGUUUACAUUUUGUUUAAUCUUUACUAAAUGAUACAGCUGCUCUUAAUGACAGUUGACAGGCACAGACUAUCAGUAUUGUGUGUGAGCAACAUAGCGCUUCAUUCUCAUAUGCAUACAGGUGUAUGUAGGCUACCAGUGUUGGUAUUUAUUGCAUAUAUAUUGUACUUUGAGAAGUAGUAGUAGUAGUAGUAGUAGUUGUUUUUGCAAACUCAUCUCCUUUGCGCAUGUGAUAGCUUAUAGAGCUAGUUAUACACAUUUUUGCAGUAUGCUUUUUAAAAAGCACCUUAAUUGAAAAGUACAUAAUUGAAGAAUUAUAGCAGAAUUAUAUAUUGCUCUAAUAUGAACUUAAUUUUCAGAAAUUGCAGGUUCAAGUGCUCCAGCAGUUGAAAGUCACAAGCCCUACCAAAAUUUCAGGAUUUAUAUAUUGUUGGUUUUUUUUCUAAAUUAAGACACAAAGAGGUAUAACAUGUAGGAAGGGCUGUUCAUUGGUUUGCUUCAUUAAGGUUAACCUGAUCUUUCAUAAAAAUGUUAUUGACAGCUUUUUCAUUGUCACUGAAAUACUUGACGUUUUUCUUCAUAGGUGAAGGUGAACUUGGCAAAUUUAAACAAAAUGAAUCUUAGCAGUUCCUUUCCUAUACAAUAUGGUUAAGAGGUUCAGAAAUUCAUUACAAUACUUUUUAUGCAAUGCUAGUAUGCUUUUUGUUGUUGUUGCUAAAUUUGUAUUUUAUGCUCUUGGGUGCAAUCUAGAUAGAGUUAAGCAUGCUUGACUCCCAUUGCAGUCAUUGGGGUUCAAGCUCUUAACUGUGUUCUUAAGCACCAUUGACUGAAACCUGAUGGAAUCUAAGCAUUCUUAAAUUUCUGGAUAACACUGCAUUGCUCUUAUCUCAAGAACCAUAGGUGCAGCAGAAGGCAGUGAACACUCUACUGUACUUGAGGUUAACAGUAUCCAGUUGACAUUGAUAUAUUUGCAUGUAUUUCUUCUUGAAUGAAAUAUGUUGUCCCUCACAUUUUGGAUGCAAUCUGUUUUGGGUUAUAUCUGAAUCAGUACUGGAGUUCUGGAUCAGGACAUUUAUGUCUAUAUACUCAAGUGGCAACCACCUCUUCAUUCUGUUUCAAUUGAUGCAAGAGGGAGGACAUAGCUCCUUACAGAUGACACAAGAAGAGUUACUUUACAUCUGCCUGUCUCAGAUUUUUAUUUACUUAUCCCACAUUUCUUUCAAAGCAGCAUACAUGGUGUGUCUUCCCCUCACCCCAUUCACAUCUAGUGAAUUGCCUUUAGUCACUGCUUUUGAGAACAGCUUUCAGCUACCUGGAAAUAAAUCUGGGAAUACAGCACUUGUUGAAGAAUGAUGAGACACAUAAUGGAUAGAAUGAAGAGGAAGAUGUGUGUGCUAGUUGAGACAGCACAAUUUUUGUACAUGGUUUUUGGGACUUGAGUACCGACUUGAGUAAAAAGCUGGUGGGGAUGUUGAAAAAAGCAACCCCAUCCCAGAAAUCAGGCAUGAGUUUUGCCAUUUGGCAAGAUGACUUUUAUAAUAAGAAAAGGACGGGGCCACUAGGGGCGCAUCGGAAGAUGGCUGACAAUAACAUCUCUCCGACCCACACGAGGUAAUUAGGAGGCUGUGAUGGGAGUAAAUAGCCUCCCUACCCCCCCAAGGUUGUGUGGGGGGGCUGCCCUUGCCUGCUGUGCCCUACACCACCCCCGAAUUUGUGGGGAUGGGGGCACUAGGCAGAAAGCCCUCCUGUGGAUCUCGGCGCUCCUGGACGCUGUCUCUGAUCCGCACCUCUAGCUGCAAUAACUUCAAAAGAAACAAUUGGGAGGAAGCGAAUGCACAUAUUUCAAGGAAGGAGGGGGAGUAAAGACUGCUAAUUGAAGAGAUCUCUGAUAAACAAGACGGGUCGGAGGAACAAGAAUAAAUCAUGAGAAGAUCACCAAGGCUCGGUAUGGCAAAAGGACUGGAUGGGGGAGGGGAAAAAACUUUUCUUUCUUUCCUCUGUGAUUAAACAAGAAUCCCCCCCCCCACAAGUCAGAAAUGCCAUUUUAAUGACUUAAGCUGUGGAUUUAUGUCUGUGUGGAGAUAAUUUUCUAACCAAAGCAUGUUUCAAGAAGAUCGUGGAAAGUAUAAGAGCUUUGGAAUGACGCAGUUAAAAAUACCGUCGCCAUGUUGGCAAGUUCUGUCGGAGGACUUAAGUCUGGGAGGAGGAACAGAGCUGUUUUUAUAUUAUGGGUGAGAUUCCUCAGAGGGACUUAAGAGUGACAGAUCUGCGAGAUUAAUGAUGGAAAGAGCAAUGUUAUUUAUGAAAGCGAUGAUAUAUGGAAACCAUCUUGAUAUGAGGAUUCGACGAACGGAAAAAUUCACACAGGAUUAUAAUUGGUGUUUAUCUGCUUAAGGGGAUUAUCAGAAGAGAUUAUAAAUAAAAAAAUAAAAAAAUAUACAAACAAGAUGAGAUGUGGAAACAGUAAGAUAAGACUGGAUAGAAUUAUGAAAAUUAUUUGGACUGAUUUGGAUAUUAAUGCAGUAGCAAGAAGAUGAUCGGAAUCCCCCUUCGGAACUUGAAAUAUGGGUCCCCUCAACAAAAAUUUAAAAUUCGGCUUUGUAAUUUGGAAUUUAUGUGAUGUGAUUUGAUUUGAUUGGUCGGCUAGUAAAAAUUAUUUUUUUUAAAAAAAUAUAUAAUAAGAAAAGGACACGCGCCGCUGAGAGUUGAGUACAUACCUGCAGAUUAGUUGUAAGAUUGAAUGUGACCUUAAAUCUGUUUAGUGUUCUCUGCACUAUGUUGAACGCCUGUACAAUGUCAUGGUAGUGGAACCAAAAUUAUGUCCUAUCAGCAAACAGAUAUGUAUUCUUGUCCAAAAGCUGGAAACAGAUUUUCUUCCCUAAGGUGAAUGGUGUUAGCAUUUCCUACAAAAUCAGGAGUAAGUGAAGCGGGCAGUAUUGUUUUCACAGGACAUAAGUGCCCAUGCUGUAUUGUGAUUUCAUGCAUACACAUACACAGAGUGUUUGUAAAAGCAGAACAGUCUCCCACUAGUAGCAAUAAAAUUCUCUCUGCUGUUCCUUUGGGGCCAAUGAUUUUUUUUUAUAUUGUUGCACAGCUGGUUUGUAUGUGCCAAUUCCAGUGGGCAAAGCAUAUACCUUUGUAUAUGCCAUGAAGCUGUUUAAUAAUUGGAAACUUGUCUGUGGUUCAGGUUCAAUGGUCCUUUAAAGAGUUACAUUUUUUUUAAAAAGAGAGAGCUGUGGGUGAUCCCACCUUAAAUUAGAAGAGAAAAGCACUCUCAUCUAAAGUGUAAAAGGAUUUUGAAUUUAUAGCAAAACCUGCAGUUACACACACAGUUGAAAAUGAGUUUUCCAGAUUCUUAUGUACUUUCCCCCUAUGGCACACAUUGUGGAAUGAAUUCAUUUAUUCUCUUUCUUUUCUCUCACCAUUUAAGUAUGCUCACCAGUUAAAUAUGCAACACUAAUGUUCAUCCAGAUGUGAUACAUUUUCAAUGGUAAUUUUUAGUGGCCUUGGGCAGGUCAUGGAUUCUCAGGGCAGCCUGGGCCAGGAACCAGGGGUGACUCUGCUUUAUAUCAUUUUCUUCUGCAACCUGUCUAACAAUACAUGUCAAGACCUCACACCUGGAUGUCAAAUCUACCUAAUCCUCUAUGACUUCUUACCUAUUGCCUGUGUUGAGAGUUCAGUUUAAAGUAUCAGACAACUUGCCACAGCUCUGUCCACACUCUGUGGAGACCUACUCAGCAAUUAUUGCAAGCAAACUGAACUACAAGCUAUACUUACCUGACCAAAUGGGGAUAAUGUUGCCUCAUUACCUCUAUAGCCAUAGUUGUGGCCCGUUGAGACAUUACCAGAUGAUUUUAUUUGGUUACUUACUAGACACUCUAGCAAAUGAGAAGGUAAAAAACCCAUGGAUUGGGAUUCCCUAACACUGACUGCAUCUGGCUGUGUAGGCUACUUAGUCUGCACUGUUGUCUCCGUCAGUUGUCUACAACUAGAGGAUAAACAUAGACUAAAUCACCUUGCAUGCCUGCACCUAUUGGUACAGAGAUAACUCCAUCAUCACCCUAACUGAAUCCACUGGGUUGUGUACUACUGUACCAGCACCAGUCUUCAAAUUUACACCAAGAGGAAUCCCAACAGUAAAAUUUGGGGUCAGGGCUAUCCCUUGGAUAGUAUUUUUUUUUGCUAAACAAUCAGUAUCCAACUGUUGAUCUUUAAUAAAACUAAAACUAAACCAUGGCUCAAGAAAAAACCCUGUAGGCAGAGUUUGGCUUUGCUUUUGGAAAGGCUCUUCUUUGUCUAGACUGAUCAGCUUUAAUUUGCAAACCACACUGCCAUCGGCUUCUGUUUGAAGGAGAAGUUUCCAUAGACUUGGUGGAGCUGUGUUCAAACUUGAAAUCUAGGUUGGAAAAGGAACUGGAAUCAUGAUUUAAAGUUGUAAUGAAGCUUUCUGAUUAAGGACAGAAACAAAUACCUCAUGGGCAUAGUUUGUUCGGUGCUUGUUAGCCAAUUGCUGUAUUUGCAGUGUUUUGCAAGGGUGAUGUUAAUCUUGACUCAGAGGCUAUUGCUUUCUCGGAGUGAAAGGUGUUAUAUCUGUCACAUUGUUUAGUCCAAGGCUUGUUCACAAUAAGCAUAGCGCUGUGAGCUAAACCAAAACCCAUCUGUUUAUUGUUUGCCUCGACUACAUUACUGACCACCAAGGACUGAAUUAAAAAAAGACAAAUAUCCAUCUGUGAACACCCAAACAUAUUCAGUAUAAUUCCUUCACAUAGAAUAGCUAUGCUGAAUAGCCUCAUAACUAGAUGGUAAUGUAACAUGCAACAGUAGCAGUCAAACUAAUAUUGUGCAUGCUUUUCAUACUCUAAUGACAGGCCUUUACCUCACAUAAAUAUGCCCAUCCAUAUUGGGUUUAGAGAUGGUGAAUGAAGGGACAGAUUUGUGGAGUGGAAAGCUGAUACAUUAUUACAGAAUGUCAAGACUGUAAGAUUAGGUAUUCAAGUUUUAUAGAAGGUACGGUCUACCAACAACUACACAUGACAGACUCUAGUACUGUCUUGGCACAGGUGAAACAGGUGUUGGCAACUUGAAUAAAAUAUUAGUGGGGACAGGCAAGCCCCACUCCAAAUAAUUAAUUACAAGAUACGGCACACGCACACCAUUUGAAUGGCAAUAUCCAUCAAUGGGGGGGGGGCUGUCCCCCUCAAAUAUUUUUUGGGGGGCAAAGGGACCUCAGGUCCUAAGGAGUUGGCUUCUAUGGAAAUGUCUAACCAUACUGCUCUUGCCAGAUCAGUAAACCUCUUAUCAGUGCAGCCCUUUCCUAAUGGUGGGCAUGGUCUUGGCUAUUUCAGAAGUCAUUCUGUGCCUUGCCUUGCUUGCCUUCCCUCUAUGCUUUCUGCAGGCUAUGAGGAGAGAAAAACAAAGCAGGAUGUGCUGGGAAAAUCAAAAGGCACAUAUCCAUUUUACCCUUCAACAGAAGUGCAGGCAAAUGAAAGGAAACUAGAGGUAAGACAACAAUUGCCUGUCUCCUCUUUCCGAAACAUAGCAGUUUGCCUGAGGAAAAAAAGAGAAUACUAUCGUAAGACAGCUAAACUGUUCUGAGAAGUAAGCAUUUCCCCCCAUCAUGCAAGUAAUGUUUACAUUGCUCAGAAGUGUUGAGCAAAACACAGCAAUAAAUUUGCUGUGUUUACAACCCAGGACUUUGACUGGUAUGUGUCAAGAUGGAAGCACAUACAAUUCAAUUUUCUCCCAUGAUGAUUAAUUAUUUCAUAUUUAAAGGUAAAGGUAAAGGGACCCCUGACCAUUAGGUCCAGUUGUGGCAGACUCUAGGGGUGCGGCGCUCAUCUCGCUUUAUUGGCCGAGGGAGCCGGCGUACAGCUUCCGGGUCAUGUGGCCAGAAUGACUAAGCCGCUUCUGGCGAACCAGAGCAGCGCACGGAAACGCCAUUUACCUUCCCGCCGGAGCGGUACCUAUUUAUCUACUUGCACUUUGACAUGCUUUUGAACUGCUAGGUUGGCAGGAGCAGGGACCGAGCAACGGGAGCUCACCCUGUCGCAGGGAUUCAAACCGCCGACCUUCUGAUCAGCAAGCCCUAGCGCCACCCGCGUCCCUUAUUUCAUAUCUACUAAUCCCUAAAUAGGAAGUCUUGUCUUCCUUAAUUGUAGUUGUGUCAGUUUGUAUACCACAAAUGAGAGGAUUUUUCAGUGAACUCGUUAAUCUUGGAGUUUAUUUGAUGAACUUAAUGUGUCUGGCCAUGGACAGUGCAUUUGGCAUCUUAUUUACCAUUACAAAAACAAUUAAGUGAACUGCGCAUUAAAUGAGGAAAUGUCAAUGUCUAUUUUUAAAUGUUCAGUUAAAUACAAUAACUUUUCUUCUGGCUUGAAUUGGGUUCAUUUGGCUUACACUUUUGAGAAAAUGUUCAUUUUCAAUUCUAUUUUUAAUAACUCUGCAGAAAACAGUUACUAUCUGCUACAGUGAUGGUUCACUCAGUGCCAAGUAGUAGCUCAAAAAGAAGGAUGCACACACCCACCCACACCCACACCCACACCCACACACACACCACACACACAUUCUGUGUGAAUUAUAUGGAGCAUGUUUUAUCAUUCUUCUGUUCAUUUGUUUCCUAUUGUUUAACAUUGUUUCUAAUUUUCUGGGACACAUUUUUAUUUGUAAAUUAAUCCGAGUAAGAUUGAUAAUAUAAAGGUUGGGGUAUAAAUGAAUAAUAAUAAUAAAACAUCAGGAGUAUCAAAAGAUUUCUUCUAGCAAAUGCAUUUUUAAACAAUGUGGUACUCUCUAGUUACCAUAAUAUUAGUAUACACACUGCUUUGGAGCCACUAUCUUCCUUUGAUUUUGACAAAAGGUGGAAAGGGUGGAUUCUUCUUCUAUUAAAGGCAGAUAAAUAUUCAGCACCUUCAAAAGAAAACCAUUCCCAUGAUUCCUUGCCAUUAAACUGGUUUUUAAAAAAGUUCACCUCCCACAAAGAUUUUUUUCUGUUGUGUACAGUAGCUAUUCUUUUCUCUUUUUUAUCUCUAGCAUAAUACAUCACUGAAAUUUUAAAAUACUGGAGAGUGUGCUAAUGUUACUUCAUUUAGGCUAAAUGCUAAAGAAACUAGUCCUAGAGAAUUUGAGUUCUCUUUGUAUUUUCUCUUUGUAUUUUCAAAGCAAAUGCAUUUUUUUGUAUAGUGAAUAUGCAGUGGCAGAGCUUUAUGCUCCGGCACCGGGGGGGGGGGGGGCGUGGCAUGGCACACCACCUGCAGGGGUGUGAUGUGUGUCCUGGGGGCAUGGCAUGCCACCUGUGGGAGCGUGGCACCCAGCGCGGGUGGGGGGGCGCAGCCGUGAUGGCACCCCACCGGGAUCACACUGACAGAGGCGGUGCGCUCCCCCCACACCCCUCUUCCUCCGCCAGUGUGAAUAUGUUGAUGUCAUAGUGAAUAUGACAUUCAAAAUGAAGUGUGGUUUGCAAAAUACUAUAGCAGCAUUUCAAUAUGGCAUAGUAGACAUGUGGUUUCUCUCGCAGCUCAAUUGGCUGGGGCAACCAAACCGGAUAGGAAGGGUACAAAUAAAAUAAUAAUAAUAAUAAUAAUAAUAAUAAUAAUAAUAAUAAUUGCAAGUCUAUCAAUAGCUAUACCCUUCAUGCUUCUCAAGAUAAAGCUACUAUAUCAUAUGGUAAAUUACAACUGCCAGUUCAGUCUGGGGGAUUAAAUUUUCUGAAUCUAAUACUGCAUCUUUGGGCAUUUGUCAUUCCUUAAGCAGUGAGGGGCUGAAGUCGAACUGGUGUUAACAAUCCUAAACUAGGCUAGUUUUUAUUGAGUGGUUAGAUUGCAUUAACCUCAUGUUAUCAGGCUAAGGCAGAUAGGCCACUUAUUACUGUGGCUAGUAUAGAUAUCUUUUUACAGAAAGAUAUCUGUAAAAUCCUACAGUUUGGGUAUGCUCCCUAAAGCACCCCCUCCUUGUGCCAUGGACUGGCUGGAUGCAGAAGAGUGGUGGGAGGCCAUGGGAAAGAAGGUGCAGAGCUAGGGAAGUGGUGGUCAGAUGACAAUGUGUGGUCAGAGGAGGAAGGAGCAGACUUGGGAGAGGAAGAUGUGUUGGAAGCAGAAGAGGUAACAGGGUUUAGUGAGCAGGAAGAGGCUGUGGCAGAGGGCAGUUCAAACUUUAAGACUGAAGCAGAGGCUGAAGAGGAGAGGGGCCAGGAGGCAGAGUUGAAAUAGGCUGCUGAAGAAUCCAGGGAGUCUCUCCCUCCUGCUGCGACUAGAUCCCUUGCCUGCUGGUCUCCCAGACCACACAGAGAAAUGAACAGAGCAGAGAAGAGAUUGGUUGUGCACAGACACAGUUUGCGACUGUUUGGGAAAGAACCUGGGAAGGAGGAGCCUUAGAGAGUGGUGCGAAGGCAAGGACCUUCAUCCUCACAACUGCCUCACUGGGACAAGACCUACUGGGAUGAGUUGCUAGGAUCACUAGACCCAUGCUGUUUGGACUUAUUUGAAUAAAUAGUUAACUUCAAUGAUGCCAUUUUUUAUUUUAUUGCUGACCUACCCUUGACUCCAGCUCUGAUACCCUGUGAGACCUACUAGUUUGGUUUGCAGUGCAAGGGUGAAUUCUCUGGGAGUAGGGGCUAUAAAAUUGCAGUACAAAUUGUGCUGCAUGUAAGUUGCAAUACUAGACAGAGGGCCUUCUCCGUAGUGGUGCCCGCCCUGUGGAACAUCCCUCCCAUCAGAUGUCAAGGAAAUAAGCAGCUAUCCUAUUUUUAAAAGACAUCUGAAGGCAGCCCUGUUUAGGGAAGUUUUAAUAUUUAAUGCUGUAUUAACACUUGAUUGGGAACCGCACACAAUGGCUGGGGAAACUCAGCCAGAUGAGUGGGGUAUAAAUAAUAAAUAAAUAAAUAAAUAAAUAAUAAUUAGGCUAAUCUGAGGCUAAAUGCUAGUUGCACAAAAAUAAUCAGAAAGUGAUCUUUGAACUAUCAGCUUUGGCCUAACAGCAAAAAUGUGUAUUCUGCAAAUGGAUAAUUCUGGCAUCUUAGAUUUUUUAAAAUAUUGAACAUUUUCCAUUAUGAUACUUGGUUCCUAUCCAUUUAUCCCUAAUUCAUUUUUCUGGAUUAUUGACUUAAUUUUUUAUAUAAUGACCUAAUUAUUACGUGGUUGUAAUUCAUUUUUUUGGUAAAUAUUCAUACUGUGUAUGUUAACUUUAUUUUCAAAUGAAUAUUUCAUUGAGUUUUCAGUUUAUAUCAAUACAGCACACAUCAGAGGCAGCAAAAAAACCAGGUUGUGGUUGCACUGCCUGAUACUUAUGUAUCUUGUAGCUUGGUAUGCACAUUUGGAUGUUUACACAUGUGCAAAGCAACACAAAUUGCCGUCUUAACUUUACUUCUCCCCCACCAGACCCAUCAGCUCCACCUGCGCCAUCUAAUCUCCGAAUUGCCAACUCAACAGUGAACAGUGAUGGAAGUGUAAGUGUCAAGAUUAUUUGGGAUCUUCCAGAGGAACCUGACAUUCCAGUCCAUCACUACAAAGUCUUCUGGAGUUGGACAGUCAACAGCAAGUCUUUUGUACCAGCUAAAAAGAAGAGAAGGAAGACUACAGAUGGGGUAAUUAAAUUUAAAAAUGUGACACUGUAGAUUCCUUGUUAACUUUGACUUACCAGUAAGUCAAAGAUACUUAACACCUUGACUUAAGAUGAUACUUAAAAGGAAAGAGAGAGAAUAUUAAGGUAUUGGCUAUAAUCAAAGGGGAACAUAAAAACUUUAAAGAAGGCUAUUAAAUGAUGACAUAUUUAUUUUUGUUGUGUGUGGAAAAUAAUAAAACAAUGUUUGAUUUCACACCAUUGGCAACUUGUGGUUCAUUCACUGAAGUAGCAAACACUAAGCCCCCUUCCUAUAUAACUGUAAUUUACUGUGUUCAGACAUUUCCAUAGUUGCCGCACAGAAACCUGUGUAGGCUACCUUUGACUACAUUCACGUUGUAGUAAUAGAAAAAGCAAUACAGUGGUACCUCAGGUUACAUACGCUUCAGGUUACAUACGCUUCAGGUUACAUACUCUGCUAACCCAGAAAUAGUGCUUCAGGUUAAGAACUUUGCUUCAGGUUGAGAACAGAAAUCGUCCUCCAGUGGCGCGACAGCAGCAGGAGGCCCCAUUAGCUAAAGUGGUGCUUCAGGUUAAGAACAGUUUCAGGUUAAGUAUGGACCUUCGGAACGAAUUAAGUACUUAACCCAAGGUACCACUGUAUAAUAGUUUAAGGUAGUAUCUGGUGCCAUUUAAACCAAAGCUGAUUGUGUUUAGUGUGAGAAUAACAAUAAAGAACACUAUAGUCUUGUAUCACCCCCAAAACACAUCUGGGCAAUGAUUUUCAUAUGCUCCACUGAUUUGGGUUUUUAAAACUAAAACUACAGCAAGGGCAAAAGGCAAAAAAAAUGGUAAGAGACCGUGUGGGUAUGUCCCACUACUUUGCUGAACACAGAUGAAUUCACGAUUCACUGGGACUGUGCCCUGCUGCUACUAAGCCCAUAGGGUGCACUAACUGAUUGGCAACUAGUCUUCAGUCUGCAUACCUGUAAAGAAAGAUUUGACACCCACAUCACAUACGGAUACAUGCUGUAGUAAGCUAAUUGUUGCCAAAUCUGAUACAGUUCAAGUACAAUAGUGUCAAAUGUACUACAGUGUGAUGUAGCCAAAUGUUGCUAACUCAACAAAAGAAAUGAAGGAAGAGGAGAUGGUUCUAGUUGCUCCAGCUCUGAGCGCUAAAAUCUAACUACCUUCCAAUCCCAUUUAAAAAAACAAACAAAAUCUCAGUUUUUACAAAUUUUUACUUGACAAGUCCCCUUGUUGGAUCAAUGCAAUGGCCAGCUUUGUGACUGGUAAAUGUUUCCUAACCGUCAUAUUGUACCUAUAUUGUAGGCAAAAUGGUUGCUUUAUUGAAUUUACGUUGGCGUAGAAGACAGCAACAGUUUAUCUACUUUCACCUGUUCAUUUGAUAGAACACACAACUUCUAAUGUGAGUGUGUUUUAGGAAAUCCAUCACUGAACUGUGCAUAUGUUUUAUUUUUUAAUUAUAGUCCCAGAAUUAUGUAGUUCUUGAAGGCCUACAGCCGAACAGUAACUUCAUGGUGGAACUGCAGGCAGUUACAUACUGGGGUCAAGUACGCCUGAAAAGUGCCAAAGUGUCUCUUUACUUCAGUUCCACUCAGACAGCUGUGAACAGUAAGUGCCGUUUUUAGAAAGAAACCUAACAUCUCAUAACAUUUGCUUAAGGGGAUAUCUGUCUAUACGAAUGUUCUAGGUGACACCUUUGCUACAUGUCCAAUUCAUAGUUUAUGCUCUCUGCUCUCCCACUUCAUUAGCAAUCUACUUGCAGCACAACCUUCCUGUGUGUGGAGAAUAGUUUGACUGAUAUAGCUUGAAAAUUGCCUCCUCCUUUCAUUCAGGGAUGUGUGAGUCCAGAGGUGCAUUGAAAAUGAGUGCCACAGAGGUUAGUGCUGAAUAUGGUAGCAUUUGAAAGAGACUGAAAAACAGAUCCUUUGUUUCUUCUGAAUUGGGUGCCCUUAGACACUCACCCAGACAUGUGGGAGUUGCUGCUGCUUGUCCAUGAGCACUUCCCACAUGGCUGGGACCGUAUUUAAGUGACUAACUACAUGGGCAGGACCCAGUCAUGUUACACAGUCAGAACCUUCUCCCACGGCAGUGCUGAUUCUGUGGUAAAGUCUGGAAUCUGGUCUGCCUGUGUGGUUCUUCUAGAUUCUUUGGAGUUCCAGCAGGAAUCUCUGAGUUGGGUAAAAAUUACCGUAUUUUUUGCCCUAUAGGACGCACCGUCCCAUAAGGCACACCUAGUUUCUUUUGGGUGGAAAUAAAGGGGGGGGGAAUUAUUUCCCCCCCCCAGGUGCGGGGCUGGGGCGGGGGAAGCCCAAGCUUCCCCCAACCCCAGCCCUCAGAACAGGCAACUCUCCGCAAGCCGUGGGAGCCUGGCGCGGGCUCCCGCGCCUUGCAGAGAUCUGCGCGAAGCCUGGAGAGCGAGAGGGGUCGGUACGCACCGACCCCUCUCGCUCUCCAGGCUUCAGCGAAUGCCUGCAUUUGCCCCAUAGGACGCACACACAUUUCCCCUUCAUUUUUGGAGGGGAAAAAGUGCGUCCUAUGGGGCGAAAAAUACGGUAUGUGUGUUAUAUGUCUAGCUCACGUUAUGUGUCUGGCUCAUAGAUUCUAUGUUGUCCAGUGUUAGCUAAAUGGAAGGCACUAAGAAGUACUUACACAUGGGAAUAUGUGAACUAUUAUUCUCUUUUUAUAGUUUGUGGUUGUCCCAUGAGAGCCAGUAUUGGUCUUCAGUUCCUAUAGCAUGUACACAUGCGGAGCCAAUUUAAAUGCUGCAAGGAGGCAGGAGAUAAUUCAUAAUUAUCUACAGUGUACAGACAGCAAAAGCAUGAACAUAGCUGUUAUGUAUUAUGAGAGAUACUGUGAGGACACAUGUUAUACAAAGAGUUCCAUAAUGCUUAUUUCUAUAAUUUAUGAAGCAGCCCUGAGUGACGUACGGCAGGAAGUUCAUUUCUGUAUGUGUCUUGUCUCCUAGUCAAUAUAUUGAGGACAUUCUUUUGUAAAGCACCAGUCUUAGUUCUAUUUAUUUAUUGAGGGAUUUCAGGAAAUACAUUAUGUAAGGUUAAAUAUCUGAAAUCGAAUUGCUUUGUUCAUCUUCUUGGCUAAAAUGUUUGAUGUUUAAGUGGUCACCAUCAAUAGAGUUUCUUUUUGUACAUGUUACGUGUGUCCAACUUCUGAAACUUCAUCUAGUUUCCCUACGCACAUUAGAAGUGAUGGAGAAAAAGAGUAGUUGUUACAUUUUUUCUUUUUGAUAGUUAGCUUCCGUUCUCUGCUUCAUAUCAUAUUCAAUUUGCAGUGUACGAAAUCUUUGCCAGUCUAGCUUCAGUUACCCUAAUCUGCUCAUGUGAAUUUUGUGGUUUCAGCAGUUUAUAUUCACUCCCUCUUUCCGUUACCACAGCUAGUUUUAAAUUCACACCUUCAGCUACUUUGGGACUUUUAAUAUUUUCUUGACUUUCCUUCUUCCUCUUUUGUAGAUCAUAUUUCUGUGAAAUGUGUUAUCUGUCCCAUCAUACCCCCAAUUGAUUUUUAUAUUUUGGAUUGGCAGUUCAGAAGCAGUGUCACAGAUCACUUUAGCUAUUGUUGUCUACGCAUAACUUGCAAAGGUCUAAUCUUUGUAGUCCUGACACUAACAGUGUGUUUUAUAUUGCAAACAGCCCUGUGAAGGUAGUAUAGAAUUAUUAUUAUUAUUAUUUAUUAAACAACCUUUUUAUGACACAAUCUUGGCAGGUGGUGGUACUGAUGGGUUUAAGGUGACGUUCUUUGUAAAGCUUCAUUUUAAUAGUUAGCUCAUGAGAAACUGGCAUGUCCACUGCCCUAGAUUAGCUUAACUAGGAAUUCUUUUGUAACUCGUUUAAAAGGAUUCUACCUUAAAAUGUCUUUGUGAAACACAUUCUCCUAUGUAACACAUUCUUCUAUGUAAUGUACAGAACUGAUAGAGUUAUCACUACAACUCACUUUAAAAACACUGCUUUAGGGCUGUCUAAUAUUUCCUGUUUCUUCAGCAAAUAGCAGAGAAUGUAGUUAUGUGAAGUCUGCUGUCCAUUUCACCUGUGAGGUUUCCCCCCACAUAUUCUGAUCCAGUUUAGUUAAUUUAUAUUUUUUGGGUUGGCUCUUGUAUCGUUUUAUUAACUACUGCUUUGGUUGGCUCUAUAUAAGGCCUAGCCAAAUAUUGCAUUUAUUUGAAUGUUCAACUAUCGGAAUAAUAUGAAUUCAUAAUGGCAGCAAUUCAUUUUGAUUCACUUUGGCUUAUGAAUAUAUACCAUGAUCUUCCAAGGGAAUUUUUGGCUUCUUUGAGAAAGAAGCAGAAAAUAAGUGAGAGAAAAAAAAGUGUAGGUAUUUGGAUUUAUUUCCCCCAGUUCAUUAUUUAUGUGAAAAGGGAGGACUGGCAAUAAAUAGUAGUACUGUUUGAUCAUAGUCUUGUGUGUUUAUAUUUAAUCUACAUUUGUAGAGAUUCCUCCCCAAAAUAUUGGGUCAGAAGUGGGGGCAUGCCCCACCCCAAAUGUGCAUGCUCUCAGGCAUACUCCAACUAUGUCUUUAUGUGGCUGAGUAGCUUUUAAAAGUGGUUUCAUGUAGUUUUCAGUUGUGGCUCAUGCCAGAUCUUGACCUCUUCAAAUAUGAUAAGCCCUGAAUGGGACCGAAGCUGUCAAAAAAAGUUAAAUCUAGAUGCUUAAGAAAGGGGCAAUUUCUGAUUCUUAGGAUAUAGCUACACCACAUUUUUAUAUCAUUUUUAACCAUAACUCUCUACAUCAUUCCUCUUCCCCAAGGAACUCGGGAAUUGUAAUUUAAUGGGAUGUCUUACAGUAUGUGUACUUUUCUUUUUUUAAAAAACCCUAUACUUAUGGAAUAAUUUGCAAUAUCCUGUGAAUUCAGUGAAAUCAAAGCAAUGCCCUUCACCAAUGAAAACACAGAUUUCUCACUGAUGUUUGUUUUGCAGAAGAACAGGUAUCUAUAGUUGAGAAAGCAACUGAUGCUGCCCCAUCCUUUAAAGGAAGAAGACCCACUCGUCUUCUUGAAAUCGGAGUGCCUUUUUAUCAAGAUGAUCAACUUCAGGUGAAAGUCUAUUGGAAGAAAACAGAAGGUUGGUAAAAAUCUAUUUGAAAUCCAGAUAGGUUGAUGGUGACCCAACUACAGAAGGACUUCUGCUAGUUGUACAAAGUUUGAUUGGCAUUUUAGGAGAAGGAUAAUAAAAUCUUCUGGGAAUUUGUGAUGAGAGCAGUUGUGGACUAAAUAUACUUUUUGUUACAAGUGAAGAAAUUGAAAUACAAGUCACAGAACCACAUUUUAAGUACAGGACCCUUUUGAAUUAUUUAUAUUUGCAUUGUCCCCACCUUUUCAGUGGGCUGGGUACUGAUCCGGCUGUCCAACCUGCCAUAUUUUCCAGCAAUUUAGUGCAAAUUUAGUGACUGAGAUGUUGUAUUGAGACCAAUCACAGGACCUUUUGUGGAAACUCCUUCGCAGCCUACAACAAAGCUUCGUCCUGCCUCACCAGAAAGAAAGGUUCUGUGUUUUGAUGUGAUUCUUUACGGAGUUAACUAGGGUAUAUGCUUAGUUGUAAAACUCACAAUAGAAAAUUAAGUGUUGUGGUCUAAGUUCUAAGUUCUACUCAGAGUAAACCCACUAAAAUUAAUGAACCUUGGUUAGUCAUGUCCAUUAACUUCAAUGGAUUUUCUCUGAGUAGGACUGGCAUUGGAUAGAACCCAAUACAUUUCUAUCAGAAUACAGUAUAAUUGGAGGGUAUAUGUUUAAUGUGCUUCCUCCUUGAAUACUAUCUCUACUAUCGAAUAUGCACUAUAGAAGCUAAAGCUGUUAUAAAGUGAUGUGAACUAAAAUGCAGAUUGAAUUAAGAAGUAGAACAAUUCUACUCGGUGACUGAAUUAUAGAAACGUUUUAAAACUAAGUUGUGGAUUAAGCCAAGCAGUGCCAGAUUUAGGGUGGUGCGAGUGGUUCCUGCACAUAGGGCACUGAGCUGAAGGGCGUAUAAUAAUAAUAAUAAUAAUAAUAAUAAUAAUAUACCUAUAUUUAUACAAGUACCUAUUGAGAGUACAAAAAAUACUAUGAAAAUAAGAAAUAUGAAGUGGGGCAUGUUUUGUCAUCACCCAGGGCGCCAUAUUACCAAAGUCUGCCCCUGAGCCAAGCCAAAGUGGACCAGCACUGUGUUCCUUGACUUUCAUUCAUUCUUACUGUUUACAUGCUUUGGUAAAUGCUGUUCAUCUGGCUGGUAGCUGGUUCUUGUCACUUAGGAAACAAGUUCUUUUAAGAUUAAGGUGGCUGAAUUGGAGAAAUAUGAUAACGUGCUAAGCAUACACCUCUGUCUGUUGUGUGGGAGAUUUUGUAACUUGGAAACAUAAUGGUGGGUUUGCGAUGCUUGUCUUGACUUGCCUGCCUGCUUAAAAUCCAUUUCACAACGAUGAAUUUUGCCAUCUUCCUAGCUUUAAAUAUAUAUAUAUUAUAUUUCCCUAAAAACAAAAUAAAAACUUAAUUAGAAUAUUAUUCCUUAUUCCUGUCAUUUUAGAUUUAUCAGUUUGUGAUAUUUGAAGAGCAAGGCUAUUUUCCCUCGGUAUAAUCUUCCUUUUUAUGUGACUUCGCUGAGCAUAUUGUAAUAGACAACAUCCUUUUUUCUUUUUUUAAAGAAACUGUUUCCCCCUUAUAUGAGCUGUAAGUGACUAAUGUUGUUGCUAUUCACAUACAGGGAUCUAGGAGUGUGUCACUUAUUCAGGGCCACCCAGCAAGUUAAUUAUUGAGCUGGGAUUUAAAUCUCUGGAAGCCAGGUUCACAUAUAUAGUGCUCUAUCCAGUAUGCCACACUGCCUGAAAGCAUUUGUGGAAUGCAAAGAAUGCAGUAUCUGGAAUAGUUUGUUAAAAUCUUAAUCACAUUUUAAAAUGAAAUUAAGCCUGAAAUACUUUUUUUAUGAUAGCAAUAAUACAUUCACUUUGGGAUGCGUAUUAACAUGAAUAGACACAUGCCUGAGGUAGUAUAAAAAGUUUAGGAAAUAUUCAUGAUUUACUUAGAUAUAAUUGUCACUGAAGUAUAUAGCAAUUAGGUGAGGACAAUGGGUUUCUGUUUUGGAAAAAUAAAAGAUGUCUUUCAUUUGCUCCUUUUGACACAGAGCCGGGAUUAGAGAAAUGCUGUAGAUCCCACAAACAGCCUGAAUUCAACCCUUGUCCAUGAGGGGUGUGUGGGGUGUGUGUGCUUGUGGCUGCAUUUUUUUGGCCAUUUUAGCUGUGUGAAAUUAGAAAUUAUGUGCUAUUUAUGUAACACAGGGGAACUUACUCAAAUGCUUUUAACUCUUUGGCACUGGGAGCUGACAACUCUGGGACUAUGUUGCCAGGAACAGAUGCAUACUCAACUCUCAGCCUGAGAUGAUUAACUGCAUGUGACAAUUAGGGUCAUGUGCAGUACUGAAAUUGCUAAAAUUAAAGUUUCUCAUGUCACCCUCUCCACUCCACUGUUUGAUAGAAUUGGGAGUUUCGCAUUUGUAUGAGAAGCCUCUAAGUCCUUUCAGUGUCAAUAUCCGCAAGCUUUUAAAGUAAAACAUUUCUUCCCCUAAUUUUUAAAGGCUUUAAUUGGUUCGUACUUACUGCAGUAAUUGUGAUCACUUUGCCAUUUUAAGUAAGAAGCUUUCUCACCCUUGAUCUCAUUGGUGCUGGGCUAGGUGGAAGGAAGUGGCAUGAGAAAUCUAGUGCUUAUGAAAGCCAUGAGAUUUUGGAGGCAGUCUGGAAAAUUGGGUAGCUAUUGGGAUGCACAAGCAAAAAAAAGGAUCAAGUAUUUCUAAAAGGACAGUUCUGAUGUGCACAAAAAACUUGAAGGUACUUGUGGAUCACCAAUUCUGCUUCCUUCACUUCACUCUUUGAUAGUUUCCUGAGAGCCCAGCAACUUAUGUGCAGCAGCAGGGAUGGUGGCGAGAGCACUCCCAGAAUAUUUUUGGUCAUUUUGACAUAAGGACUCUGAGACUAGUAGCCACAGCCCCUGUGGGAGAAGACACAUGCUAAGGUUAUGGGAGUAUCUUCUGCUGCUACCACCCUCUUUUUCUGCCCUGCUCACUUUGAUACUGCUCUCAAGUAUUCAAUAGGGAUGUUCAGUUUUGUGAGUACAUAUUCAAACAGUCUAGGAGCUAUUUGGCUUUCCCCCACCCCAGUCACCAUGAGGUUAGCCAAGUUACGUCAAAUGUGGGAUGCAUAUUUUAGUUUUGUGCUGUAUCUCAGAAUGACUGCAGUUUCUCAGUGUAGCGUAAAAUGUCUGCUCUUCCCAUCUGAAUACUUGUAGUGGUUGGAUGGUAAACUUUAUCUCUGGGUUUUUAAUGAAGCAAAAUGCACCAUAGAUCAGCACUGUACCACAACCAUCAUGCAUACAUGUAGAGAAUCUCCUGUCCUACACUCAACUUGUCCAGUCUUAUUUUCAGCAAAUGGAAAGUGUGCUAGCUAAUAAAUAAACCUUGGUUCAACAGUAAGGACUGCACUGGAAAUAUAUAAUAAGCUAGAGAGCAAGCAUUGCUUGUUGAUUGAUGUGCAUGAUUUACACAUGGCUUUCAUUGAUGUGGCAGAUUCCAAAUCACAGUGGAACAAGCAGUACUUAGUCUGCUGUUUACUAAGAACCUGUUCAUGGGCAGCUGUGCCUGUGUCAUAGGCAGCUUUCUUAUGCUGAAUAAGACAAAAUAGAUCAUCUAAUGCCGUCUUGAGCUGAGCUCACCCCAUCAUUAUGCAACUGAAGUCUACCUUAAUAUGGCCUAUAGUGCAACAAGUUGAAUUUGAUGCUUGGCCACACAUGCAGAACAUGCACAAAUCACUGUGCCAUCUAAGACUAGAAACACCUAGAGGGCAGGCUGUUUUUAUGGUCACCUCAUGUAGAAGUAAUUGUGAUAACAGGACCUAAUAAAGAAAUGAUUAUGUUUGUGAAAUAUUGCAUUGAAAAAACAUUGAAAAACAGGAACAAAGUAUUACAUCUUUGCUUUAUUGGUUAAAAAAUUUUGAGCUGUUUGUAUAUAUAUAUUGGGUGUGCACCAGCACAAAAUGAGGGUGCCAGUGUAAAAUAGCGGCAAAAAAGAGGUAGACAUUUAAAAAAUGGGUAUCAGUAUUCCAUACCAGUGAGUGUCAUCACAAGAAAGUUCUCUCUCUCUCUCUCUCUCUCUCUCUCUCUCUCUCUCUCUCAACUAUUUCAUGCAGCUGAUACUGAUCUUAAUUAAAGUAUUACCUUAAGCAAGGAUUGCUGACUCAGGCCUCCUUAAGGUUUUUGCUUUUGUAGAAUCAAUAGGAAUGCUCAUUAAUUCAUAUUGUUCUCCACUAAUGAGAUAUAUAAUCAGUAUUCUUUUUAGAAUGUCCUCCACACCAAUAAAUUGAAAUAUGUUUCUUUCUUGGUUAUCACAUGGGUGCAUGCAACCUUUCAACGAGAACAUGAAGCAAACGGUUCCUUUUCACUAUCCGUUUAGAUCUUGUGUGGAGCUGCAUCGCAAUGUUCUGAAUGUAUAACAAGUUAGAAAGUUUGCACAGACUCCCUUUGAUCAUUCACCAAAUAUUUUGCAAGAGAAGGCUAUUGUGUCUUCUGUGGAAAUAGCAACUGAUUGUUACAUUUCUGCUAUAUUAUAUAUUGGCUUAGCUGUGUCCUUUUUACUUGGUUAUGUUUUCCUUUUUUUGUACAUGAGAUUGUGAAAUACUUAUGAAUGAUGAGGGACUGGCAGUGAUUUUUUAAAAGUUGCAAGUUAUUUUAACGUGUAAAUAGUAUUUUCCUAUUUUGUUCCAUUAAGAUGCCAGCAGCAGGAGCAGAUAUCAUGUCCAAUGGUUCCCAGAGUCUUGUUUGCACAAUGAUACAAAAGGGUCUGAAAAAUCCAGUGGUAUAACGUAUGUAAGUAGAACUUUAGUAAUCAAAAAUUGAAAAUAGAAAGAGGGGUAUCUUAAUAAAGAACAUAUGGGGGUAUGGAAACUAUCUUUAUAAAAAAUCAAUUGCAUCCAAUUCUUCUCACUGUUUUCAGAGGAGCCACAACAGAGGAAACCUACCUCUCCUGUUAUCCUAUUUAUCAUCCUAUCUCUAUUCCCUUCCAUAUCUAGCACAGACUCCGUGUCCUUACCUUUUGAAACCUCACACUAUCUCAUGGUCCUUGUUUCUCAUUAUGUUCCCAUCCAUGAAAUCCUCCAUCUCUAGCACCUGAGUCAAGCCAAAGAUCUCCUACAUUAAAUGACUCUGCUGUUCUUCCUUGCUGCUUUUAUGUCUUGAACAUCCUCCCUAAUAGAUGAUGUCUCCUCAGCCCUCCCAUCUUCAAAGCAUACCUCAAAAGCUACCUAUUCUGUGUGGCAUGUGACUUAUAUCCUUCAUCUUUAUUCCCAACUGUAAGCAAGCUGUAAGAAAAUGUAAUUUCAUUCUUCCCCUCCUGUCCAUUUGGUCUAUGUAAAGUUAGUAGUGGUGCAUAGUAGUGGUUGCAUGGAAACUCCUUCCUGACACUGGCAUUACUGCUGCUUACCUGGGCAGGGAGCAGGACUCAAUAGCUGUACUGGUGCAUUCACAUAACCCGGAUCUCACUACACCCCCACCGUGCCCCAACCAUUUCCAGGCAUCAGAAGGAACAAGAGUUGCUGAUUUGUGAUGGCUCCCAUAAAUUCUAGAUGGUCAAGUAGUUUGAGGACUACUCUUCCACUCUGUGUCCUUUGGUUUCAGAGUGCUGUGAUGCCAUCAAGUAGCUUGGAUUUGAAUUGCUACCAUUAUGCUGAUGACACGUAGCCAUAACUUUCAUUUCCAUAACCAGAUGCUAGGUGGGUGGUGUAAACUCUGAACUGGGGUUUGGAGAUAGUUUGUGUCUGGAUGAUGGUAAGCAUACGUUGACUAGGGUAGGAUAGCAGAAGAUGACUUAACUGCGUGAUAAGGAAACUAGUCAUUUAAUUUUUGUAAUCUUGUUUUCUAAAUCAAAACCACUUUGGCAUAGAUAGCUUGAUGUAGGGGUGGAAGUAAACAUUUAAUCUGAAGCCAGGUACCUCAAAUGAAAGAUAAGAAACUGAUUUAUAUGUAAACUAUCUUUUUGUAGGAAAACUAUAUAAUUCUUCAAGACCUGUUAUUUUCCUGCAAAUACAAAGUUACAGUCCAGCCAGCAAGAUCCAAAGGCCAAUUAAAGGCUGAAAGUAUUUUCUUUACUACUCCGCCUUGUUCUGAUCUUAAAGGAAAGAAGCACAAGCACAUCAGUUGCCCCACUGAAGGAGGUAAGGCAGAGAUCUGGACAACUGGCAGAAUUUUUAUUUUUAUUAUUAUGUAUUGAAUUUGUCUCACUCCUAAUACCCGCAGAUCUCAGGACGGCUCACAACAUAAAAUCACAAUAUACACAAUUUGGUUGCUCUUGAAAACCAUUCUGAAAGAUUAGAAUAAAAUAAAAUAAAAUUAUGAGAGAUUUCAUUGUUAAUAGGCGUGUUGGCAAGUCAAAGCAGGUGGAACUCUGGGGUGGUGGAGAGUCCUGCAAGCAGUCAGUUCAGAACCCUGAGAAGAAUGAACUGUCCCUUACCUAUAACCCUCUAGGGAGGGAUGCAGGGAGGAAAAGUGAGAAUCAGAAAAAUAGAGAGGGGUAGAACAAGUAAAAGAAUUCUGUGUGUCUAUAUUUUUUAUGUGUCUAUGUUUUUAGGCUCGAAAGAAAUGCUAAUAUAUUGUUUCUUCUUGUUGUGAUGGUGAUUUUUGCAGUUCCAGUUGCCCCUAAAGUGUUGGCCAAGCCCGAGAAUCUUUCUGCCUCUUUCAUUGUCCAGGACAUCAACAUUACUGGGCACUUUUCCUGGAAAAUAUCAAAAGUAAAUCUUCACCAACCCAUGACAGGGUUCCAAGUCACUUGGGCAGAGGUUACAACUGAGAGCAGACAAAACAGCUUGCCCAACAGCAUUAUUUCCCAGUCACAAAUACUGCCCGUAGUAAGUAUCUGCUACUUCUGUGUUGUGGGAUAGGAGGGAAGACUUGAGGGGACAAUAACAUGUGCACCAUUGUAAUGAACAUCCUUGAUUUAGCUAAUGCUUUUUUUUUUUUUACUGUUCCUAUUUUAUUUUUAGGAUCAUUAUGUACUGACAGUUCCCAACCUGAGGCCAUCAACCCUCUACCGUUUAGAAGUACAAGUUCUGACAACAGGUGGAGAGGGACCGGCUACAAUAAAAUCAUUCCGAACACCUGACUUGCUGAUGUCUCCACACAGUGAGUAUUGACAAUUUAUGGGGAAGUAUUUUGAAAGAUGUCCAGGUAGUAUAUCUGUUUACUAGAAGAUUAUUUGUCCUUCUGAGGUACAGAUCACACCUGGCAGGUACUUUGAUGCCCAUACAAACCUUGAUGGAAUACCCACUCGAGGUUAUUUUUGUUUGUUUCCUUUAAACAUGGUGGAACCAAACCCUGUUGCCAGAAUUCACCAUACACCGUGGCCUUGAUUCAGUGGCUCAGGUUUGUGCACCAGACUUCUAAGAAGCAGGAGAACUAUCGGUGCCGCAAUGAGCAGCUUACAUGUCUGCCAGCCUUCCACCGCCCAGAAACACCCCCCCCCGCUUAUUUAAUCUUCAGAGUGAUGCAAAAGAAAAUAUUUUUUCUUCUACCAACAUUAAUACAGAUUUGUAUCAGUCAUAGUUGAUUUAUAAUGUUUUCCUUUAUAGGACCUCAUCUGAAGCAACACCACUCACAUCAUUAUAAGCCGCCACCUGAAAAGUACUAAAUUGCAUUGGAUUAUUAACUAACUGGAAAAGAACAUAAAAGAGCUCUUGCGAAAAUAUCAGAAAAACGCAUCUAUACUGGACUAUGAAAUGGUCUGUGCUUUCAGUGGAUGCUCAUCAUUUGAAAAAAUGUUUUAUGAACUCCAGGAUGAAGUAUGCCAGGCAAGGAUCACGGUAUUCAAGUAAAUAGAAACAUCCAAUGUCUGAAAAUUUAAAGAGUAUAUGAAUAUAGUGAUUUACCAGCAUCAUAGCGUACACUGUUUGACAUUCACACUCUUCUCAGUCUUUAUUACUGUCUAUGUGCAUGGUGGUUUUUUUGUAUUAUAGAGAGUUUUAAAUGUAUAGAUGUAAACAAACAUUUGUCUGUUAUCAAUUUACUAUAUCUCUGAUCCUGUAACUAUUUGUCAAGAGAAACAGAAUCUGUUGACAGGGCAGUCUCCAGCUACAAUACAAGCACAACCACUUUUAGCUGCACAGUAUAAAUUCCCUUCCCACUUCUAUUUCUUUGGGCCCGAGUAACUAUUUAGAUGGCUACCACCCACAAAUCUCAUAUUUUGAUUGGUUUAAUGAAGACCCUUGAUGGACUGUGGCAGAUGGGAACCCAACCCCCCAGCUAAAGUAUUAUCAUUCAUUUGUAUAUGCUGCCAAUCCCAGAUGAUCUUGGCAGAAAUGUGUGUGCAUUAGGAGAAAUAUACAAGAGGUUUGUUGGCAUCCAUCUGUCCCAAGAGACAAUGGCAGGAGUUGCUGGAAUGAGGGGUACAAGGUGCCACCCAAACAUCUUAGGGACUGUCCUCCAGAUUUGUGUAUGGUUUACUCCUUAGCCUUUUCUUCUCCCAAAGAUAGCCUGCAAGGCAGUGGAGGUUUAUGAUCAGGGUUUUCCUUUUCCUAGAUGGGCUACCUUGCCAGGUUGAUGAUCCCCGUUUGCCUCUCACUUCCAUCUACAACAUGUGCAGAAACUGCCUUUUUGACCAUUAGAUCCAUUAUUGGUCUCAUCUGCUCAAUCCACUGGAGCCUGUCUCUGCAUGCAGGGGCAAUCCCUAACUUACAGAGGCUUUGAGACCCAUUGGCUACCAUCACCUGGUUUAGCUGGCCAGUUGAAGCCAUUCCUCAGGUGUGGCUGCUAUCACAUGCUGACAGCUUCUAGGACCUACAGGUAAGAGCUGAGUGCAGAGUGAGGACCAAAGGUGGACAAACUACCCCAGAAGGAGCAUGACGUGUCCCACAGCAGAGGUACUACACCUCCCCCAAACAAGAGGUUUAAUAUCUAAAUAAUAGUGCAUUUUGUGUGCAUGCACAAGAAUGCUUGUUGCAAUCUGUUCUCUUGCCAUAAAUCAGAGAAAGGAAAACCCUGUUCAGUCUGAAGGACAUAUUUUCACAUGGGGAGCUUUCCAGGCCACCUGGCAGUGGUUGGAUAGACUAGAGGAAAAAAGUGGACUAGGCAACUUGUACCUUUGUACAGUAGGCUACAUUCCUGUUAUGAAAAAGUCAGAAGUCCACUCCGCCAAUAUCUCCAUCUCUCGGGCAAGCAAGAGACAUUAUUACAGUUCAAGAACACAUUCCGCCAGGCAAAUGCAUUUGAGGAGGGUGCAGAGCAAGGACAGUGAGGGGUGUUAACUUUGGGAAGAUUUGUGACUUAUUGAGAGUUCUGAGGGCUGGAUAGAGAGGCCUGAGGUUUCCCACCUCUAAUGUAAAUGAACAUAGAAGCAGAUACAGAGAGAGCUUUAUGUAGAAAUUCCAAUACACAUGAUCCUCAGGAUGAAGCUGUUAGAAUUACAUGUGUUCUUAAAUAUUCAAAUAUUGAUGUCAUUUUAUUGAACUAAGCAACACCUCACAGGAUUUUGAAUAUAUUUUUUUAAAUGAAACCUCCUUUACUGUGUUAUGAAGCACCACAGCCAAACUUUAUUAGCCUAAACAAUUUCCACAUGUUUUCAGCAAAAUAGUACAGGGUGACGCCUUCAGAUUUACAGUUAAUCAUUUUUCUCUUGCCCAUUUUGCUUUGUAAGCAUAAAUCAACAUGCUUGAUAGAAAGUUUCUAGAUAUCCUGCAUGUUAAUGAAUGCACAGUUCUGAUUUUGGUGAUAAGCCCUAGAAGACAUUUUCCUUCAUAUUUUUAUGUUUUAUCUUCUAAAAAAAAAAAAAAUCUAAGCACACAUGGUUUUUUUUUUUUUUUUAAGAGUCUUCAUUAGCCCUUCAUUUUAAGCUCUGUAUUCAUAGAGAAGAAUAAAAAUCUAGGGAAAGGGAAAGGACCCAUGGAUGGUUAAGUCCAGUCAAACUUGAUUAUGGGGUGUCGCUUUCCAGUACUUAUAAAUAAAGAAUAUCUGAACUACAUCUGAAAGUAGGUCCCAUAAUUUAGGCUUGCCAUACGUCAGGAAAAUUCCUGACAUGUCCUGGUUUUUGGGUGUAAAAAUGACAGCAGGGAAAAUUUUGUGGGGGCCAGGAAUGUUACUUUUUGAAAUAUGGCAACCCUACCAUAAUUUCCAGGGGAUCCGAAAGUGGAUUAAGUUCAUGGGAGGGUGUAGAAUUCUGAACAAUGCCUAGUUCAUCUUCAUGUUCAUUCUCUCAUCCCACCCUCAGCAGCAGGCCUGGAUUUUUAGCUUUCUUUUUCUUUUUCUUUUUUUUAAGUAAGGCACUCUAUAAAGAAAGCUAGAAAACAAAGUGUGGAGGCAACAUUCUAAGGCUUACUAGGCAGAUGUCCUUGAAUUAUUCCUUAGGCAUUUAUGGGCUUGAGCAACAACUCUGUACUUGUUGUUGCAAAUACAAUUCAUUGUUUCAGAGAGGUUACAUGUGUUCAUCACUUCACCACAGUAUCAGGAAAAGAUUUUAACACCUAUGAAGCAGCCAUUACAUUUCAAGCAUUGCAAUCAUAUAUAGCUUUUGUGCCAUUUCAUUUCACUUGGAUGGUGAACACAGUUAUAUGGAGACAGCUUCCAAAUAUUGAGGGACUGAGAACAGCUUGUAUGCUUUCAGUUUUCAUGUAAUGCUUUUUCUUUCUGUUCAAUAGAUAGAACAAAAACCCACAUACUGUACAUGCUGAGUCCUAAUCUCUCCAGUUUGGAUUUUAGCCCUAAACUAUGGUAGAGUGUUGGAUGUGAAUGUGGCCAAUGCUGUUCAAUAGCAUCGGUUUAUGUAAUCAGUUGCAAGUAAUCAAGUUAAUCACAUGUAUCAGUGAACAUCCAUGAGCAUGGAGAGUAAAACUUCAGCUGAUAUCUGUGCAGUUCUGACAGUUAAAUAGAUACUUAAAUGGCAUUGAAAUCACUGAGUUAUAUCAUUAUGCCAGGGCUUGUCUGUGUAGGGAUGAGUUUAACUACAAGAAUAUCAUCUGCCUUCAACCAGAUCUUGAAGAAUAUAGGAUCAGGGCCCAAAAAGUUUUAUUCCAAUGUAUUGCCCUUGACAAAAAAGGUGAUAUACCAGUAAAUACUAACUUAUUUAUUUUCAGAAUACAUAUCCUUUUCCUUAAUCCUUUUGUUGUGUCUGUUAAGUGUUCUUAAACCUUUGAUUGAUACCUGUGGACAUGCAAGUUGCUAUAAAUGUCAUAUACACUUGUACAUUGUAACCAGGAAUAUGAUGCUUAUAUGUUGUUGCAUGUUUUUUUUAUUAUAAAAAAAUUAAAACUUUAUUUAAAUUAGUAAAUUAAUACCUACAGAUGUUGAUGGCUCUAUAUGGUUUGCAUGCCAAAACUCAUAAUUCAGUUAUAGGCAUGAAGUCUAUAGCUGUAUUACCUCUCUUGAAUAUAUUGGUAAGGUACAAUUUGAAAAGUAAUUAAUAGAGGUUCUAUAUGUAAAAAUAUUUUUCUGUUUUAUGUAAUUAUAUUGUAGUGUGGAGAUAACAAAACUACUUAUCUGUUAACUAAAUUGGCUGUAGAAAUCAUGUUUUUACAACAGUCAUUUAAAAGUCAGUAUUUAUUUAUAUAUGUUUUACAAAAGAUGGUUCAUUUGUGUGUGUCAAUGUUACUUAGAAUAAUCCUUGUAAAAACAUUUUGUAAAAAAAAAUGUAAAUAGGCUGCUGUUUCCUCAUUAUUUUAAUGUUUAGAUUUUGUACAUAAGUUUAAGUAAUAAACUACCCUUCUAUAUAGAAA
This is a messenger RNA of Podarcis lilfordi (Lilford's wall lizard), 91423 nucleotides long. Lineage: Eukaryota; Metazoa; Chordata; Lepidosauria; Squamata; Lacertidae. The record is from the annotation of a GenBank genome assembly.